Molecule: messenger RNA, 94053 nt
Organism: Cyclopterus lumpus (lumpfish)
Lineage: Eukaryota; Metazoa; Chordata; Actinopteri; Perciformes; Cyclopteridae
Gene: ttn.1
Product: titin, tandem duplicate 1
Exons: 241
Biological process (GO): protein phosphorylation
Molecular function (GO): protein binding; protein kinase activity; ATP binding
Source: RefSeq, a predicted model, not a curated record
AUGUCGACACAGGCGCCGACGUUCACGCAGCCGCUGCAGAGCGCCGUGGCACUAGAGGGUAGUGCCGCGGCGUUCGAGGCUCAAGUUAGUGGUUCUCCAGUUCCUGAGGUGAGCUGGUUCCGCGAUGGUCAGGUUCUUUCCGCCGCCGCUUUGCCCGGCAUUCAGAUCUCGUUCAGCGACGGCCGCGCUGUUCUGAGGAUCCCGGCUGUGACCGCCGCACACAGCGGGAGGUUUUCUGUCAGAGCCACCAACGGCGCUGGACAAGCCACGAGCACCGCUGAACUCCUUGUUACAGCCGAGACGGCGCCUCCGAACUUCGUCCAGAGACUGCAGAGCUCCACGGUGAGACAGGGCAGCCAGGUGAAGCUGGACGUCCGAGUCUCCGGCAUCCCGUCGCCCGUAGUGAAGUUCUACAGAGAGGGAGCCGAGAUCCAGAGCUCCGCCGACUUCGGGAUCCUCCAGGAGGGAGACCUGUACAGUCUGCUGAUCGCCGAGGCCUUCCCAGAGGAUUCUGGGACAUAUUCUGUGACCGCCACCAACAGCAGUGGACGUGCCACCUCCACCUCCGAGCUGCUGGUUCAGGGUGAGGGUGAAGAAGCCGUCCCAGCAAAGAAAACAAAGACCGUGAUUUCAACCUCUCAGAUUUCACAGACCCGUCAGACCAGAGUGGAAAAGAGGAUGGAGGCCGGCUUCCAGGCCACCGGCCUGAUGGAGAUGCAUGUAGAGGGAGCCGAGCUGACUCAGCUGCUGGCUCACAAGACUCCGCCCAAAGUUCCUCCCAAACCCAUGUCCAAAUCCCCAACUCAGUCCUUGUUGGUGGCAAAGGUGACCGGAGGCCGCCAACAGUCGCCGUCACCUGUCCGUCAUGUGAAGGCACCAACGCCAACACCCGUCAGGGCUGCCUCUCCCACUUCAAGACUCUCAGUCUCCCCCAUCAGGCCGGUCAAGUCCCCCAUCACCGCACGUAAGCUGGCGGCGGCCGCCGGCGACGUCCUGCCGCCCUGGAAGCAGGGAGAGUUUAUGGCAGAGGCCAGCUACACCAGCAUGACCAGUAUGACCAGCAGCACCGUCACCCAGCUGGGCCAGGAGCAGCGCUGGGAGCAGCAGGUCGCCGGGGGAGAGGCUGAGGGGGGGGGGAGAGCCGGGGCAGCGGCCAAAGUAGUCGCUGCCUUGGACCUGGCUCGCGUCCGUCAGCCUGUGCAUGUCGAGGCCUCUCGAGCUGAAGAGGAGGAGGCUGUAGAGGCAGAGUUAAGACAGCAAGCCGCCGCUGUCGAUCUACAGUAUCGAGCCGGCUGGACGUCCACCACAGCUCAGGCUGGUCAAAUGCUUGCUACUGCUCAGGGGUUCACACCUGAACCACCCCUGCCUCAGAUUCAGAGAGCAACAGAAAUGUGGACACACUCCCAUGUGGACUCUGGUCUCGUCUCGUCUCCAGUUCCACAUUUCACAGUUUCUAAAGUUUCAGUCCCAAAACAUGAGUCUAGCUCUGAGGUGUCCAUCGCCGGCUCAGCUGCCGCCGCUCUGCAGAAAGAGUUGUCUUCAUCCUCUGCCGCUACUAGAAAGAUCAUCAAGCCCAUCAAGUCUCCCAGUCCGUCGCGUACAAUGACCAGAGAGACACUGGUGCCCCUCCCUCCACCGUUCAGAGACCAAUACCAGAGUCAUGUUGAGUCACAGACGGGGGUGGUCUCACGGGAGAGGCUGUGUGAGGACUGGGGAGCCCAGGUGAUGGAGGCAGCCGUACCUAUGGGUGGCGCCGUGACCCCGGCCACACUGGUGUCGGGCUUGAAGAACACAAACGUGACGGAGGGCGAGUCGGUGACCCUGGAGUGCCAGAUCAGCGGUCACCCCAAGCCCGUCAUCCUGUGGUUCAGAGAGGACUACAAGAUUGAGAGCUCCAUCGACUUCCAGAUAAGCUACGAGAGCGGGUUCGCUCGGCUGGUGAUCCGCGAGGCGUUCGCCGAAGACAGCGGACGCUUCACCUGCACCGCCACCAACGAGGCGGGAACCGUCAGCACCUCCUGCUACCUGCUGGUCCAGGUGUCCGAGGACAUCGAGAGCAGAGAGGAGAUCGCUGUCGUCACCGAACAUGUUGAAACUGCUGAGAAACUAGAAACCGAAGAAGCCAGAGAGGAGAGUGUGUCUCAGGUGAGCGUGGCCGAGUCCGCUCCCUUCUUCAUCAGGAAGCCCACCGUCCAGAAGCUGGUGGAAGGAGGAAGCGUCCUGUUUGAGUGCCAAGUCGGGGGAAGCCCCAAACCUCACAUCAUCUGGAAGAAGAGUGGCAUCCCGCUCACUACCGGAUACAGAUACAAAGUUGCCUACAAGAAGGAGACAGGAGAAUGCAAGUUAGAGAUCUCCAUGACCUUUGCUGAUGACGCCGGAGAAUACUCUGUCUUUGUGAAGAACCAGCUGGGAGAAGUCUUGGCCUCUGCCGAUCUGCUGGACGAAGACGAAUACGAAGUCUACAUGAAGAAACAGGAAGCAACCUUUAAGACUGAAGUGAUAGCGAUGGUGCAGGAGCCCAAAGUGGGCGACGUUCCUCCCAUUUUCAUUACGACAAUGGAGCAGAUGAGCACUACCAUUAUCUCUGGACAGGAAUUCCAUAUUUCUACCAUUGAGCAGAGGAUCAUGCAUGAGAUUGAACUGUGCAUUAUGAAGAUUAGCUAUAGAGAGAUAGUGACAGAGGACGGAGAGUUGAUGGUGACUGCUGACCCCACGGAGGCCGUGCAGCCCAUCUUUGACACUCCCGUCAAGAACUACAGGAUCAUGGAGGGAAUGGGAGUCACUUUCCACUGCAAGAUGGCUGGAAUGCCGCUCCCCAAGAUUGCUUGGUACAAAGACGGACAGCGCAUCAGGCCUGGUGACCGUUACCAGAUGGAGGCUCUUCAGGAUGGUCGAGCCAGCCUCCGCCUGCCUGUGGUGCUCCCAGAGGAUGAGGGCGUGUACACCGCCUUCGCCGCCAACAUGAAGGGAAACGCUGUCAGCUCUGGGAAGCUCUACGUCGAGCCGUCCGAAGUUGUGACACCUCAGAGAUUCACACCGCAGCCAGCGAUGCAGAGGAUCAGAUCCACAUCUCCUCGCUCUCUGAGCCGCUCACCUGGACGUUCCUCCAGUCGUUCUCCCGGACGUUCUCCGGCCCGCCGACUUGACGAGACGGACGAGGCUCAGCUGGAAAGACUCUACAAGCCUGUUUUUGUCCUGAAACCUUCCUCAUGCAGAUGCUCUGAGGGGCAAACUGCCAGAUUCGACCUGAAGGUCGUUGGCAGGCCGAUGCCCGACACAUACUGGUUCCAUAAUGGACAACAAGUGAUCAACGACUACACCCAUAAGAUAGUGAUCAAAGAGGACGGUACCCAGUCCCUGAUCAUCGUCCCAGCCAUGCCACAUGACUCUGGAGAGUGGACAGUCAUCGCUCAGAACAGAGCUGGACGGUCGUCCAUCUCCAUCACUCUCACAGUUGAUGCUAAAGAAACCUUGGUACGCCCCCAGUUCAUUGAGAAGCUGAAGAAUAUCAGUGUAAAGCAGGGCACUCUGGUUGAACUGGCCGUCAGAGCCAUUGGAAACCCCCUGCCUGACAUCGUCUGGCUGAAAAACAGUGACAUCAUCACCCCACACAAGCACCCCCAAAUCAGGGUUGAGGGAACGAAAGGAGAGGCCAAAUUCCAGAUUCCUUCAGCAGCCGGCCCAGACAGCGCCUGGUACACAGCUACAGCCAUCAACAAGGCUGGCAGAGACACCACUCGUUGCAGAGUCAAUGUUGAAGUGGACUAUGUUGAACCUGAACCAGAGAGGAAGCUCAUUAUUCCCAAAGGAACCUACAAGGCCAAGGAUAUCGCCCCUCCCGAGUUGGAGCCCCUUCAUCUGCGGUAUGGUCAAGAGCAGUGGGAGGAGGGCGACCUUUAUGACAAAGAGAAGCAGCAGAAACCACAGUUCAAGAAGAAGCUGACCUCCAUCAGGAUGAAGCGUUUCGGUCCGGCUCACUUUGAGUGCAGACUGACCCCUAUUGGUGACCCCAGCAUGGUGGCGGAGUGGCUGCACGACGGCAAACCCUUGGAAGCUGCUAACAGGUUGCGCAUGGUCAAUGAAUUUGGCUACUGCAGUCUUGACUACGAAGCCGCUUACGCCAGAGACAGUGGCGUCAUAACCUGCAGAGCCACGAACAAGUACGGAGCCGACCAAACCUCGGCCACCCUGGUUGUCAAGGACGAGAAGGGUCUGGUUGAGGAGUCGCAGCUUCCUGAAGGCAGGAAGGGAGCACACCGAAUGGAUGAGAUUGAACGCAUGGCUCAUGAGGGAGGACCCUACGGAGUUACUGCUGAGGAAGAUACUGAUAAAAUUAAACCUGAGAUUGUCCUCCUUCCUGAACCAGCCAGAGUGCUGGAAGGCGACAUUGCACGAUUCCGCUGCCGAGUGACCGGCUAUCCACUACCCAAGGUCAACUGGUAUCUCAACGGACAACUGAUCCGCAAAAGCAAGAGGUACAGACUUCGUUACGACGGUAUUUACUACUUGGAGAUCACUGAAAUCAAAUCCUAUGAUUCAGGAGAGGUCAAAGUAGUAGCCGACAACAACUUGGGCUCAGCCCAGCACACCGUGAAGCUGGAGAUUCAGCAGAAAGAGGAUUUCAGAACUCAUCUGCGCCGUGCCCCAGAGGGUAAAGCAGCUGAGGCCGCACCUGAACCUGGAAAAGUACAAUUUGAGGUGGUGAAGGCUGAGAAACCUGCAGAUGACUCUUUAAAAGAGGUGGUCAAGCUGAAGAAGGCUCACAGAAUCAUCCACGAGAAAGCCACGGAGGAGUCGGACGAGCUGAGGGGCAAGUUCAAGCGCAGGACGGAAGAAGGCUAUUACGAGUCCAUCACUGCCGUGGAGCUCAAGUCACGUAAAAAAGAUGAGUCCUACGAGGGUCUGCUGAAGAAAACGAAAGAGGAGCUGCUUCACCGCGCCAUGGCGAAGGAGGAGGCUGAGAGGAAGAAGGAAGAGGAACGCAAGGUCACAGCUAAAGCUAUAAAACCAGAGAGGGUCAAGCUCUCAGCUAGCAUGGAAGCUCCGAAGAUCCUGGAGCGUAUCACCAGCCAGACUGUCGCACAGGGCGACGAAGUCAAGUUCAGAGUCAGAGUCAUCGGCAGACCCGAACCAGAGUGCCAGUGGUUCAAAAAUGGUGCUCUGCUGGAGAAGUCUGAUCGUAUUUCCUGGUUUUGGCCUGAGGAUCAUGUGUGUGAACUGGUGAUCAGGGAUGUGAGAGCAGAGGAUUCUGCGAGUGUCAUGGUUAAAGCCACCAGCACUGCCGGAGAGACUUCAAGCCAUGCUUUCCUGCUGGUGCAAGCCAAGACCGUGAUCUCCUUCACGCAGAAGCUGGAGGAGGUCAACGCUAAAGAAAAGGACACCAUGGCGACCUUUGAGUGUGAAACCAAUGAGCCUUUUGUCAAGGUCAAAUGGCUGAAAAAUAACGUGGAGAUUUUCUCCGGAGACAAAUACAGGAUGCACUCUGACAGAAAGGUUCACUUCCUGUCUGUGCUGACAAUCGACAUGAGAGAUGACGCAGACUUCAGCUGCAUGGUUAUAGACGAGGACGUCGGCACAACUGCCAAGCUCAAUGUUGAAGGAGCUCCGUUGGAGAUCCUGGAGCAGCUGGAGAGCACAGAGGUUCCUGAGACGUACUCUGGAGAGUUUGAGUGUGUCGUGUCCCGUGAGGACGCUGAAGGCAGCUGGUUCCUUGGAGAAAAGCUGCUUUCUCAAAGCAGCAAAUAUGUCAUGUCCUCCCGUCGUGGAAGACAUUCCCUGUCAGUCAAAGAUGUCAAGAAGGAGGACCAGGGAAAAUAUACCUUCAAAGUGGGCAGUUUCAAGACAAGUGCAUCACUGAAAAUGAAAUUGCGUCCCGUGACCCUGAUGCAGCCUCUGACUGAUAUAACCAUCUGCGAGGGCGACAUCGCUCAGCUGGAGGUCAAGUUCUCCCAGGAGAAUGUUGAAGGAACCUGGAUGAAGAACGGACAGCCGGUCACAGCCUCCAACCGUGUGCACAUUGUUAUCGACAAACAGACCCAAAAGCUUCUGAUUGAAGACACCAACAAGGACGACACUGCAAUGUACUCCUUUGUGGUUCCCGCCCAGGCGAUCUCCACCUCUGCAAAGCUGGUCAUUCAGACCAUUGGCAUCUUGAUCCCACUGAAGGACACUAGCGCUGUUGAGGGCACCAAGGCGGUCCUGGAGGCCAAGAUCUCUGCUCAGGACGUCAACUCUGUCAAAUGGUUCCACAACGACAAGCUGCUGACGGCCAGCGACAGAGUCCAGAUCGUGGCGAAGGGAUCCAAGCAGCGUUUGGUCUUCAACCGGACCUUCGCUUCUGAUGAAGGACGAUACAAACUGGUGGUCGGCCGUGCCGACACCAGCUGCCAAUUCUCGGUUCAGACCGUCCAGAUCGUGAAACCGAUCCGGGACCAGUCCUGCUCCGAGUCUGAGAACGUCCUGUUUGAUGUUGAGGUUUCUCACCCCGGCAUCGACGCCUUCUGGACCUUCAAGAGGCAGCCGCUCAAAGCCGGCGCCAACUACAAGAUGGAGUCCAAGAACAAGACCCACACGUUGACCGUCAUGAACGCAAUGAAGGACGAGGAGGGCGAGUACAUGUUCGCCGCCGGAGAGAAGAUGUGCAGCGCUUCCCUCACCGUGUCAGGUGGCGCUAUCAAGAAGCCCUUGCAUGACUUGGUGGUGGCGGACUCCCAGACCUCAGUUUUGGAGUGUGAGGUGGCGAAUCCCUCCACCGAGGGCAAGUGGCUGAAGGACGGCCAUCCUGUGGACUUCAACGAGAACACGCUGAGCGAGGUGAACGGGGCCGUCCGGCGCCUCGUCAUCGUCAUCACCAAAGCCACCGACGUCGGAGAGUACACCUACCAGGUGGCCACCUCCAAGACCUCAGCCACCCUGAGAGUGGAGGCUGUAAAGAUCAAGAAGACCCUGAAGAACCUGAACGUGGUCCAGACUCAGGAAGCCGUCUUCAGCCUGGAGCUGACCCACGAGGACGUGAAGGGAGCGCAGUGGAUCAGGAAUGGCGUUGAGAUGCAGCCCAGCGAUAAAUACGAGAUGACAUCCGAAGGCACAGUCCACACCCUGAAAAUCAUGAACUGCACCACACAGGACGAGUCUGUUUACUCUUUCAAACUGGGGAAACUGUCUGCCAACGCCAGGCUCAACGUUGAAACCAUUAAGAUCACAAAGAAGCCAAAGGACGUGACCUCGCUGUUGGGUGCAACUGCCAUAUUUGAGGUGGGCAUCUCGGAGGACGACAUCCCUGUGAAAUGGAUGUUCAACAAGGUGGAGCUGAGGCCCAACAACAACUACAGGAUGCUCUCCGAGAAGAAGACCCACAAACUGAUCGUCCAGGACGUGGACACCAGCAAAGAGGGAGAGUACACGGCCAUGGUGGGCCACCUCCAGUGCAGCGCUCGCCUCAUCGUUGAGUCCCUGCGAGUCACCAAACCCCUGAAGAGCGUCCAGGUGCCAGAGACCCAGGUGGCCGCGUUCGAGUGUGAGGUUUCUCACUUCAACGUGCCGUCCACCUGGCUGAGAGACGGCGUGGAGAUCCAGAUGAGCGAGAAGUUCAGGAUCGUGGUUCAGGGAAAACUGCACCAGCUGAAGAUCAUGAACACCAGCAGGAACGACUCAGCAGAGUACACCUUCGUCUGCGGGAACGACCGCGUGUCUGCCACGCUCACCGUCAGCCCCGUCCUCAUCACAACAAUGCUGCAGAACGUGAAUGCUCAGGAGAAAGACACAGUCACAUUCGAGGUGAACGUUAACUACGAGGGAAUCACGUACAAAUGGUUGAAGAACGGCGUGGAGAUCCGGUCCACGGACAGAUGCCAGGCUCGCUGCAAACAGCUCAUUCACACUCUGAGCAUCAGGAACGUUCACUUUGGGGACAGCGCCGAGUACACCUUCAUGUCCGGUUCUGCAGUCACGACAGCUAAACUCGAUGUUGAGGCCCGCGUGGUUGAAUUCACCAAAGACCUGAAGGACCUGAAGAUCACAGAGAAGAAGAGAGCAACUUUUGAAUGUGAGAUUUCUGAACCGAAUAUCCAGGUGGUGUGGAUGAAGGACAGUCAGGAGCUGGAGAUGUCUGACAGACAUAAAAUGACCUCAGAUAAGUUUUUGCAUCGCCUAAUUCUGCCAUCGGUCCGCCUGUCCGAUGCCGGAGAAUACAUCGCUGUGGCCGGGUCAAGCAUGUCCAAGGGCAACCUGGUAGUGGAGGGACGCGACAUCCAGAUUUCAGAGCCCACCAGCCGGGACAUCACCGUUGUUGAGAAACAAAGAGCGACCUUCGAGUUCGAGGUAAACGAGGACGAGGUGGAGGGCCGCUGGCUGAGGAACGGGGCGGAGAUCCAGUUCUCGGUGGAGGAGAGGUUCAACUACGUCGCCAUCAGGAAGCUGCACCGUCUGACCAUCUCCGAGACCUACAGGGGCGACGCCGGCGAGUACACCUUCAUCGCCGGCAAGAACCGGAGCACCAUGCAGCUCCUCGUCAGACUCCCGGAGCCUCCUCAGAUCGUCCGGCAGAUUCAGGCCCAGACGGCAACGUCGGGUCGAUCGGCUCGCUUCUCGGUGCAGGUGAGCGGCCUCCCGAAGCCUCAGGUCUGCUGGUACAAAGACUCCCAGGCUCUGUCCACCAGCUACAAGUGCAAGUUCCUCCACGACGAAGACGAGCACUCGCUGCUGCUGCUCGAGGUCUUCCCCGAGGACGCCGCCGUCUACAGCUGCGAGGCCAAGAACGACUUUGGAGAGGCGACCAGCUCCGCCCCUCUCACGGUGGAAGUCCCUGAGGUGGUUGAAACUCGGGUGACCGCUCCGGUCCUCAUUGCUCCCAUGCGGGACAUCCUGGUCUCAGAGGGACACCCUGCCCAGUUCCAGUGCUCCGUCUCUGGGGAAGAUUUGAAGAUGUCUUGGUUCCGAGGCAGCAGAGAGAUCCAUCAGUCGGACAUCUUCAGGAUGUCUCAUUACGGUGAAACCUGCCAGCUGGACAUUUCCAGAGUUCUCCUGGACCACGAGGGAGACUACUCGUGUGUCGCCACUAAUUCUGCAGGAAUGGUCACAUGUGCUGCGACUCUGAAUAUCGACGAUCAUGCCUUAGCUAGUGUGUGGAGCACUGGGGCCGAGACUAAGCUCAGUCAUCGGAAGGCUCACACAGAGACCUUCAGCUCUCUGUCGGUGGGACAAACAGAGCUUUGUGAGAGGCUCUCUGAGAGCUCCUCCAUGUCUUGGAGGACGGUUGAGGUUCAGAUGGAGAGCAUCAGCUCCGAGAGCAGCUUUGAGAUCAAACUCUCAGCCGGCCCCAACCUGCUGAUGGGACUGAGCGAUGUCCAGGUGAAGAGCGGCGAGAAGGCAGAGUUCAACUGCUCGUUCGAGGGUCAGCCCUUCACCGGGGUGGAAUGGGAUCAUAACGGCCAGAGUGUGGCGGACACGGAGCGGGUGAGGAGCUCCUUGACUGGGGGGCUGUUGUCCCUGGUCAUACAGGGGGUUGGUGUGGCGGACCAGGGUGUGUACUGCUGCACCGCCACCAACCAGCAGGGCCAGAGCAGCUCCUCCGCCCAGCUCACUGUUGAAGCAAAAGAAGCAAAUCUCAAAGCAGAAACCCCAAUCCCUACCGAUUCUGUGCGUAAAGUGUGUCCGACAGACACGGAGACCGCUAGAGGUCCUCCUGACCGAGACCAGCAGGAGACGGUGGAGAAGCCGGGUCCGUUGCCUCCAUCUUCCCAGAGACCCCACAGCCUCCUCAGCCACCUGUACUUCCCUGAUGUCGUGCCUCAUGACAAGCGAGGACACCGCCUCUCCAGCGGCCCCGACUUCCUGAUCAAACUGCCGCCCGAGCUGCUGGUCCGAACCAGAGACAGCAGCUCCUUGUAUUGCGUAAUGAAGGGGGUCCCCACUCCGUUCGUCAUUUGGCUUUACAAUCGGUUGAAUGUUGAGGAUUCUGUGUCUUACUCUCUGAAACACGACGGCCCCCUGUGCUGCGUAAAUGUUAACAAUGUGGGACCCGGACAAGGGGGCUCUUACUCUUGCAAAAGUGUCAACUCAGCCGGGGAGGCUGAGUGCAGCACAGUGACGACAGUAACUGCAGCGCAGCAGGAACCUAUGAUUCAGUUCCAGCAGGAAAUGAAAGCCUUCUCUAGCUCGACCAUCACUGUGGAAGAGGAAACCCGGGACUCGUACUACACCGGCUUAAAGUUACCAGAUAAAACCAGAGCACUUGAACUUAAGCCAGAGUCCAAACGUUUCUCCAGCACUUUGGUAAAGAAAAAAGAAAAACCAGUUUUCCUCAGCCAACUUUCUCCAGCAGUUGUGACUGUUGGAGAAACAGCCACGUUUACUGUCACAGUUUCUGGGUUUCCUAAACCCGCCGUUCAGUGGUUCCACAACGGGCAGACCAUCGCCGGUUCGUCUACAUACACGUUGGUUCAUGAGCGAGAUGAGUACAGCUUGGUCAUUCACAAGGUUCAAAGGGAGUUUGAAGGAGAGUACUCCUGUACUGUCAGAAAUAGAUUUGGCCAAUCAAGCUGCAGUUCUUAUUUGCAUGUUCAGGUGAAGGAGCCAGAGAAAGAGGAACAAGUUGAAAGGAGGACAUUUGUCUCAACUGGAAAACCUCCAGAAUUUACUAAAACUAUUGAGUCUCUUGGGUUGUGUGAGGGAGGUCAGACUUUCUUCAGGUACAUCGUGACCGGAGAACCACUCCCUGAGGUUCAGUGGUUCAAAGGCAGCUCACACAUUCAGCCUGGUGGGUUCUGGAUAAUUGUGAACAACCCAAAUGGAUCAGGCUUUCUUAAUAUUCAGAGUGUCAAACCAGAGCACAUUGGUGUGUACACAUGUAAGGCCUCUAACCAACAUGGGGAAGCCUCUUGUUCCGCUGACCUGCUGGUGUUCAGUGAGAAAGUCCAGGAAGAGCAGACGUUAGUGAAGAAAACAAAAGGCUUGAAAAUAUCCAUGACUGAACAAACCACAGAAUCCAGACUAUACCAGAAAAGAACUCUGUCUGAUCAGAUGAUUUACACCAUCAGCACUGAGGACCGGCAGAUUAUCCCCAGCGAGGAGGUGGGAACCCUCCGAGAGCUGGAUAUCUCUGCCGCCACCCUCCAUCUAGAGCAGCUCACCCACCAGGCGGCAGUUCUGCAGGCUCAUGAAAUACAGGAGAGUGUUUCUUUGGCUCCCACUCAUCCGCCUCAGGUCUCCGCUGUUCCAGUGAAACAGCUUCAAAUGGCCACUUUCUUAUCUUCAGUCCAGGAGAGACAGAAGAUCACUGAGCAGCACUCCGAACGCAUUCUCAGCCCUGAGAUUGUUGAACUCCAGUUGGCCAAAGAGCAGCCGUCUAAACUCAUGUCGGCCAUAUUUGAAGAAGUCCUCCCACUCAGCACAGUGAGGGCCGAGGCCCUGACGGACCGGGCCCCAGAACAUGGGAACCCGUUGAACGAACCCAGGCAGCUUGUUAGUGGUCACCAAGUAGAGUCCACUCUGCCCAUCCUUGAUGAAACCUUAGGUGUCACCCACCGGCCCGAGGAAGAGAGGAGUUUUAGAGUCAAAGAGGGGGUGAAGAUUUUAUACUCGGCUCAGUCUGCAGUACAACUGCCAGUUUCAGAAAGACACUGUGAGCCUCUUCCACCUUCAGAUGCAGCCACUCAGCCCCUGAUUGAGAAAGAGAAAUCCAAACCAGUGGUAGCACCAGUUAGUGAAACUAGAGUGGCUUUAUCCAAAGAGCAGACGUUUGAAAUACACAGACCAGAGCAGGAGAGUAUCAGGCCACAAAAAGACGUGUUUUAUAAGUCAGCUAUAACUGCUGAAGAGAAAUAUGAACUCCAAGGUGAACAGGCAGGACAGCUGCAGAGCAUCGCGUCUUCUGUGUGUCUGCAGCCUCAGCAAGAGGGAGAAAGACUCCUGAAUCUGCAAGUUAUCAGUGAUCAGGAUGUUUUACAGUCUGAGGGAAGGUUCAGCAGCGAGAAGCCCUCUACGCAGCAGGCAGAGGCGAGGAAGAGUCCCACUUUGUUGCAUUCGGUGACUCAAGAAGAGCAAAGAACUGCGGUGUGCGAGGCAACCUCAGAGUUCUCAGCAAAGACCGAAGCCACGUCCGUACAGUCGAAGAAAGAGUUACCGCCCACCAAAUACCUACAGUCGAUUCAUUCAGUAUCAGUUCUACCAAAAGAAGGGAUCCUCACCAUCACUAAACCUGACCAACAGAUGGCCAUGCAGAAACAGGAAAAGGCGAGAAGGCAUGCAGCUACAUCCGAAGAGAGAAGGGAGAUCACAGCAGAUUAUCACAAAGAUCUGGAUGUGUCGGUGACCGGGGUUCAGUCACAGCUUCGCACUGAGCCCAAGCCUUCCAGCAUCCUCACGGUAUCUUCCCAGACAAUGCAGUUGCAGAAGGAGAUGCCUUUCAUUAGCGAUGUCAAGCAGCAGCGAGCGCUGGUCCAGAAAGAGGACUACUGGAACAUCAUGCAUUCUUUGAACGUUACAGACACGCACAGCCUCGAGGAGGGUCACACCAGGAACCUAAAAACUGAUGAGGAAUUCAAGUCUGAGACAAAAGUUGAGCCUAAGAUACCCAAAAGAACAGUUUUUAUAGAGGAGAAGGCAGUUGCCAAUGAGAGCUGUACUAUCUUAGAAGCCACUGAGCAGGACUUUGCAGUCCAGAUCCAGGAAGGCCAGUCAGUCCGGCAGUCAGUGUUGCUUGAAGAGAAGCAAGUCCUUAUGGGAGAGCAGUCAAGUGAGAUACAUACGUCUGAGGGCUCGACUGUCAACAUCGUGAUGCAGCCUAAAGGCCUUCUGUUUGCUCAUGAGUCUCAGGACACUCUAACUCUCCCUAAAGAACUCAACUUUGUAAUUCAGAUUCCCAAACCGUCCAGUCUGAACAUCCGGCGUCAGCUCAGAAUCGCUCUUCAGUCUGCUGUGGCCAGUGAACAACCAGUGUUACUGGCUGAUGUCGUAGGAGGGUUCCAGGCAGUAGAGGUUCAGGAGGUGAAGGUUCAGAGAGAGCCCAGACGGGCCACUUCUACAUACCUGAUCACAACACCAGGCGCCCCCAUGGAGAUCACUCUGUCUUUUGAAGGUGAAUACCCUCAGACAGCUGACCUCAGGUCUGAACUCCAGGUAGCUCUGCACGCGAUGGUUUUCCAGGAGCAGCAGAGUCUUACAUCGGAGCAACCCGGCACCUUGCAGAUAGACAAGCCUCAGAGAGCGCUGCUCAGCUCAGCGCCCACCAAAGAGGUGCUGUCAUCUGUGGUGGACACCAUGAUGGUGGCAGAGAGUGCAGUUGGGUUUCCUUCUGCUGAUUCUCAAUCUGCAGCCGUCAAAACUGAAGCCAGGACUUCCUUCCAAAGCGCAUCAGUUCAGAGUCGGUCUGAGAUCCAAGAGUCCAGGCAGGUGAGCAGGAAGACAGUCAGGUCAGAGAGGGAUGCCAUCGCUGCUGAAGUGACCACCACUGUGCCUGUCGGUCAUGCUGCUAUUGAGCAAUCUGUGGACAUCGUUGUCCACAGAGAAACCAGAGAGGAGUAUCUCUCAGAGGCGAUCAUGAUCAGUGAGUCCUCCGAAAGUCUGGUGGAUUAUCCUGCUGUCAUUGAUUCUCUGAAAGAUGUUUGCACUGAGGAAAAGAGUAAGGCCAUCUUUACUGCCACCAUUAAGUACGUCACGAAGGUAAACUGGUUUUUCAAUAGACAAUUGGUGAAAUCUGGCAAAGAGUUCAAGUGUUCCAAAGACCACGACACAUACACACUGGUUAUCGACAAAGUUGUCAAGGAGAGGCAUCAAGGAGAAUAUGUUUGUGAGGCUGAGAAUGAAGCCGGCAAGACGACAACAUCAUCAAGACUCACUGUGGUCUCAAGAGUGAAACCAGUGUUCAGGCACAGAAUGGUCCCAGUGGAGAUCAACAUUGGCAACACGGCCAAGUUUGAAUGUGAAACUGAGGACGCUCCGAAUGUGAGCUUCAAGUGGCUCAAAGAUGGAAACCCCAUCAAAGAGGGGGAUAAGUACAGGAUUAUCAGUCGCUUCAGCACUUCCUCUCUGGAGCUUCUGAGCCCAAACAAGGACGACAGUGCUGAAUACACCUGCAAGGCGUCCAAUCAGCACGGCAGUGACGAAUGCUCUGCCUCUCUCAGUGUGACAGAGCAUUGCCCUCCGGCCUUUAUAGCUAAACCUGACCCUCAGAUUGUGUAUGCUGGAAAGAGGGCAAUAAUACAGUGUGUGAUAACAGGAUCUCCUCCACUGAAAGUUGUCUGGCUGAAAGACAACCAGGCCGUACCCAAAGAGCCUGCACACUACCAAACCUCUUGUGAACAGAAUAAGCACUCUCUUGAGAUCACCAAAGCUGAGCCGGCUAACGGGGGGCUUUAUGUGUGCAAAGUGUCUAAUAAUAUUGGGACAACUGAGUGCAGCACGGAGCUGCGAGUCAUUGAUAAGCCCGACUUUGUGAAGCCCCUUGGUCCGGUGGCGGCUGUGGUCGGAGGCCCUCUGCAGCUGGAGUGUCAGGUGGAUGAGGACACUGGAGUAACUGUCUCCUGGACCCGAGAUGGUAGAAAGGUCCACCAGUCUCCAGACUGUAAACUGUCGUUUGAGGAUAAGACAGUUACUCUUGAUAUCCUAAAGACCACACUGAAAGAUUGUGGAAAUUAUGUGUGCACGGUCACAAAUGACGCUGGGAGUGCAACCUGCUCCUCCUCGGUGAAGGUUCAAGAGCCACCAGUCUUUGUGAAGAGGCUGGAAGCCUCCACAGUUUGGAAGCAAGGCAGCACUGUACGGCUGCAGUGCACCGUCAAAGGAUCCCCUGAACUCCACGCCAGCUGGUUCUUUAACAACAGCGAGCUGUUUGCUGGUGGGAGAUAUGACAUCGCUCUAAAGGAUGGUGUCACGACUCUUGAGAUAAAGGAUGUCAUGUUGAGUGACAGUGGAAACUUUACCUGUGAGGUUCUGAAUGAGUCUGGGUGUGAAAGCUGCAGCACUAAAUCAGCAGUGAAAGAACCGCCGUCUUUCAAAAAGGAGUUAAUCUCCCUGGAGGCGGUCAGAGGAUCUCUAGCUGUACUGGAGUGUGAGAUUGCAGGCUCUGUGCCGUUCGAGGUGGCCUGGAAAAAGAAUAAGAAACCUCUGUCAGCAGAUAAGAAGUACAGGAUUGUGUCACAGGGAUCUCUGACCUCUCUGGAGAUCCACUCGUUUGAGAGUGCUGACGCUGGUGAAUACGAAUGUGUCAUAUCAAACGAGGUCGGGUCAGUAACCUCAAAGUCGUCAGCUAAACAGAGAGAGCCUCCUAUGUUCUCAAAGAGGGUUGAGAGUGCAACAGCAGUGUUGGGAAACACAGUUAAACUGCAGGGAACCCUGAAAGGCUCAGCUCCCAUCACUAUCCAAUGGAUGAAAGACUCUGAGCUGCUCAGAGAUGACGAUCCAAAUGUCAAAAGGACAUUUGAGAACAACAUUGCUCACAUCUCCUUCUCAUCCGUUGAGAUAAAGCACGGCGGCAAGUACACUUGCCUUGCCACCAACGAGGCGGGGCAGCAGAAGUGUGAGGCUGUCUUAACAGUUCAAGAACCCGCUAAGAUCUUAGAAUCUGCAGAGUCCAUCAGUGUGACUGCAGGAGAUUCUGCCACGUUGGAGUGCACGAUCUCUGGAAGCCCAGACCUCAAAGCGAAGUGGUUCAAAGACGGCAAAGAGAUGAUCAGUGGCCGUAAAUACAAGAUGACUGUGAAGGAGAACACUGCCAUCCUCAAGAUUCUUUCAGCAGAUAAAGGAGACACUUCAGAGUACAAGAUGGAGGUGUCCAACAAAGUCGGGAAAGACCAGUGCACAUGCUCAGUCACUGUUAUCGAUCGUGCAGUUCCACCAUCCUUCACCAAAACUUUAAAGAAAGUGAACGGGAGUGUUGGUAGUAAUGUGACCUUGGAAUGCAGAGUUGCUGGCUCUCAGCCAAUGGUUGUUUCUUGGUACAAAGACCAGAAACAAAUCCACAGCAAUGGCAAAUAUAAACUUGACUUCAGUGAGAUUACGGCUUCUGUGACCAUAAGUGGCCUGGAGAAAAGCGAUGGAGGAGUUUUUACCUGCCGAGCCUCGAACGAUGCUGGAGAAAAGGAGACCAGUGGUACUCUGUCCAUCAAAGAACCUCCUGUCUUCACGGUGAAACCUGAAUCCCAGGACGCUUUACCGGGAUCAAACGUUGUCCUAACAGCAGCCUUCACAGGAUCAGCUCCUCUGGUUGUGAAAUGGUUCAGAGAGGAGAGCGAGGUUUUCACUGGAGGAAAGUGUUUCAUAAAGAAAGAUGCCUCUUCGAGCUCUUUGGAGCUUCACUCUGUGAAACCUAGUGACUCCUCAAAGUACACAUGCCAAGUGUUCAAUGAUACUGGGAAGGUGGAUUGCACCGCAGUCCUCUUUGUGAAAGAAGCCCCAACAUUUACAAUGAAGCUUGAGCCUUCACAGCUGCUGAAAACUGGACAACCUCUCAAGUUGUCCUGCAAAGUGCAGGGAACCCCUGUUAUUAGCAUCAAAUGGUUCAUCAAUGGCUCAGAAAUCUCUUCAGACCUCAGACACACGAUGUCCUUCGACAGCUCAAUAGCGACUCUGGUGAUGGAGAACUGCUCUGUGGAGGAUAGUGGAGAUUACGUCUGCAUGGCGUCCAGCGACGCCGGCAGAGACCAGAGCAGCAGCUCAAUAACCGUGAAAGAGCCUCCAGUGUUUGUGAGGCCUUUCGAAUCAGCUAAGCUUGUAAAGGGAUCCGAUAUUAUCUUGGAAGGAACCGUUUCCGGUUCUCCUCCUUUUGAAAUCAGUUGCUUCCUCAAUGAUAAACUGAUCAGAAGCAGCAAAAGACACAAGAUGAGUGUUGAGAACGACACGGUCACUCUUCACAUCUCAAACUGUGAGGCUGGAGACGCUGGCACGUACCAAUGCACUGUUGCAAGUGAUGUUGGGGAGACAGCUUGUUGUUGCCAGAUUUCACUGAAAGAACCGCCAUCAUUUGUUCAGAGACUAGAGGAUAUUUCCUGCAUGGUGGGCUCUGAGAUCUCUAUGAAGUGUCUGUUGUCUGGAUCACUUCCCAUGACUCUUUCCUGGAUCAAGGACGAUCAUGAGCUCAAAGAAGACGAGCAUGUGAAGAUGUCCUAUGAAACCAAAAGUGCCGUGUUGAAUUUGAAAAAUGCUCAACUAUCACACGGUGGAAAAUAUGUGUGUCAGGCCCAGAACCAAGCCGGGACUCAGAGAUGCGCCGCCAUGCUCGUAGUGACAGAGCCAGCAAAUAUUUCAGAACAUGCAAAGUCCAUCAGUGUGACCGAGGGCGACUCGGCCUGGCUUAAAUGCAGAUUCUCAGGCACCAAACCGCUCAAGUCCAGAUGGAUGAAGGCUGGAAAGGAGCUGAAGUCGGGCCGGAGAUACAAAGUCCAGAGCGCAGACAGAACCUCUGUGCUCCAGAUUCCUAAAGUAGAGCAAAGCGAUAGCGGCGAAUACACCUUUGAGGUCUCAAACGUUGCCGGGUCCAGUACUUGUGAGGCAGCCAUUACUGUUUUAGAACCACCAUGUAUUCUUGAAAAGCCUGAUUCCAUGAAUGUUUUGCCUGGCUCCAAAGUCCAGUUUAACGUACUGGUGUCUGGCACGCUGCCACUGACCACCAAAUGGUUUAAAAACAAGAAAGAGAUUUCAUCCAGUGCCGACUGCUCUGUGGUCAAAGACAACAUCUCCACCUCACUGGAGCUCUUCUUUGCUAAAACCUCUGAUUCUGGAGAUUACGUCUGUGAAGUACAGAACGAUGUGGGCUCCACUUCAUGCCAGGCAACACUCUUUGUCAAAGAACCUCCAUUUUUCAUGGAGAAACCUGAUGGUGUAUCAGUAGUACGGGUCGGAGACAGGAAGCUGUUUGAGUGCAAGGUGGCUGGUUCUCCAGAGAUCACUGUGCAUUGGUUCAGAGAUGGAGCUGAGCUUCAGCAAAGCGUCAAACACGUGAUGUUGUUCAUGAACUCUGUUGCCAGCUUAGAGAUUUGUGAAGUUAGUGAAAAUGACAGUGGGAAAUACUUCUGCGAAGUCUGCAAUGAAGCAGGAACAGAGAGUUGCACCGUUGAGCUGGAAGUGAAAGAGCCUCCUUUGUUUGCUGAAGAGCUGACGUCUCUCCAAGUUGUUGAAGGUUCCACCGCAGCGUUUGCGUCCAAAGUGGACGGAAGUGCUCCGUUCAAGGUCACAUGGUUCAAAGAUAACAAGCCAAUCAAAUCCAGCAAAAAACAUAUUGUUGACAGUGAACAUGUGAUCUUGAAAAUCCAGAAGUGUGAUGUGGAAGAUGUUGGUGCUUAUCAGUGCGUGGUAGCCAAUGAGGUUGGAAGUUGUACUGGCUUUGCCUCUUUGUCUCUGAAAGUUCCUCCAGCGUUUGUUAAGAAGAUAGAAAGUGUGUCAUCUAUUCUGGGAGCUGUGGCGGUCUUUCGCUGCUCCGUAGAAGGUUCUCCUCCUCUUUCUGUGCAAUGGCAGAAAGACGAGAACUGGAUCCCCGAGGAUCCAACGGUUGAGAGAACGUUUGAGAACAAAGAGGCCACUCUCAGGAUUCCUUCCUGUGAGGCGACCCACGGGGGGAAAUACACCUGCCAGGUGGUCAACGAGGCCGGGCAGGACAAAUGCACCGCCACCCUCGCAGUGCAAGAACCACCUCAGAUCCAAGAGAAGACCGAGGUAGUCCAAGUGACUCGAGGAAAUCCAGUUAGUCUCGAGUGCAGGCUAACUGGAACUCCUCAGAUCAGGGUGAGAUGGACUAAAGAUGGUAAAGAGCUCCAGUCGAGCAGAAAGCAUCAUCUGUCCUACAAGAACAACCUCAGCAGUCUGAACAUGAAGUCCACUCAGAUGGAGGACGGCGGGGAGUACUUGUUUGAAGCCACAAACUCUGUUGGGACUUGCAGCUGUAAAGUCAUGCUGCUUGUUUUAGAAGAAGUAAUUCCUCCGAUGUUCAUGAGGAAGUUAACAAACAUUCAAGCCAUUAUGGGUUCAGUGGUGACCAUGGAGUGCAAAGUGUCCGCUUCUCUUCCAAUAUCGGUCGAAUGGAGCAAAGGGAAAGAAAAGAUUACCAAGAGCUCCAAAUAUGAACUUGUGCACAUUGAGAACUCAGUCUCGCUGGAAUUCAAGCUGACUGAGGGUGCUGAUACAGGAGAGUACUCCUGUAAGGUCACCAACGAAGCAGGCAGCUGUGUGUGCAGUGGAGUGCUUACAACUAAAGUGCCACCGAGGUUCACGGCUGAGCCCGAAUCUCAGGCUGUCAUUCAGAAGUCCACCGUGCUCUUCCGAAGUGUCUUUGAAGGAACGCCUCCGUUUAUGGUGAAGUGGUUUAAGGAUGACGUGGAACUCAUCACUAGGCCGUUGUGUACGAUCCGGAAGGAGGAAUAUUCUUCUUCUGUCGAGCUCCCCUCUGUGGGGACUCUGCAAUCUGGGAUGUAUUCUUGCCAAGUGUGCAACGAAGCAGGCCAAGUGAAGAGUGCUGCGGAGUUGUUGGUGAAAGAAGCACCUCAGUUUAUCCAGAAACUUCCUCCCACUACCUUUGUGAAGAUGUGUGAGGGACAUCGUUUUGAAUGCAAAACCACCACCGCAAACUUCCUGGAUGUGUGCUGGUACAAAAACGACCAAAAGAUUAGCGACGGAGGCAACUAUAAAACAAUGUUUGUUGAUUCGACUGCGUACCUCCAGCUGAGCAGCUCAAGGUUUGAGGACAAUGGCGUCUACACCUUUGAGGCUCAUAACGAUGCUGGCAGUGCGAGCUGCAGCACCGUCCUCACAGUCCAAGAGUCGCCAUCUUUUACGAAAACUCCGAGUCCAGUAGAGGGCAUUAAAGGGAAAGAUGCCAGCCUCCACUGUGAGAUGUACGGCACUCAGCCUUUCCAGCUCAACUGGUACAAAGACAAAAGGCCACUGAAGGAGAGCAGGAAGUAUAAGAUGGUCAGUGACGGCAGCUCUGCCACACUUCACAUUAUGAAACUGGAGCAGGAUGACGCCGGUCUUUACGAGUGCAGAGUGUCAAACAACGUAGGAAGUGAAACCUGUCACUCGACUAUUAGCCUCAAAGAAAAACCAGCGUUUGUCAAGAAACUGUCCGAUGAGUCGGUGACAGACGGUGAGCAGCUGAGGCUGACGGCGACAGUGAAAGGCUCGGAGCCUCUGUCUGUGUCCUGGAUUCAGGACAAGGACCACAUCCUCAGAGACGGCGACAACAGGAAGAUCACCUUUGAGAAUAACGUAGUCACCCUUGUGGUGCCCAGAGCCGACUCCACCUCAGCCGGUAGAUACACCUGCCAGCUCAGGAAUGACGCUGGAGUUGUGGAGUCUGUCUCCCAAGUGACCGUUCUAGAACCCGCUGCUAUUGUGGAUAGCCCCGAGUCCUUGAACGUGAAGUCAGGAGACAACACAGCUCUUGAAGUCAAAGUGUCUGGCUCACCAGAACUGAAAACUAAGUGGUUCAAGGAUAACAAAGUGCUGUCUGCUAGUGCCAAGUAUCAGAUGUCCUUCACAAAGAAGGUUGCCUCCCUGAAGAUCCACUCUACUGAUAAAGCAGACGCUGGGGAAUACAAGCUGGAGGUCACAAACCAUGUGGGCACAGCCUCUUGUAUGACUAAGCUCUCUGUCUCAGAUAAAUUGAUUCCUCCGAGCUUCAUAAGGAAGCUGAGAGACACCCACCUGGUUGUGGGUAAGCCUGGUGAGAUGGAGUGUAAGGUCACUGGCUCUGCUCCUUUAACAACCUCCUGGUUCCACAACGGCCAGGAGAUCAACAGCGGACCAAACUGUGACAUUAGCUGCACUGAUAAUAGCUGCAAACUGAGCGUUUCCACAAUCGCGAUGUCCGAUUCUGGCAAGUACACGUGCAAAGCUGUGAACGCUGCAGGGGCCAGUGAAACGAGCGCUUCAAUGAAUGUGACAGAACCUCCAUCUUUUGUGGAAACGCCUGAAGCGAAGGAAACUUUGCCCGGCAAGAACGUGUCUUUCUCGGCUAAAGUGAAAGGCAGUGCCCCCCUGAAAGUGAAAUGGUUCAGGGGACCCAAGGAAAUGCAGCAUGGAAGAGGCUGCGAGAUCGCCCUCAAGGACGACGUCGCCACUUUGGUGCUUCACAAAGUGGAAAGGUCCCACGCAGGAGAGUACACCUGCCAGAUCAUUAACGAUGCGGGGAAGGAAAGCUACCCCGUCAACCUGUUUGUGAAAGAACCGGUCCACUUCAUGAAGAAGCUGAGGGACAUUUCCUCUGAGAAGGGGAAGCCUCUGAGGUUUGAGGUCACAUUCGCUGGAACCCCCAGGGUCAAUGUGGUCUGGAAGAAGGAUGGUAAUCUCAUCUGGGCCUCAUACCAGUACAAUGUGACAACCACAGACACCUCCUGCAUCUUGGAGGUUCUGAACGCUGACAGGAUGGAGGCAGCCGGUAGAUACUCUUGUGAAGUAGACAACGGGGUCGGAAGUGACAGAUGCGAAGCUCAAGUGUCUAUUCUAGAACGGCCGUACUUUGUUGAAAAGAUGGAGCCAGUGGAGGUCUCUGUGGGCGACGCGGUUACUCUGAAAUGCCGUAUUUUAGGAACUCCCGACAUCUCCGUUGCUUGGUUUAAAUCUGACGGGAAGCUGCGCAAGUCCAACACUUGCUCGUCGGACUUUAGUAACGGUGUUGCCACUUUGAAACUCACCAAAACAACCACCUUCGAUCAAGCCGAAUACAUCUGCAAGGCAGAGAACCGGGUCGGCUCGGCCUCUGCCAGCUGUCAGGUGGCGGUGAAAGAAUCGGUGCGCUUUAUCAAGAAGCUGGAGGACAUUACGUUCAUAGUGGGUCAGCCACUGAAACUAGUGUGCUCGUACGCCGGGAGCCAGAGGGUGUACGUCACGUGGAAAAAGGACGGCAAGCUGAUCUGGGCCUCCUACCAGUACAAUGUCAGAACCACAGAUUCGUGCUGUCUUCUGGACAUCCUCAACAGCGACCGGCCCGAGGCAGCUGGAACUUACACUUGUGAAAUUUCCAACAGCGCUGGAACGGACGUCUGCCACGCUCGCGUCAGCUUAGAACCGGCUCGUUUCGUGGAAAAACUGCAGGACACUUAUUUUAGACUCCGAGAUCCUUUGACCCUCAAGUGUAAUUUCACUGGAAGCCAAAGAAUCUGUGUGACCUGGAAGAAGGACGGCAAACUGAUCUGGGCUUCUUAUAAGUACAACGUCAAGACCACCAACGACACCUGCAUCUUGGAAGUCCUCAACAGUGACCGAGAAGAGGCCGUCGGAACAUACUCUUGUGAAAUCUGUAACGCCGAAGGAACGGAUAUCUGCCACGCUAACGUCAAACUAGAACCCGUUCGCUUUGUGAGAAAACUGAGAAACAGCUUCUAUAAAAUCGGCCACCCUUUGACUCUGGAGUGCACGUUCACCGGCAGCCAGAGGAUUCACGUCAGCUGGAUGAAGGAUAGCAAACUCAUCUGGGCGUCGUACAAAUACAACGUUAAAACCACCAACUUCUCCAGCACCCUGGAUGUUCUCAACAGUGACAGUCGGGAAGCCGUCGGGAAAUACUCCUGUGAGAUUUGUAAUUCAGAGGGCACUGAUAUCUGCCAAGCUCUGGUUAAGAUAGAACCUGUGCGCUUUAUAAAAGAGCUGGAGGAUGCCACGUUCAGACUGGGCUGGCCCCUGUCGCUCUACUGCGCUUACAGUGCCAGUCCUAAGGUCUCCGUGAGCUGGAGGAAAGACGGAAAACCAGUCUGGGCCUCCUACAAGUACAACGUCAAGACCACAGAGAACGCCUGUUUCCUAGAGGUCCUCAACAGCGACCGCAUAGAAGCAGCAGGGAGAUACUCCUGUGAAAUCUCUAACUCUGAGAACACUGCUAUCUGCUAUGCACAGGUCAAACUAGAACCUGUGCGCUUUGUGACGAAGCUGGAAGAUAUGACCUUUAGGGUCGGCCAGCCUCUGAGGCUUCAGGUCACGUACACGGGCAGCCAGCUCGUGUACGUGAGCUGGACCAAAGAUGGCAAACCGGUCUGGGCUUCAUACCGGUACAACGUCAGCAAAACAGACAGCUCCUGUGUCUUAGAGGUCCUCAACAGUGACAGAGAGGAGGCUGCUGGGAGAUAUUCCUGUGAAAUAUCCAAUGCCAAACCUGUGCGCUUUGUGAACAAGCUGCAGGACGCCUCGCACCGUCUGGGCGACCCGUUGAGUCUGACGUGCACGUACACCGGCAGUGAGCGAGUGCACGUGAGCUGGACGAAGGACGAACCGGCUCGUUUCAUCAGGAAGCUGGAAAACACCACGUUCAGAGUCGGCGGGCCGCUAACGCUUAGAGUGGCGUUCUCCGGCAGCCAAAGAGUGAAUGUAAGCUGGAGGAAAGACGGGAGACCCGUCUGGGCCUCUUAUCAGUACAACGUCAAGACCAGCGACUGCAGCUGCGUGCUGGACGUCCUCAACAGCGACCGAGAGAUCGCUCAAGGAACAUACACUUGUGAAAUUUCCAAUGCAGAAGGCUCUGAUAUCUGCCACGCUAAUGUCACACUAGAACCCGUACGGUUUGUGAAGAAACUGGAGGACGUCAGCCACAAGCUGAGUCAGCCUCUGACGCUGGAGUGCUGCUACGCCGGCAGCCAGAGGGUCUACGUGACGUGGAAGAAGGACAACAAGCUGAUCUGGGCCUCUUACCAGUACAACGUGAAAACCAGCAACUCCUCCUGCAUUCUGGAGGUCCUGUACAGCGACAGAGCCGCGGCAGCCGGAAAAUACACUUGUGAAAUAUCCAAUGCAGAAGGAACUGACACCUGUCACGCUCAUGUUUACAUAGGUAACGCACGCAAAGUGCCUCCAAACUUCACCAAGAAACCGUCUGAGUCCAUGAUGGACUCUGUGGGUAAGACGGUGAAGAUGGAGGGUCGAGUGUCCGGCUCCCAGCCACUGGAGGUCACCUGGUACAAAGAUGACAGGGAAAUCUACAGCGCCGACAAGUACGACGUGAGCUUCGAGAACAACACGGCGGUGCUGAGUGUCAGAGCCUCCAGCAGCUCAGAUGGAGGUGUUUACACCUGCACGGCAUCCAACGAGGCUGGACAAGCGUCCUGUCAGGUUUCUCUCUCCAUCACAGAAAGCGGCCAGGCUCCAAAGUUCGACAUCCCUCUGGAGCCGGUGACGACAAGCGAGGGCGAGAAGCUGAGCCUCAAAUGCCUCGUCAGUGGCUCUCCUCCUCUGACCGUCCAAUGGAUGAAGGACAGGAGGGAGCUGAAGUCCAGCGGAAAAAUCAGAAUCACAUUAGUUGGAGGGGCGCCGUGUCUGGAGGUCAGCCCGGUGUCAAAGAGCGACGGCGGGGAUUACCUCUGCAAGGCCAGCAACGCUGCAGGCAGCAACUUCUGCAAGUCCAGGGUCACGGUGAAAGAUAAAGGAGCCAAAGUCCCCUCCAGCGAGGCUGCCACCCCGGCCGCCGCCCCGGCUGCCACCCCGGCCGCCGCCCCGGCAGCCGCUGCGCCAGUCAAAAGGCUGGAAAACCUCUUCUUCAUCGAGGAACUACAAAACAUUUCCACCACAGAGAAGGGCACCGCGACCUUCAUCGCCAAGAUCGGCGGCGAACCGAUCCCCAGUGUGAAGUGGAUGAAGGGCAAAUGGAGGCAGAUCACCCCCGGUGGUCGCAUCUCCAUCGAGCACAAAGGCCAAGAUGCCAAAAUGGAGAUCAAAGAGGUGACCAAGUCCGACUCGGGCCUCUACAGGUGCGUCGCCACCAGCAAACACGGAGAGAUCGAGUGCGGCGCUGAGAUGGAGGUCACCAAGAAGGAAGAGGCGGUGGGACACGGAGACAUCAGGACGAUGCUGAAGAAGACUCCCUCCAAGCAGAAGAGUCCCAAGAAAGAGCAACUCCACGACCUCAAUAUCGUGGAGUUGCUCCGAGGUCACGAACCCAAAGAAUACGAGGGAGUUCUGCAGGAGCACGGCAUCCACGACUUCCGCGCCAUCCUGCAGGCUGUCGAGUUCCUCAAGAGGGAGAAGGAGGUGACGUCCGGAAAAGUGGAGGUGGAGCAUGGCGGCCUUGUUGAAGAGGAGGACAUGGCCCGACUCAUCCAGCAGCUGGAGGGACGCGCUGGCACAGAGCCCGUCUCCGUGAUGGAGGACAUCAGCGACCAGACGACGGCUGAGGACCAGAGUGCCUCCUUCCAGUGCCAGAUCCGGAUAAACUACCCGGAGAUCACCCUCACCUGGUACAAAGGCACCCAGAAGCUGGACGCCGGCGACAAGUACGACAUCAGCAGCGUGGGAGACCUCCACUCUCUGCGCAUCAAGAGCUGCCAGGUCAAAGACCAGGGCAGCUACCGCGUGGUGUGUGGUCCUCACAUCGCCAACGCCAAGCUCACCGUCACAGCCAAACAAAUUCAGUUCACUAAACGCAUCCGACGCAUCGAGGUCAGUGAACGCCACUGUGCCACCUUCGAGUCCCUCACUGCCGUCACGUGGUGCAAAGGCUCAUGGGAGCUCAGCGUUGACUCUGUGAUCACCCGUCUGGAGUCGUUGGGAGAAGCUCGGCUCUCCGCUGAGCUCCACCUGUCAGACAGAGAGGUUGAGUUAGGGAGGGUUCCUCAGGACGUCACCGACUCGUAUCUUCAUGUUCCAGAAGCAACUUCUCUCCUGACGCUGGAAGAGGAGUCGCAGCCGAGGCGCUGGAGAGGACGCAGACGAGAGCAGACGCCCCUGCAGACACAGAAGGCUCCUGAGCUGAAAGAGUCUGAAGUGAAGCCUGAAGCUGAACCUGCAAAGAGUAAACCAGUGGCCCCUAAAGAGACAGAACCAAAGUCAUCUGAACCUGCAAGAAAACCACAUCUUCUGGCUGGUAAACCUGAGCCAGAAGCACGGAGGUCUGAAACAAAACCAGAAGAACCCAAGAAGGUUCUGGAAGAAACAAAGAGGGUUGCUGAGGUGCCAAAGAAGGUUUCAGAAACCCCCAAAAAGGUUUCAGAAGAGCCAAAGAAUGUUUCAGAAGAGCCAAAAAAGAUUUCAGAAACCCCAAAGAAGGUUUCAGAAGAGCCAAAGGAGGUGUCAGAAACCCCAAAGAAGAUUUCAGAAGAGCCAAAGAAGGUUUCAGAAACCCCAAAGAAGGUUUUAGAAGAGCCAAAGAAGGUUUCAGAAGCCCCAAAGAAGGUUUCAGAAGAGCCAAAGAAGGUUUCAAAAGAGCCAAAGAAGAUUUCAGAUGAACCAAAGGUUUUAGAAACCCCAAAGACGGUUUCAGAAGAGCCUAAGAAGAUUUCAGAUGAACCAAAGGUUUUAGAAACCCCAAAGACGGUUUCAGAAGAGCCUAAGAAGAUUUCAGAAACCCCAAAGAAGGUUUCAGAAGAGCCAAAGAAGGUUUCAGAAGCCCCAAAGAAGGUUUCAGAAGAGCCUAAGAAGAUUUCAGAAACCCCAAAGAAGGUUUCAGAAACCCCAAAGACGGUUUCAGAAGAGCCUAAGAAGAUUUCAGAAACCCCAAAGAAGGUUCCUGAAGAGCCAAAGAAGGUUUCAGAAACGCCAAAGAAGGUUCCUGAAGUACAAAAGAAGAUUUCAGAAAGCCCAAAGAAGGCACAAGAAGAGCCAAAGAAGACACACAAACUAGCUGAAACAGAGAAAACUGAAAAGUUACAAACAGAGGAAGCAGUGCUGAGCCACCGAGCAUCAACAACACCAAAAGAUUUGGAAACACCACAGCAAAUUCUUCAGGCUGAAAAGCCUCCACAACAAGAGAAAGAGAAAGAGCAGAUCAUGUUAAAGCCUUUCACCAAAGUCACCAAGCCUGAGGAGAAGCCAGAUAAAGUAGCUGAGGAAGAGAAAUCAAAUGUACCCAGUCCAAGAGAUGAAAGUUCAAAAGAACUGAAGGAGCAGCAGCUUAGGGAAGUUGAAAAGACUGAAACACCUCAAAAAGAAGAUGAGAAACCUCAGGAUAAAGACAAGCCAGCUGUUCCACCCAAGAAGCCCAGUCCACCAGGAAGGAAACCAGCUGAGAAAGAGAUCCCACCAAAACAAACCGGUAUCCUGAAAGGUGUCGAACUCAAAAAGACUCCUUCGCCUCGAAUGCCGAAAGACAAGGUCGAAGUAGAAAAGCCCUUCAAACCUAUCGAGCAGCUGAAGAAGGUUGAGCUGAAAAAGACUCAAUCACCAAAGAUCGAGAAGCCGAAACCGAAAGAACUUGAGCACGUCCCCAUUGAGAAGAAGCUAAAUGCUGAAAAAUUAAAACGGAUUCCCAAAACGGUUUCACCAAAAGACUCUGUUGAAGCUGUGACACUCAAAAAGGUCCCAAAGAAGCCGUCACCAGAGGAGGCUCCGCAACAAGAACAGCCUGAUAGAAGGCGGAUCCCCCUGGUGAAGGAGGUCUCUCCUGGAGCCGUGCAGAUGAAGAAGGUGCCCACCCAACCGGAAGAGGAGGUGUUCGAAGAGGAGGCUGAAGAAAGGGAAGGCGAGGAAGAAGAGGAGGCCUGGGGCUGGGAGCUGGUCCCCCCCGAUGACUGGGAAAGUGAAGGGGUCGAUGGGGAGGUCCAGACUCCAGGAACGCCUGGCAGCAAACGAGAUGGAAAACCCACCGAGGAACCACCAAAAGCCCGAGGCCGAGGACUUGGGGCGAGACAGACCCCGUCUCCUGGUGACGGUGGCCGGGGCCGCGGCCUGAGGCCCGGCGGAAAAGGCCCGUCGCCACCAGAGGAACCCUUUGGAGGAUUCAAGCUCAAAGCCGUCCCCCUGAAGUUCAUCAAGAAGAUUCAGGACAUCGUGCUGCAGGAGGCCGAGUCCAUCGGCUCGUCUGCUGUGUUUGAGUGUGAGAUCUCGCCUUCCACUGCCAUUGCUUCAUGGAUGAAAGAUGGCAGCAACCUGCGUGAGGACCCCAAACACAAGUUCAUGGCUGACGGCAAAGAUCGCAAGUUGCACAUUAUUGAUGUGCAGCUGUCCGACACCGGGGAAUACACAUGUGUGGCCAAGAACGCCGGGAAGGAAAUAACAUGCACAGCCAAGCUCAUUGUUGAAGAGCUGCCUGUGAAAUGGCUGAAAGAGCUGGAACCAGAGACUUCCUGCAUGAAGGGUCAGCCCAUGUAUCUGACCUGUGAGCUGAACAAAGAGAAAGAUGUCACCUGGAAGCGUAACGGCGCCCUCCUGAAGAAACAGGCUGGAAAAAUAGCCGUUAAUAUCAUUGGAAUGCAGCACUCCGUGACCAUCCAGAACGCCACUGAGGAAGACACCGGCGUCUACACAUGUGAGGUGGACGGACAGGAAGACAUCAAGACCACAACCAACAUCAAAGUGAUUGAAAUCAUCAAAGACUGGCUGGUGAAGCCUCUGCGGGACCAGCAUGUGAAACCGAAGGCCAAGGCCACGUUCAAAUGUGAGCUGUUCAAAGACACUCCCAACUGGAAGUGGUUCAAAGGAGACACCGAGGUCACUCCUUCUGACAAGGUGGACAUCCAGAAAGAUGGAAAGGACAUGACGCUCACCAUCAACAAUUGCCAGCCUGACGACGUCUCGGAAUACACCAUCGAGGUGGAGGAUCGCAAAUACGUGGCCAAGCUCACACUUGGAGAGCGUGAAGCUGAGAUCCUGAAGCCGCUCUCCAGCGUGGAGGUGGUCGAGAAGGAGGAAGCCAACUUUGACACUGAAAUAACGGAAGACGACGUCGUCGGUGAAUGGAAGCUGAGGGGACAGGUGUUGAUGAGGUCUCCGAGCUGCGACAUUAAAGCUGAAGGCCGGAAACGUUUCCUGACGUUGAAACACGUGCAGCUGGAUCAGGCCGGUGAAGUGUCCUAUCAGGCUCUGAACGCCGUCACCAGCGCCAUGCUCACCGUCAAAGAGAUCGAAAUGGGCUUUGUUGACCCUCUGAAGGACGUUUCUGUGCCUGAAAAGAAACAGGCCAAGUUUGAAUGCACUGUCACCAAGGAGGUGUCAAAGGUCAUGUGGUUCAGGGGGGCGGAGAUCGUCACCCCGAGCCCUAAAUAUGAAAUAAUCGAUGAUGGAAUGAAACACAUGCUGAUCGUAAACAGCUGUGAGUUUGACGACGAGGCUCAGUACACCAUCGAGGUGUUGGGCCACAAGUCGUCCGCCCAGCUGGCGGUGGAAGGCAUGAGGCUCAAAUUUGUGAAGCAGCUUCAGGACCAAACAGUGAAAGAAGGUAAAGCGGCUCGGUUUGAACUGGAGCUGACGCACGACAACGUGCCGGUUGUUUGGUACCGAAACGAGGUGAAACUCCACAUGAGCCGCACGGUGCUCACGCAUGUGGAGGGAAAGAAACACACUCUAGAAAUGAGGAUGUUGACUCUAGAUGAUACCUGCCAGGUAAAGGCAGAGGCCAAAGGGAUUCACUCCAUGGCAAAGCUGACUGUCAUAGAGGGCGACGCCGUCUUCCUGGUGAAGCUGCAGGAUUACACGGCCACGGAGAAGGACAAGGUGACUCUGGACUGUGAACUGAGCAAAGACGUCCCCGUGGUCUGGUACCGCAGCGAGAAGGAGAUCAUCGCCUCCAAGCUGGUGGUCAUGAAGUCGGAGGGAACCCGCAGGUCUCUGGUCCUGACGAGAGUGGAGCAGAGCGACAGUGGACAAUACGUGUGCGACUGUGGAACCGACAAGACCUCGGCCAACAUCAACAUCGAAGCUCGCGACAUCAAGGUCGUUCGGCCGAUUUACGGCGUGGAGCUCUUUGAUGGAGAGACGGCUCGUUUCGAGGUGGAGAUCUCUGAGGAAGACGUCCACGGCCAGUGGAAGCUGAACGGAGAAGUCCUCAGUCCUUCUUCUGACGUUGACAUCAUCGAGGAGGGUGGCAAACACACGCUGAUCCUGUACAACUGUAAAGUCUCCAUGACGGGCGAGGUGGCGUACACUGCCGCCAACGCCAAGUGCUCCGCUAACGUGAAGGUCAAAGAACUUCCUCUGAACUUCCUGUCGGCGCUGAGUGACGUUCAGGUGUACGAGAAGGACGAAGCGAGGUUCGAGCUGGAGCUGUCGAGAGCUCCGAAGACUUUCCGCUGGCUGAAAGGUUCUCAGGAGCUGCAGAGCGACGACAAGUACGAGAUGAUCCAGGAAGGGAACAUGUACGUUCUGGUGAUCCGACUGGCCGCCUACGACGACGAAGCCAAGUACAUGUUUGAGGCUGAAGACAAGAGGACGACGAGCAAACUCGUCAUCCAAGGUAUUCGCCUUGAAUUUGUCAAGCCCAUUAAAGAUGUGACUGUGAAGGAGCGUGAAACCGCAGAGUUCAGCGUGGAACUCUCCCACGACAAGAUCCCGGUGGUCUGGUACAGAAACGACGUCCGCCUGCACCCCAGCAAGGUGGUGCACAUGUCGGACCUGGGAAAGGUCCACACGCUGGCCUUCAAGGAGGUCACCAUCGACGACACCUCCAUGAUUAAAGUGGAGGCCAUGGACAAGGCCGUGACCGCCAUGCUCACCGUGAUCGAGGGAGAUCUGUAUUUCACCACCAAGCUGCAAAACUACACAGCCGUGGAGCGCGACGAGGUGAAGCUGGUUUGUGAACUGAGCAAAUCCAUCGCCGACGUCAAAUGGUUCAAGGACGGGAAGGACAUCACUCCCUCCAAGACCAUCGCCAUCAGCACCGACGGAAAGAAGCGCAUCCUGACCGUCAGGAAGGCGGACAAGGCCAACAUCGGAGAGUACACCUGCGACUGUGGUUCAGAUAAAACAACAGCCAACCUCAACAUUGAAGAGCGGGACAUCAAGGUCGUUCGUCCAUUGUACAGUGUUGAGAUCACGGAGACGGAAACAGCCAAGUUUGAGACAGAGAUUUCAGAAGAGGAUGUCCACGGAAACUGGAAACUGAAGGGAGAAGCUCUGCAUCAGUGUCCCGAUGUUGAGAUCAAGGAGGAAGGAACCAAACACAUGCUGAUCCUCUUUAAUGUCCGCAUGGACAUGGCCGGAGCCGUCGACUUCUCAGCAGCCAACGCCAAAUCCAACGCUCAGCUCCGAGUGAAAGCUCGGUCCAUCGGGCUGCUGCGUCCCCUGAAGGACGUGACGGUGACGGCCGGAGAGACGGCGACCUUCGAGUGCGAGCUGUCGUACGAAGGCAUCGAGGUGGACUGGUUCUUGGGGGGACACAAGAUGGAGGCCAGCGACCGGGUGAAGACUCGUGUGGUGGGGAAAGUUCACACUCUGACCAUCAGAGACAUCACGCUGUCGGAGGCCGGCGAAGUCAAACUGACCAGCAAAGACUUCCAGACUCAAGCUCAUCUCAUCAUCAGAGAGCCGGCGGUGGAGUUCUCCAAGCCUCUGGAGGACCAGACGGUGGAGGAGGAGGCGACCGCCACGCUGGAGUGUGAGGUUUCCAGAGAGAACGCAGAGGUACGAUGGUUCAGGGACGGACAGGAGAUCAGGAAGACCAAGAAGUACGAGAUGGUCGUCGACGGACGCAAGAGAGCGCUGGUGAUCCACGACUGCUCUCCGGACGACGCCAAGAUGUUCACGUGUGACGCCAAAGACUUCAAAACCUCCUGCUUCCUGGAGGUCACGCCUCCUCAUGUGGAGUUCAUGAAGCCGCUGACGGACGUCGAGGUCAAAGAGAAAGAAUCCGCUAAGUUUGAAUGUGAAGUGUCCCGCGAGUCGGCCAAGGUCCGCUGGUUCAAAGACGGCAGCGAGAUCAGGAAAGGAAAGAAGUACGAGAUCCUCGCUAAGGGGGUCCAGAGGAGCCUCAUCGUCCACAAAUCUGUGUUCGACGACGAGGCCGAGUACGAAUGUGACGCCAGAACCUCCAAGACCUCCGGCAUGCUCACGGUCAUCGAGGAGGAGGCCAGGUUCACUAAGAACCUGUCCAACGUGGAGGGGACGGAGACGGACAGCGUGAAGAUGAUCUGCGAGGUGUCGAAGGCCGGCGCCGACGUCACCUGGUACAAAGGAGACGAGGAGCUGCCGGAGGGCGGCCGCUACGAGCACAUCCCCGAUGGACGCAAGAGGAUCCUGAUCAUCCAGGACCUGAGGAUGGAGGACGCCGGCGAGUACAACUGCAGGCUGAGUCCGGCCGUCAAGACAUCGGCAACGCUCAAACUCAACGAGCUGGCAGCCGAGUUCAUCGCCCGCCCUCAGAACCAGGAGGCGGUGGAGGGCGAGAAGGCCGAGUUCGCCUGCUCCGUCUCCAAAGAAACCUACGAGGUCAAAUGGUUCAGAGGAGACAAGGAGGUGGAAGCCGGGGACAAGUACACCAUCGUCUGUGAAGGAAAAAGGAGAGCUCUUAUUGUGAAAAGCUGCGAGCGGAAGGAUGAGGGGGGUUACGUUGCCCACAUCGGUGGAGUUAAAGCCUCCGCCGAUCUGUAUGUGAUUGAAAAACUGAGGAUCAUCACACCAAUUAAAGACACAGAGGUGAAGGAGGGAAGUGAAAUUGUGUUCAACUGCGAGGUGAACGCCGAGGGAGCGAAGGCCAAGUGGCUGAAGAACGAGGAGACGAUAUUCGAGAGCAGCAAGUACAUGAUGGCCCAGAGAGACAACGUCUUCUCCCUGAGGAUCAGAGACGCCCAGAAGGGAGACGAGGCCAACUACACCAUCAGCCUGACCAAUCAGAGGGCGGAGCAGGCCAAGUGCACCGCCGGCGCUAAAGUGUCCGAGGAGAAGUUGAAGUUCCUGGACCCCAUCGAGGACGUGGAGACUCAGGAGAAGAAGACCAUCAGCUUCAUCUGUAAGGUGAACCGGCCCGAGGUGACUGUGAGGUGGAUGAAGGCCGGCGAGGAGGUGACGCUCAGCAAACGCAUCGUCUACAGAGCCGACGGCCUCAAACACACCCUGACCGUCAAGGACUGCAUGAUGGAGGACGAGGGCGAGUACACCGCCGUCGUCGGCGACGACAAGUGCGGCGCCGAGCUCAUCAUCAGCGAGGCGCCGACGGACUUUGCGGCGCAGCUCAAAGACCAGACCAUCACAGAGUUCGAGGACGCCGAGUUCGCCUGCAAGCUGAGCAAAGAGAAAGCCGUGGUGAAGUGGUACAGGAACGGACGGGAGAUCAGAGAAGGACCGAGAUAUCACAUGGAAAAAGAAGGCAAGACGUGCAGACUGGUUGUCAAGGUGUGCAGACCGGAUGAUGAAUGUGAAUACGCCUGUGGUGUGGAUGAGAGGAGGACCAGAGCCAGACUCUUUGUUGAAGAGACCCCGGUGGAGAUCGUCAGACCUCCUCAGGACGCGUUCGAACCCCCAGGCUCCGACAUUGUGUUUGAGGUGGAGCUCAACAAGGACCGGGUGGAGGUGAAGUGGAUGAGGAACAACAUGAUCAUCGUUCAAGGAGACAAAUACCAGAUGAUCAGCGAGGGUAAAGUCCACAGGCUGCAGGUCUGUGAGAUCCGACCUCGAGAUCAGGGAGAGUACAGGAUCGUAGCCAAAGACAAGGACGCCAGAGCCAAGCUGGAGCUGGCAGCUGUUCCAAAGAUCAAAACCACUGACCAGAAUCUGGUAACGGAUGCCGGUAAGCCCUUCGUCAUGAGCGUGCCGUACGACGCCUACCCUCGUGCCGACGCAGAGUGGUUCCACGAGGGCGCCGGUCUGCCCGUCCAGAACAUCGACACCUCCGCCGACAAGACCGAGUUCCGCCUGAAGAGCCCUUGCAAGAUGGACCGGGGCCGGUAUAAGGUAGUGAUCAAGAACAAGCAUGGCGAGGGAGAGGCGUUCAUCAACCUGGACGUGAUUGACGUCCCCGGCCCCGUCAAGAACCUGAGAGUGGUCGACACCGCCGAUGGUGAGGUCAGUUUGGCCUGGGAGGAGCCUGAGAGCGACGGCGGAAGCAAGAUUGUCGCCUAUGUGGUGGAGAGGCGUGACGUGAAGCGUAAGACCUGGACGUUGGCUACAGACCGCGCUGAUACUCCAGAGUAUUGUGUCAGCGGCCUCCAGAAGGACUCCAUGUACCUGUUCAGAGUCUGCGCUCGGAACCGAGUCGGCAGCGGACCCAUCGUCACCACCGAGGACGCCGUCCAGGCCAAGAACAAGUUUGAUGUUCCAGAUGCUCCGGAGAACGUCGCCGUCGGUGGGGUGAACAGGUACGGUGCCACCGUCACCUGGGAGCCUCCAAAGUUCGACGGUGGCUCUGAGAUCAUCGCCUACGUGAUUGAGCUCCGCGACAGAACCGCCGUGAAGUGGGAGGCGGCCCUCGUCUGUGGUGCCAACGACUGCUCGGCCACGCUGAGCGACGUGGUGGAGAACAAGGAGUACAUCUUCAGAGUCUGCGCUGAGAACAAGGCCGGCAUCGGCAAGCCCAGCGCUGCCACCAAACCCGUCCAGAUAAUGGACCCCAUCGAGCGGCCAAGCCCACCUCUGAACCUGAACUUCAGCGACCAAAUCAAGACGGCGGUCACACUGACUUGGGAGACGCCCACCAGCAAUGGCGGCAGCAUGAUCACCGGAUACAUUAUUCAGAAAUGCGACGAUGGCACCGACAAGUGGGUCCGCUGCAACGCCAGACUGUGCCCCGACCUCUCCUACCGGUUGUCCGGUCUGAAACCCGGUCAGAAGUACCUCUACAGAGUUUGUGCUGAGAACGCCGCUGGCCUAUCCGAUCCAGCCGAGCAACUGGGACCGCUUCUCGCCGACGAUCCUCACGUUGGUCCGACCUUUGACCUCAGUGGCUUCAGGAACGGCCUGGAGGUGAUCGUCCCUCAGCCUCUCACCAUCAGAGUCCCGAUCACCGGAUACCCAACGCCCAUUGCCAAGUGGACCUUCGGAGAGAAGGAGCUGACCACCGCGGACGAGCGCAUCUCGAUGGUGACGAAGCCCGCGUACACAGAGCUAACGGUCACACCGAGCGUCCGUCCGGAUAAGGGCACCUACACCCUGACACUGGAGAACGACAUCUCGUCCGUCUCCGGAGAGAUCGAAGUCAACGUCAUCGCAUGCCCUAGUGCACCUAAGGACUUCAAGGUGGCCGAGGUCACCCGUCACCACGUCCACCUGAUGUGGGAGACUCCGGAGCACGAUGGUGGAAGUCCAGUCACCCACUUCCAGAUCGAGAAGAGAGAAGUGUCUCGCAAGACCUGGGCCAAGGUGGCUACCGGCAUCCUGGACCUGGAGCACACAAUAACAGACGUGGUUGAAGGAAAGGAGUAUCUGUUUAGUGUCAUCGCCUGCAACAAGUGUGGACCCGGAGAGCCGGCGUACAUCGACGAGCCCGUCAACGUCUCCUCUCCUGCCACUGUACCCGAUGCUCCUGAGAACCUGAAGUGGCGCGAUAGGAGUGCAAAGAGUAUCUUUUUGUCCUGGGAGCCUCCAAAGUACGAUGGCGGCGCCCCGAUCAAAGGCUACGUGGUGGACAGGUGUCAACGCGGCACCGACAAGUGGGAACCCUGCGGUGACCCCAUCCCUGAACUCAAGUUCCAGGUGACCGGCCUGAUCGAGGGCCAGUGGUACGCCUACAGAAUCAGCGCGUUCAACAAGCUGGGAGCCAGCCGACCAUGCAGGGCCACCGAUGAGAUCCAGGCCAUUGACGCCAGAGAGCCUCCAGAGAUCCAGCUGGAUGUGAAGCUGCUGGCCGGUCUGACCACCAGGGCCGGGACCAAAAUCGAGCUUCCGGCCGACGUCAAAGGAAAGCCUGAUCCCAGGGUGAAGUGGACCAAGGCUGACCUGGUCCUCCGGGCAGAUGACCGUAUCACCAUUGACACCCAGCCGGGACACUCCAAACUGUCCAUAGCCAACACCACGAGAGGAGACACCGCCACCUACAUCAUCGAGGCGGUCAACCCCUGUGGACGCGCCACCGCCACCAUCGAUGUCAACAUCCUUGAUAAACCCGGACCUCCAGCCGCCUUCGACAUCUCCGAGAUCACCAACGAGUCGUGCCUCAUGGCAUGGAACCCGCCCAGGGACGACGGCGGCUCGCCCAUCACCAACUACAUCGUGGAGAGCCGGCUGACGGACAAAGAGGAGUGGGUGAAGCUGUCGGCCACGGUGAAACACACCACUUUCAAGGCUUGCAAGCUUGUCGCUUUGAAGGAGUACGUCUUCAGGAUCAGCGCUGAGAACCAGUACGGCAUCGGUGCACCUGCAGAGCAUGUGCCAAUCAUUGCAAAGUAUUCCUUCGAUCCCCCUGGUGCUCCAACCAGAGUCACUCCCUCCGACAUCGCCAAGGAUGCCGUGACUCUGACCUGGUUCGAGCCGGAUGAGGAUGGUGGCAGUCCCAUCUCCGGAUAUUGGGUUGAGAAGUUUGAUCCAGAGAGUGACAAGUGGAUCAGAUGCAACAAACUGCCCAUCAAGGACACGACCUUCAGGGUGAAGGGACUCCCCACCAAGAAGAAGUGCAGCUUCCGGGUUCUGGCUGAGAAUCUGGCCGGACCUGGAAAACCGAGCGUAGAGACCGAUCCGGUCCUCAUCAAAGAUCCCAUCGAUCCUCCAUGGGCUCCUGGUAAACCCGUCAUCAGAGACGUCGGCAAGACCUCGGCCCUGCUGGCAUGGACCAGGCCAGAGCACAAUGGUGGGGCAAAGAUCGAAGGCUACAUCAUCGAGUUCCAGAAGGCCGGCAGCGAAGAAUGGAUCCGCAUCGCAGAGGACGUUCCUCAGACCGAGCACCAGCUCCAGGGCCUGAUAGAGAAGCAGGAGUACUCGUUCCGGGUCAAGGCCGUCAACAAGGCCGGCGAGAGCGAACCCAGCGAGCCCAGCGACCCCGUGGUCUGCAAGGAGAGACUCUAUCCUCCGGCGGCUCCUCAGUGGCUGGAAGUGGCCAAUAUCACCAAGAUCAACGCUGACUUGAAGUGGCAGGCUCCCAGCAGCGACGGAGGCUCACCCAUCACCAACUACGUGGUGGAGAAGAGGGACGUGCGGCGGAAGGCCUGGCAGUCGGUCGACACCACCGUCAAGGAGCUGAAGUACACGGUGACUCCUCUGAACGAGGGCUCGCUGUACGUGUUCCGCGUGGCCGCUGAGAACGCCGUGGGGACGGGUGAAUUCUGUGAGCUGGAGGACGCCGUGCUCGCCAAAGACACUUUCACAACUCCUGGACCGCCUUAUGCACUGACGGUGGUGGAGGUCACCAAGAGACACGUGGAGCUGAAAUGGGAAGCUCCCAAGAGCAACGGAGGAAGGCCCAUCACUAAGUACGUGAUUGAAAAGAAAGAGAAGCUGGGAACUCGCUGGCUGAAGUGCUGCAAGACUCCAGACAAACAGACUCAGUUCAAGGUGACGGACGUGGACGAAGGCUCCGAGGUUCAGUUCCAGGUCCGAGCCGAGAACGAGGCCGGAGUCGGAGAUCCGAGUGAACCCACCGAGAUCCUCACCAUCGAGGAUGCAACCAGCGCUCCAUCUCCUCCUCUGGAAGUGACCAUCCCCGACGCCAGCAGGGAGCACAUCAAUGUCACCUGGAAGCCACCUGCCAAAGAUGGCGGCGCCCCAAUCACCGGCUACCAUGUGGAGGUGGCCGAGGCCCGUCCCGAGCUGAAGUGGCUCAGGGUCAACAACAGACCCAUCAAAGAGCUCAAUUUCAGAAUUGACGAUGGAAUCAAACCAGAGAAGAAGUACGUCAUCAGGGUCCGUGCCAUCAACUCUAUCGGCGUCAGCGAUCCCUCCGAGAUCUCUGACAAGGUCUUCACCAAGGAUCCCGACUGUGCUCCGACCAUGGAUUUGGAGGGGCAGGACGUAGUCGUGGUUGAAGGCGAGAAGCUGCACCUGAACAUCCCCUACAGGGCGAUCCCCACACCCAAGAUGGUUUGGCAGAAGGACACGGUGGAGUGUAAGGCUGACAACCGACUCUCCAUGAUGGUGGAGAUGAACAGCGCUCACCUGGAGCUGCUCAAGUGCACACGGGCCGAUGCCGGCGCCUACGCCAUCACCCUGGAGAACAGUCUGGGAACUGCCACCGGGACCGCCAAUGUCAAAGUCAUCGGACUUCCCGGACAGUGUAAAGACAUCACCUCCAGCGACGUCACCAAGAACUCCUGCCAGAUCAGCUGGGAAGCCCCGGAGGACGACGGCGGCACCCCGAUCCUCAGCUACACCCUGGAGCGCCGAGAAGCCUCCAAGAAGACCUACAUGCCCGUCACGUCGGGGGAGGACGUCCUGACCUGCACCAUCAAGGACCUCUACGUCAACUGCGAGUAUUACUUCAGAGUGAAGGCCGUCAACAAGGUCGGAGCCGGAGCACAUCUGGAGCUCCGCAACCCGGUCAUCACAGAGGAAGUCAAGCAGAAACCCGACCCACCCAUCCAGGUGGAGGCUCAAGACCCCACAUCCAAGUCCAUUAAAGUCACCUGGAAGGCUCCGGACUGCGACGGCGGCUGUCCCAUCCAGGGCUACAUCGUGGAGAAGAUGGAGAAAGAUGGCGACCGCUACGAGAGGGUCACCCCUAGCCUGGUCCCCGGUUUCUCCUACGUGGUGACAGGCCUGCAGGAGGACGUGGAGUACCAGUUCAGGGUCCGAGCAGAGAACGCCGCCGGAGUCAGCGAGCCGUCCCGCAGCACUCAGCUCAUCAAGGCCGCAGACCCCGUCGAAAAACCGAAGGUGACUCUCCACGCUCGUGUGCAGUCCGGUCUGUGCAUUAAGAAGGGCGAGGAGAUCCGCAUUGACGCCUUCAUCUCCGGCUCCCCGUAUCCCAAAGUCAGCUGGCUGAGGAACAACGAGGACGUCACCAAAGAGCCGACCAAGAAGGUCGUCCCCCUCGUGAAGAAGAAGAAGACAGGGGCCAAGGUUUGUGUUCCUGAACCAGAGGAAGAGUUUUUAACUCCGAUGCGUGAGCGUCUGGGUCUAGAUCAGACCCAAAGGGGUCAGGCUGCACUGGUGAUCCGCGAUGCCGUCAGAGUCGACCACGGAGACUUCACCAUCCAGGUGGAGAACACUCACGGCGUCGCCAGCGCCUGCUGCGUCGUCAACAUCCUCGACAAACCCGGCGCUCCGAUCAACUUCACCUUCGACGAGAUCAGGAAGACCUCGGUCGUCUGUAACUGGGAACCUCCGGAGGACGAUGGAGGCUCCGAGAUCCUGAGCUACAUGCUGGAGAAGAAGGACAACAAGAACGAAGCGGUCGGCUGGAUCACCGUCACCUCCACACUGAAGGGCACCAGCUUCCCCAUCACCAAGCUCAUCGAGGGGAAGGAGUACAUCUUCAGGGUCACAGCCGAGAACAAAUUCGGCAGCGGGCCGCCGUGCAUCUCCGAGCCGGUGGUUGCCAAGAACCAGUUUGAUCCUCCCGACGCUCCCAACACCCCGAGAGUCCACGAGGUGACGGCGAGCUCCGCCCACAUCUCCUGGCACGAGCCGAAGGACAACGGCAGCCCGAUCCUGGGCUACUGGAUCGAGAGGAAGGAGGUGAACAGCAAACACUGGACCCGAGUCAACCGAGCUCUCCUGAACUCUCUGGAGGUGAAGGUCAGCGGCCUCAUGGAGGGACUCACCUACAUCUUCAGAGUGUGUGCCGAGAACCUGGCCGGGCCCGGGCCCUUCAGCGAGCCCACCGAACGCACCGUCGCCAUGGACGCCAUCCUGCCUCCCGGCCCCCCCACUCCAUGGAUCGUGGACACUGGGAAGGAUUCCGUCAUCGUGGCCUGGAAGCCCCCUCUGUACAACGGUGGAGGAGACAUCCUGGGGUACCACCUUGAGAAGGUUUUGGCCGGAGAGAAGGAGUGGACUCGAAGCACAGAGUUCAGGUGUAAAGAGCUAACGUACACUGUGACCGGUCUGACCGAGGGAGCAGAUUAUUACAUCCGCGUCAUCGCCAUCAACGAUGCCGGACCUGGAGCUCCCGGUGUGACCGAACCCGUCACCGUCAAAGAGCCUGAAGAACCUCCCGCUGUGGACUUUGACUCCUCUGUGAGGAACGGCGUCAUCAUCAAGGCCGGCGAGCUGCUAAGGCUGCCCGCCUUGGUGACCGGCCGACCCCAGCCCGAAGUCAAAUGGGCCAAAGACGACGCGGAAAUCGACAAAGAGCGUAUGAUCGUAGAGACGGAGGGCAAGAACAGCACUCUGUUCAUCAGGAAGGCUGUGAGGGCGGAUCACGGGAAGUACAAGAUCUCCGGCACCAACGGAAGCGGGACAAAGACCGCAGAGACCCGAGUGGACGUGAUGGACGUCCCCGGACCGGUGGUGGACCUGAAGACAGUGGUGGUGACCAAGAAGAACAUCACCCUCACCUGGUCAGACCCCUUGGAUAACGGUGGCAGUGACAUCUUUGGCUAUGAGGUUCUGAGAAAGGACGCCAAGAUGAAACUCUUCCGUCAGCCCAUUGAGACAGCGUCCUGCAAGUGCGACGUUCAGGGCCUUCUGGCCGGCGAGGAGUUUGACUUCAGGGUCAUCGCCAGGAACAAGUAUGGCGACGGAGCUCCGGCCGAUCUGGGACCCAUCCUGGCAGAGGACCCCAAAGGAACUCCUUCUGCUCCCAAGAAGCUGCACUACACCGACAGAAGCAAGAGCACCAUCACCUUGGCUUGGCUGCCGCCUCAGUCUGACGGCGGCAGCCCCAUCAUAGGCUACUACGUGGAGAAGAUGAGGUCAGAUGGAACAGAGUUCGAAGUGGCAAACCGCAAGCUCCUCACAGAGUGCUGCGCGAUCAUCGAGAACCUGUCGGAGAACCAGGAGUACCAGUUUCGCGUCAAAGCCGUGAGCGAGGUUGGGGACGGAGAUACCUCCAAGCCCAUCAGCGCCAAGAUCCAAGACGAUGAAAUUUCUCCAGUUAUCACCAUACUGAAGUUCUUCAAGAGCAACGCCAUCAAUGUGAGGAAAGGCACAGCCAUCGACAUCCCGGCGGAGGUGAAGGGACUUCCUCUGCCGACGCUCCAGUGGAUCAAGGACGACGUGGUGAUCGAGAAACCUGAAAACGAAGAGAAGAUGACGAUGGAGACUGAAGAGGUGACCCGGACCACUCUGAGGACUAAGAUCGCUUUGCCAGAAACCAUCAGGCAGGACAAGGGCAACUACAAGCUGGUGGCUGAAAACUGCUACGGCAAAGCUGAGCACGUCGUCCGGGUCGAGAUCCUGGACCGUCCUCUUCCUCCGAGGAACAUCGUGGUCUCGGACAUCAAGGCCGACUCAUGCUACCUGACCUGGGAUGCCCCGGAGGACAACGGGGGCAGCGAGAUCACCAACUACAUCGUGGAGCGCAGGGACGCCAGCAAGAAGAAGUCCGACUUCGAGGUCCUGACCGUCAACCUCAUCGACAGGAGAUACGGGGUCAACAAACUGAACCUGAACGGCAGCUACCAGUUCAGGAUCAAAGCCGAGAACAAGUAUGGUUUGAGUGACGGCUGCGAUUCAGAGAAGGUCCAGCUCAAGGAUCCGUUCGGCCUCCCGGGACCUCCACGUAACCCCAAAAUCAUUGCGGCCACGGCGACCAGCAUGACCGUGACCUGGGACCCGCCUCUGGACAACGGCGGCUCCACCAUCCAGGGGUACUGGUUGGAGAAGAGGGAGCGCGGAGCCGUUUACUGGGGCCGCGUCAACCGGGCUUCGCUCACCAAGCCGUCCGUGAAGGGCCUGGAGUACACCGUGCUGAAGCUCAUCGAAGGGUCCGAGUACCAGUUCAGGAUCGCAGCCUGCAACGCCGCCGGAGUCGGACCGCCCUGCGAGUCCAGCGAGUGCCGCCUCGCCGCGGAUCCAUGCAAAACCCCCUGCCCUCCCGGGUACCCCGAGGUUAAAGACAAGACCAAGAGCAGCAUCACGCUCACCUGGAGCCCGCCAGAGAGAGAUGGCGGCAGCCCCAUCAAGGGUUACAUCAUCGAGGUCCACGAGGAGGGCUCUCCUGAUUGGAGGAGGGUGAACCCCGCCGACAAGCUCCACCCGUCCACAGAAAUUACCGUCCCCGAACUGAAGGAGGGCAAGAAGUGCAAGUUCAGGAUCUACGCAGUGAACGCUGCCGGAAACUCCGAGCCCGCCAAGACGGGAGACAUCCUGGUUCAGGACAUCCUGAUCGAGCCGUCAGUGUCUCUGGACAUCAGCGCUCACGACCUGCUGAACUGCAGAGCCGGGACCCCCAUCAGGAUCCCCGCCACCAUCACCGGACGACCCGUUCCCAAAGUCACCUGGACCUUCGAUGGAACCGCCGAGACCGAGAAGAAAAACGAGCUCCACACGCUGCCCGUCGACUCCGAGAUCCAGACCACCGACACGACCUCGGUGGUCCUGAUCCCAGAGAGCAAACUGAACCACAGCGGCCGGUUCAUCAUCAACGCAGAGAGCGUCGCCGGACACAAGGUGGUCAAAGUCAGAGUCAACGUGCUCGACCUGCCGGGACCACCAAGAGACCUGAAGGUUAGCGACGUAACAAGGGGAACCUGCAGACUCACCUGGAAACCUCCAGAGAACGACGGGGGCGAGAGGGUGAAGAGCUACUUCAUCGAGAAGAAAGCGGUGGACGGCAAAGCCUGGACCAAGGUGAACCUGGCCUGUGCUGCUCAGUCCCUGGUGGUUCCAGACCUGAUCAACGGGCAGGAGUACCUGUUCCGCAUCCGGGCUGAGAACCGCUUCGGGUUCGGCCCGCUCGCCGAGACCACCGAGGGCACCAGAGCCAGAGAUCCAAUCCAUCCUCCCGAUCCUCCAACCAGGUUGAAGAUCCAGAGCGUGAGGAAGGGCGCCGUGAUGUUGACAUGGAAGGCUCCAAAGAACGAUGGCGGUUCACCCGUCACCCACUACAGCGUGGAUCUGCUUUGCUGGGAGGCCAGCAGCGCCCAGAAGGAGUCCUGGAGGAGGUGCAACCGGAGGGACGUGGACACCACCAGCUUCAAGGUGGAGGACCUGACGGAGGGAGACGAGUAUGAGUUCAGAGUGGUGGCUCACAACGAGGCCGGACCCAGCCGACCUUCCACCACAGCCGGACCCAUCGUCGUCCAGGACCAGACCUGCGCUCCGUCCAUCGAGCUGAAGGAGUUCAUGGAGGUGGAGCAGGGCUCCGACAUCAGCAUCGUGGCCACAAUCCGCGGCUGUCCGUUCCCCACGCUCACCUGGUUCAAGGCUCCGCCCCACAAGACCGACGACAAGGUGGAGGUUCAGUACGACGAGCACAUCAACAAGAUGGUGUCUGAUGACAGCUGCACGCUGCUCAUCCAGCAGGGCAAGCGGCCCGACACCGGCCUCUACACGCUGGUGGCCUCCAACAGCCUCGGCAAGGCCUCCAAGGAGAUGAGGCUCAAUGUGCUCGGCCGACCCGGUCCUCCCUCCGCUCCCAUCAAGUUUGAGGAGAUCGGUGCCGAGAGGAUCACGCUGUCGUGGCUGCCGCCGGCGGAUGACGGCGGCUCCAAAGUCACGAACUACGUCAUCUGGAGGCGCGUGGCCAACAGGAAGACCUGGGUCUCCGUCACCAACGAGCCCAAAGAGCGGAUCUGGACGGUGGAGAGCCUGAUGGCGGGACACGAGUAUGUGUUCCGCAUCAUGGCCCAGAACAAGUACGGCGUCGGAGAGCCGCUGGACAGCGAACCGGAGGUCGCCAGAAACCUCUACAGCGUCCCUGGUCAGUGUGAGAAGCCAACGGUCAGCGGCAUCACCAGGGACUCCAUGACCGUCAGCUGGGAGGAGCCCGAGGACGACGGCGGCACGCCGAUCACCGGCUACUGGCUGGAGCGCAAAGAGACGACGGGCAAACGCUGGACCCGCGUCAGCCGCGACCCCAUCCGGUCCAUGGGCAUGGGCGAGUCGCUCGUGGUCAGCGGACUCAUUGAGGGCUCACAGUACCUGUUCAGAGUAUCCGCCAUCAAUGCCGCAGGACCCGGACCCACCAGCCCCCCCACAGACCCCGUCUUCGCCAGAGACCCCAUCUCCCCGCCCUCUCCUCCGACCCCGAAGGUUUCUGAUUGGACCAGGUCGACAGUGGACCUGGUGUGGAUCCCUCCUCUUAAGGACGGAGGCUCCAAGAUCAUCGGGUACUGGGUGGAGUUCAAGGAAGAGGGCACCGAGGCCUGGGUCAAGGCCAAGGAAACAGAAAUCCGUGGCACCCGACUUGUGAUCGCCGGUCUGAAGACUGGCGGAAAAUACAAGUUCAGGGUGAUUGCAUUCAAUGCUGCUGGUAACAGCGAGCCAGGAGAAGUCCCGGAGGUGCUCGAGGUCAACGACAGAAACAUCGCCCCCGAGGUCGAUCUGGACGCCUCCGUGAAGGAGCGGAUGGUGGUCCACGCCGGCGGCGUCAUCCGUAUCAUCGCCUACGUGUCGGGCCAGCCGGCCCCGGAGGUCACCUGGAGCAGAGACGGAACCGAGUUGCCUCCUGAGGCUAAAGUGGAGACGACGGGCAUCAGCUCGUCUCUGGUCAUCAAACCCUGCAGCAGGAAACACCUCGGCGUUUACACGCUGACCGCCAAGAACGCUGGAGGGGAGAAGACCAAGAACAUCACCGUGGAGGUUUUGGACGUCCCCGGGCCCGUCGGCAUCCCCUUCACAGCAGAGAACCUGACCUCUGACUCCUGCAAGCUCAACUGGUUCUUCCCCGAGAACGACGGCGGGUCUCCCAUCAGCAACUACGUCAUCGAGAAGCGCGAGGCCGAGCGUAAGGCCUGGACCUCGCUGUCCUUUACCGCCAGCAGACAGAACGCCGUGGCUCACGGCCUCACCAUCGGAAAGUCCUACUUCUUCAGAGUGGCCGCCGAGAACGCCAUCGGCCUCGGACCCUUCAUGGAGACCGCAGCCGAGCUCCUCGCUAAGGAGCCAAUCAGUGUGCCCGACCGCCCCGAGGAGCUUGAAGUCACCAAGGUCACAAAGGAUUUGAUCAGCAUCACCUGGAAGGCGCCCAAGUUUGACGGCGGCUCAGAGAUCACCAUGUACAUCCUGGAGUCGCGUAUGAUCGGCAAAGACAAGUUCACCAGAGUUACAAAGGAGAAGCUGAUGGAGAGGAAAUACGACUACGAUGGCCUGAGGGAAGGAGACACCUACGAGCUCAGGGUCAUUGCCGUCAACGAAGUGGGACCCAGCAAGCCGUCAUUCUCCACCAAACCAAUCACCUGCAAGGACGAACUGGAGCCACCGACCAUCGAGCUGGACUUCCGCGAUAAGAUCAUCAUCCGUGUGGGCGAGAGCUGCCUGCUGCAGGGCCGCUACACCGGCAAACCCUCUCCGUCCAUCGCGUGGUACCGAGACGACGAGGAGCUGAAGGCCGACCAACACGUCAUGUUCAAGAACACGCUGACCACCAUGUCACUCGGCCUGAUGAAGGCUGAGCGCGAGCACAGCGGCAGAUACGUGGUGGUGGUGGAGAACAGCACCGGAUCCAGGAAGGGGGUCUGCAACAUCACAGUUGUCGACCGUCCAACUCCUCCUGUUGGCCCAGUGGUGUUUGAGGAGGUGCACAGGGAGUACAUGGUUGUCUCCUGGAAAGCUCCUCUGGACACCGGUGGCGUCGAUGUGUCCAACUACAUCAUCGAGAAGAGAGACACCAACAGAGAAGCCUGGACCACGGUGACGUCUGCCUCCACCAAGACCAUAUGCAAGAUCCCCAAGUUAACGGAGGGCAAGGAGUAUAUCAUGAGGAUCUUUGCUGAAAACAUGUACGGUAUCAGUGACCCUCUGGAGUCCGAGGAGAUGAGAGCCAAAGAUCUCUUCAGAGUUCCCGAGGCCCCUGAGAUGCCAACAGUGCGGGAGGUGUACGGCACCAAUGCCCUGGUGCUGUGGAACCGGCCUCGCGACGGCGGGAAGCCCAUCAUCAACUAUGUUCUUGAGAAGAAGGAGCCCACUGCAAAGAGGUGGUCCAGAGCCACCAGAGACCCGCUGUACCCGGCCACUCAGUACCAAGUCCAGGACCUGGUGGAGGGCUGUCAGUACGAGUUCAGGGUCAUGGCUGAGAACGAGCUGGGAACCGGAGACCCCAGUGUCCCCUCCAAACCCAUCCUCGCCAAAGAUCCCAUUGUGUGUCCGAGCCCUCCAGUGACCCCUGAGGCCUACGAUAAGACCAAGGACUCUGUCAGCCUGAAGUGGAAGUUGCCCCGUCAUGACGGUAAGGGCCGGAUCUUUGGCUACCUCGUUGAGUACCAGAAGCCCGGUACUGUGGAGUGGAAUCCGGCCAACGAGACCCCAGAGCAGUGCCCAGACCUCCACUAUGUAGCGACAGGCCUGGACGAUGGACAGGAGUACAACUUUAGGAUCUUCACCGUCAAUGCCGCCGGCAAAUCUGACCCUGCAUAUGUGAAACAGACCAUCAAAGUCCACGACAGACUGGAGGAGCCAGAGUUGCUUCUGGACGCCAACAUGGCACGGGACCACCUGGCCAUGCUGGGCACUGACAUCACCCUGAGUGCCACCAUCAAGGGUGUACCGACGCCCACCGUCAGCUGGAAGAAGAACGACGGUGACGUUCCUUCUCACGUCACCGUCGCUGUCACCACCAGCAGCAGCAAAGUCUUCAUCCCCAAGAGCAUCCGGGCAGACUCCGGCAACUACACGAUCACUGUGGAGAAUGCUGCUGGAAAGAAAUCAGCAACCGUUGCUGUACUUGUUCUGAACAAGCCGUCUCCUCCCAGAGACCUGGUGAUCUCUGAGGUGACCAGUGAGUCGGCCUACCUGACAUGGAAGGUUCCCGAGGACAAUGGUGGUGCCAUCAUCUCCCACUACGUCGUGCAUAAGAAGGACGUGGCCGCCGAGCAUUGGGUUCCCGUCGCUGCAUCCAAUAAGAAGCUAAGUCUGAUGGCCAUGUACUUGAUGGAAGGAAUCCAGUACCUGUUCAGGGUGGCUGCUGAGAACCAGUUUGGCAGGAGCGAAUAUGUGACCACCAGGACACCCAUUAAGGCUCUUGAUCCUCUCUAUCCUCCUGGCCCACCCAAAAACCUGCACCACACCGAUGCAGACAAGACAGAGGUGUGGUUGGAAUGGGAGUGGCCCGACCGCACCGGUGGAAGUGAAAUCACCGGCUUUAUUGUAGAGCACCAGGAAGAGGGACAGACUGACUGGGUCACAUUUAAGACCGUCAGCAACAACCAUGCCCACGUCACCGGUCUAGUGGAGGGCAAGACCUACCGCUUCAGGGUCAAGGCUCAGAAUGCCAUUGGUGUAAGCCGCCCUGACACCAGCGUCCCUGUCACCUGUCAGGAAAAGACAAUGCCACCAACUAUUGAAGUUGAUGUGAAGCUUAUUGAGGGUCUUGUUGUCAAAGCUGGUGCUGCCAUUGCCCUUCCAGCCAAGAUGACAGGCAUUCCCAUUCCCACUGCCAGAUGGGUGACCGAUGACAAGGAAAUCACAUCUGAGGGCCGCUAUCACAUUGAGACAGCUGGAUCCUCAACCAUCCUCAGUAUCCCUGAGAGCCAGAGAGGAGACACCGGAGAGUACAUCCUCACUGUGACCAAUCCUGCAGGCAGCAAGACCGUUGCCCUGCAUGUCACAGUGCUGGAUAUUCCAGGGCCACCCGUUGGACCCAUCAAUAUAUUGGAGGUUACCCCUGAUUACAUGGUAAUCCAAUGGAGGGCACCCAAGGAUGAUGGUGGCACACCCAUCAUCAGCUACGUGGUGGAAAAGAAGGAUGUGAAGAAGUCAUGGGAGCCCUGGUCGGUCGUUAGCUCCAGCGGCACCAGCACCAAAGCCAAGGUGUCCAGGCUGGAGAAGGGCCGUGAGUACAUCGUCCGCGUUCGUGCUGAGAACAAGAUUGGCAUCGGCGCAGGGCUUGAGAGUCCACCCACUAUUGCCAAGCACAUGUUUAACCCUCCUGGUCCACCAGGCCAGCCAGAGUGCUCUGAUAUCACUGAGAAUGCUGUGACAGUGGAAUGGACCCUGCCUGACUAUGAUGGAGGCAGCCCCAUCAGUGGAUAUGUGAUUGAACGCAGAGAAAUGACAGGAAAGUGGAUUCGUGUCAACAAAACUCCCGUGCUAGACCUGAGAUACAGAGUCUCAGGCCUGUUUGAAGGCAACAGCUAUGAGUUCAGAGUAUUUGCUGAGAAUAUUGCUGGUAUCAGCGGGCCUUCUGCCACCUCUGACUCCGUCAAGGCCACUCGUGCCAUCACCAAACCCGGACCCCCUGGCAAUCUGAAAUUGAAAGACUGGAGCAAGUCUUAUGCUGACAUCUGUUGGACCAAGCCUACAAGGGACGGAGGCAGUCCUAUUCUGGGCUAUGUUGUUGAGGUUCAAAAGUCAGGAUCCGCCCAGUAUGACAGAAUCAACAAGGACCUUAUCAAGAUGUGUGCCUAUAGAGUGCCAGGCUUCAUUGAAGGAAUGGAGUACAGGAUUCGCAUCAGAGCCACUAACAAGGUUGGAGACAGUGAACCCAGGGACCUGGCCGAGACUAUCUUAGCAAAGGACAUCCUGGUGCCACCUGAGGUCGUUGUCGACGCAUCCUGCCGCGACUCUCUGACUGUCAGGGCAGGUCAGAUCAUAAGUUUGAUCACAAGGGUGAAAGGCAGACCAGACCCAGAGAUCACAUGGACCAAGGAUGCCAGAGCUGUAUCCCGGGACAAGCGCAUUGAGAUGAACAACAACUAUCCUCUGUGUGAACUGGUCAUUAGCGAUGCAGUCAGGUCAGACUACGGUAAAUAUGCCAUCAACGCCAAGAACAGUAGUGGACAGGCACAAGCCACCAUUAUUGUCAAUGUUCUGGACACACCAGGGGCUUGCCAGAACCUGAAAGUGGCUUAUGUGACCAAGAACUCAGGCAUGGUUUCCUGGGAGAACCCUGAAGACAAUGGAGGCACUGAGAUCAACCAGUACCUUAUUGAGUGUCGUCAGUCCAGCCAGAGAGGAUGGACUGUGGUGUCCAAUGACUGCACCAAGCGCUUAAUAAAGGCCCCUCUUACUGAAGGCUGUGAGUACUUCUUCCGUGUCAGCGCAGAGAACAAGAUUGGUGCUGGUCCAGCUACUGAGACCAAGAACCCUGUGCUAGCAGUUGAUCCCAUUGAGAAGCCUGGUGAACCCAUUGACUUGCACAUUUCUGAGAUCGGCAAGACCUUCUGCUUCCUCAAGUGGAGGAAACCAGACUAUGAUGGAGGUAGUCGUAACCUGGGUUAUCAUGUUGAGAAGAAACCAAAGGAGGCUGAGGAGUGGGAGAGGCUUCAUAAGGGUGCUAUCAAGGAGACUUACUUCAUGGCUGACAGGUGCAUCGAAAACCAGAUCUAUCAAUUCAGAGUUCAGACUAAGAAUGAGGGAGGCGAGAGUAACUGGGUGGCCACACCUGAAGUCCUGGUUAAGGAACAGCUAGUGGAGCCUGAAGUCAAGAUUAAACUGGAUGGAACAAUCGUGGUCAAGGCAGGAGACUCCAUUCCUAUUGAGGCAACAGUGAAGGGCAAACCCCAGCCUGAUGUCAAAUGGACCAGAGAUGAGAGCACAAAGGAGAUAAGGAAGGGCCCCAGGCUUCAGAUCGAAACCGGUGCUGACUUUUCAAAGCUGCUGAUUACCGGCGCCAGGCGCACUGACACUGGUAAAUAUGUUGUAACCGCCUCAAACAGUGCAGGAACCAGCUCUGCUCAUGCUAAGCUCAAUGUACUGGAUAGACCAGGCCCCAUCAACGACCUCAAGGUGUCUGGUAUAACCAUCGACAGAUGCCAUUUGGCAUGGGAAGUGCCAGAGGAUAAUGGUGGCUGUGAUAUCUACAACUACAUCAUUGAGAAAUGUGAGACCAAGAGGGGAGUCUGGUCGGUCCACUCCAAUGCUGUCAUCACCAAUAAAGCUAACGUCACCCGUCUCAUUGAGGGCAAUGAGUAUGUCUUCAGAGUUCGUGCUGAGAAUAAGAUGGGUCCUGGCCCUGCAGUGGAGAGUGAAUCGAUUGUUGCAGGCACCCAGUUCAGUGUACCUGAUGCUCCUGAGGCACCAGAGGUCACCAAGAUUGCCAAAGAAGAGAUGACUGUGCAAUGGUCAGAGCCCGAGAGAGAUGGUGGAAAGCCAAUCACAGGGUAUCUGUUGGAGAAGAGGGAAGAGCAUGCUGUUAGGUGGUCGCCUGUCAACAAGGAUCCAAUCCCUACUACUCGUUUCACGGUUACUGGACUUCUGCCACUCCAUGACUACCAGUACAGAGUCAAGGCUGUCAAUGAAAUUGGCAAUGGAAGCCCAAGCAAGCCUUCAUGUGCCAUCACUGCCAAGGACACAGUUGAGCCUCCUGCACCUCCUACCAACAUGAAGGUCCUGGACAGCACCAAGUCCUCCAUCACCCUGGGCUGGACCAAACCUGUAUCAGAUGGUGGAGCUCCCAUCAUUGGCUACGUUGUAGAGAUUAGGGCGCAGGGAAGUGUCAAGAAAGGGGACGAUGGUUGGAAGAGGUGCAAUGUGGCAGCUCAGCUGAUCGUGUGCGAGUUCACGGUCUCAAGUCUGAAUAACGAGCUUGUGUAUGAGUUCAGAGUGUCAGCUCAGAACCAGGUGGGCAUGAGCCUGCCCUGUGACCUGGAGGGGGGUGUGAUCCCCAGGGAGAUUCUAGAGGCACCAGAGAUUGACUUGGACGCAAGUUUGAAGCAGGGUCUGACGGUGAGAGCCGGCUGUCCUAUCAGACUAUGCGCCACCAUCAGGGGUAGACCGCCACCCCAGGUCACUUGGAGGAGGAUGGGUAUUGACAACGUGGUCAGGAAGGGAAAAGUCGACAUCAUUGACACCAUGACUUUCCUGGUCAUCCCCGACAGCACCCGCAAUGACUCUGGCAAAUACUGCCUGACGCUUCGCAGUCCUGCCGGAGAGAAGGCUGUAUUUGUCACCGUUAAGGUUCUGGACACUCCGGGACCGGUGGUGGAUCUGGAAGCGACCGACAUCAAACAGACAUCAGCUCUGCUGUCCUGGAAUCCUCCAGAGAUCGAUGGUGGCAGCGAAGUCACUCACUACAUUGUUGAGAAGCGCGAGAUCGACCGCAAGACGUGGGCAACUGUCAAAGCCGAGGUUGCAAAGGAUAAGAUUCCCUUCAAAGUCAGCGGUCUCAUGCCAGGCACCGAAUACUACUUCAGAGUCACAGCUGUCAAUGAGUAUGGUUCUGGAGUUCCUAAGGUGUCACCCACUUCCUACAUGGCCUCCGAUCCUGUCAGCAAGCCCGAUCCUUGUGAGAAGAUCGAAGUUCUGGAGAUCACUAAGAACAGUGCCGCAGUCGGCUGGGUGAAGCCCGCAAGAGAUGGUGGUGCCAAGAUUGAUGGUUAUAUCAUUGAAUACAUUGAGGUCAAGCCUCCUCCAGAGCCUCCAGCACCUGUGGAGGUUUAGGGAGAGGAAGCUCCUCCACCACCUACAGUGGUAGAGGAGGAUGAAGAACCUGAAAAGGAAGUGUGGAACUCCUACACCACAGUGAAAGGUUUGACAAUCAGCAUCAGCGGCUUGAAGGAGGGCAAGAGGUACAAGUUCAGAGUGGCUGCUAAGAACAUCAUGGGCCACAGCUCGUUCACCGAGACCAGGGAGCCAAUCGAGAUCAAGGAACAGAUGAUGGAACCAAAGAUCGUCAUGCCAGAGACAGUGAGCGCCAGAGCCGGAGCCAAGCUCAGAGUGGAGGCGCUGGUUUCUGGAAAACCCACCCCGGCCUGCAAAUGGAUGCGUGGUGAGGACGCAGUGGUCCCGUCCAGCCGUCUGGCCGUGCACCAGUCUGGCAGCAUCUGUGUCCUGAUCAUCAAAGACGUGUCAAGGACUGACAGCGGAGAGUACAGCCUGGUGGCUGAGAACAGCUCCGCAAAGGUGGUUGAGUCCCUGAAGAUGGUCAUUCGAGACAUCCCCGGCGCUCCCGAAGGCCCCGUAGAGAUCAGCGACAUUGACUCUGAUGCCUGCUCCCUGUCCUGGAACAAACCAUUGGAGGACGGAGGCAGCAAUAUCACCAACUAUGUGGUGGAGAAAUGUGAUGUGACACGAGGCGACUGGGUGACGGCAACCUCUUCUGGUCAGAAAACCAGUUGCAGGCUUGGGAAACUCAUCCCUGGGAAGGAGUAUGCAUUCCGUAUACGUGCUGAGAACCGCUUCGGGGUGUCGGACCCUAUUCAGUCCGACAGGAUGGUUGCAAAGUUCCCCUUCGAUGUUCCGAGUGAGCCCCUCAACUGCCGUAUCAACAAGACCAACAAGGACUGUAUGUUCGUUGCCUGGGAUAAGCCCGAGACCGACGGCGGCAGUCCCAUCACAGGCUACUACAUCGAGCGUAAGGAGAGGAACAGCCUGCUGUGGGUGAAGGCCAACGACACUGUCGUACGCACCACUGAGUACCCAUGUGCCGGCCUCAUCGAGGGCCUGGAAUACACUUUCAGAGUGUCCGCCAUCAACCGCGCUGGCCAGGGCAAACCAUGCAAGAAGACUGACUUUGUCACGGCUAGAACACCUGUUGAUACUCCAGGUAAACCUGAGAUCCUGGAUGUAACCAAGAACUCGGUCACUCUGGUUUGGACCCGUCCCAAGAACGACGGUGGGAGCAAGAUCAUUGGCUACUACGUCGAGGCCAUGCAGUUGCCAGGAGACACCUGGAUACGCUGUAACACCAGUAGCCAGAAUGUCCCAAGAGAGGAGUAUACAGUGACUGGUCUGGAAAGAGACCUGCAGUACCAGUUUAGAGUAUUCGCCAAAACCGCCGUCAAUAUGAGCAAACCCUCUGAGCCCACAGACCCCGUGUUGGUCUGUGCCGAGAAUGUUCCUCCAAGGGUGGAGCUCAACGCUAAGAUGCAGAAAGGUUUGAAGGUGAAGGCCGGAACCACAAUCCUCCUGGAGGCUGAGGUGUUCGGUAAGCCAAUGCCCAGAGUGACGUGGAAGAGAGCUGAUGACAACCUGAAAUCAGGUGAAGGCCAGAUCCUCAGCCACGAGAGGAAUCACUUCCAGCUGGAGAUGACAGAAGUCACCAAGGAGCACACAGAAACCUACAUCAUUCUGGCAGAGAAUGCUAGCGGCUCCAAGACUGCCGAAAUCCAGGUCAACGUCCUGGAUGUGCCUGGCCCUCCUGCCAGUGCCAAAUGUGUUGAGGUGUUUGCCACCAGUAUCAAGAUGUCCUGGGAGCCUCCUCUGAAGGAUGGCGGCGCUCCCAUCAGCAACUACAUUUUCGAUAAGCGUGAGACUAGCAGAGCUAACUGGGCCCAGGUCUCCGCCAAGAUCAAAGGCAAUGUCCUUGAGUUCAAUGUGGAGAAGCUGAUUGAGGGUCGCGAGUACCAGUUCCGAAUCCGUGCUGAGAACACAUGGGGAGUCGGAGACCCCCUCAUCACCAACCCUGUAGUCGCCAAGAACCCAUUCACUGUCCCUGGCCCUUGCGAGGCCCCAGUGAUCACCAAUGUGAGCAAAGAUCGUAUGACAGUGAGUUGGAAGGAGCCUGCCGAUGAUGGAAAGUCCACCGUCCUAGGUUACAUGUUGGAAAAGAAAGAGAAUAAAGAGAUAAACUGGACAAAGCAGACCAGGAAGCCCAUGACAGAGAGGAGCCUGGAGGUCACAGGCCUAACAGAGGGAGCUGAGUACGAGUUUAGAGUCAGCGCCGUCAACGUGGCAGGAGUGGGCAAGCCCAGCUGGCCCUCCACUGGCACCACUGCACAGAAUCCUAUCACUCCUCCUGGCCCUGUUGUGAACCCCAGUGUGAUAGACACAACCAACAGCACCAUCAGCCUAACCUGGACUGCCCCCGCCAACGAUGGUGGAAGUCCUAUCAUUGGAUACUUGGUGGAAUGCAAGAAGACCGACACCACAGACUGGAUCCGCUGCAACGUCCCCAGGAACCUGCAGGACACCAGCUACACCAUCCAGAACCUCAUUCACAAGGCCGAGUACCAGUGCCGCAUCACUGCUGUCAACAAGGUUGGCUUCAGCGAGCCAGUUGAAGUACCCGGCAAGCAUGUUGCCAAAAACAUCAUCAUUGCUCCAGAGGCGGAGCUGAGUGCGGAGCUGAAGGAAGGCCUUGAGCUGCGUGCCGGUGCAACCAUGAGGCUGCAUGCCAUCAUCAAGGGCAGUCCCAUUCCCAAGAGCACCUGGGCAAAGAUGAACACCAACAUCAAGGACCGCCAGGGUGUUGUCAUUAAAUACACCAGCACUGACGCCCUGGUGGUGGUGGAGAAUGUCAACAGAUAUGAUGCUGGCAAAUACAUUCUGAGCCUGGAGUGCUUGGCUGGCGUAAAGAUGUACACCAUUGUUGUCAAGGUUAUUGAUACUCCCGGCCCACCAGUCAACCUCACGGUGAAGGAGUCAAACAAAGACAGCGCCUCCAUCUACUGGGACCCUCCUCAGCUUGACGGUGGCUAUGAAGUCACUCACUACAUCGUGGAGAAGCGUGACACUGAGAGGAAGGCCUGGUCCAUCAUCUCCAACAACUGCACCAAGACAUUGUUCAAGGUGCCGGACCUGGAUGCCGGACGGUCCUACUGUUUCAGAGUGUCGGCAGUUAACGAGCUCGGUGCCGGAGAGUGUUGCGAGACAGCCGACUCAGUCAAAGCAUCUGAGGAGCCUGGGCCUGUCAUGGACUUCAAGACUCUGCUGGUUACCAAGUACUCUUGCACUCUAAGCUGGAAGAAACCCCUCACCGAUGGUGGCAGCCGCAUCAUCUGCUACGUAUUGGAGGUUCUCAAUGGUGACGACAAAUACAAGGAGCUAAUGAGGUCCAAGAACAUGCAGUACAGCGCCAAGGACCUGGUAGAGGGCAAAGAGUACACCUACAGAGUCAAGGCUGUGAAUGACUCAGGAGAGAGUGCUGUCAAGGAGCUGAAUGUGGUCGCCAAAGACCAGAUCAUUCAUCCCAGCUGUGACCUGAGGGAGCUGCCCAACAUGUGCUACAUUGCCAAGGAGGGCAGCAUUGUUCGUCUAAAGAUCCCGAUCAUCGGCAAACCCACUCCCAAGGUCUCCUGGAAGAAGGGAGAUGAGGAGAACCUGACAGACACCGGCCGAGUAUGCGCAGAGUCUUCCGCAGUCAACACCACCCUCCUGAUCAGGGACUGCCUGAGGAGUGAUGCUUCCAAGUACACCAUCACCCUGAGGAAUAGCGCUGGAAGCAAGGAGUCCACUAUCUUCAUUAGGGUGGUGGGCAAACCUGGCAUUCCUAUUGGACCCAUUAAGUUCAAAGAUGUUACGGCCGACGGUGCUACGCUGAAGUGGGUUGCUCCUAAGGAUGACGGUGGCUCAGAGAUCACAAACUACAUCCUAGAAAAGAGGGACUCAGUCACACACAUGUGGGUGACUGUGUGCUCCACUGUGGAGACCAACACCAUGAGGGUGACUGGUCUCCAUGAGGGCACAGAGUACAUCUUCAGAGUUUGUGCUGAGAACAAAUAUGGCGUUGGAGAGGGACUCAAGUCUGAGCCAAUUGUUGCUAAACAUCCAUUCAAUGUUCCUGAUGCUCCUCUUCCACCUCAAAUCAUGAGCAUGCGCCACAACUCUGCUUACCUGGCCUGGUCUGACCCCAGGAAGACUGGAGGGUCACCCAUCACAGGCUACCAUGUUGAGUUCAAGGAGAGGAACAGUAUGUUGUGGAAGAGAGCGAGCCCGUCUGCUUUGAGGAUGAAGGAACACAAGGUAACUGGGCUGACUGAAGGUCUGGAAUACGAGUUCAGAGUCAUGGCAAACAACCUGGCUGGCACUGGCAGACCAAGUGCUCCCACCGAUCCACAGGUGGCCUUGGAUCCCAUUGAUGCCCCUGGGAAACCUGAUGUGAUCAGCAUCACCCGAAGCACCGUGACCCUCCAGUGGAUCGAGCCACAGUCUGAUGGUGGCCACAGACUGACCGGCUAUAUCGUUGAGAGGCGCGACCUGCCCUCUAAGAUCUGGGUGAAGGCCAACAACGUUAAUGUUGUGGAACCUGCAUUCACUGUCACUGAUUUGCAGGAGGGCUGUAAAUAUGAAUUCAGAAUCAGGGCAAAGAAUUCCGCUGGCGCCAUCAGCCCGCCCUCCGAGCAGACAGAUACUAUAAUCUGCGCAGAUGAAUAUGCUGCCCCAACUAUUAUCAUUGAAGCUCAGGUAAAGGAGGGUCUGACCGUCCGAGCCGGCGACACUAUUGUCAUCACUGCCACAAGCAUUUUAGGCAAACCUGCGCCAACCUCAUGCUGGUCAAAGGGAGGAAAGUAUUUCAAACCCUCUGAUCUUGUUCAUAUUGAGACCACUGCAACUUCCUCCACUCUGUCCGUCAAGUAUGCCGGCAGGAAGGACUCUGGGGAGUAUGUCAUCACUGCCAGCAAUCCCUUUGGUGUAAAUGAAGAAACCGUCAAAGUCACCGUUCUGGAUGUUCCUGGAGUUCCUGGACCCAUUGAAACCAGUGGUGUGUCGUCUGAAAAGGUGACUCUUACCUGGACAGCUCCUACCGAGGAUGGAGGCUCUCCAAUCAAGUAUUACACCAUUGAGAAGAGAGAAACCAGCCGCCUGCUCUGGACUAUCCUGGAAGAGAAGGUCAUCGACUGUCACUAUGUCGCUACCAAACUCAUCCAAGGCAAUGAGUACUUCUUCAGAGUCUCUGCCCUAAACCAGUACGGUACCGGUGAGGCAUCUCACUCCGAGGCAGUCAAGAUGGUUGAUAGAUUCGGUCCUCCUGGUUCCCCAUCUAAACCAGAAGUUGACAAAGUCGAUGGACAUUCAGUCACUGUAACCUGGAGGAGACCAGCCGAGGAUGGAGGAAGUGACAUCAUAGGUUACUGUGUUGAGAAGAAGGAGAAAAAGGGCAUGAGAUGGGUCAGGGCAUCCAAGAAAUCCCUUGCUGAGCUCAGCUAUGAAGUCACCGGUCUCACUGAGGGCAUAGAGUACGAGUUCCGUGUUCUUGCUGAGAACAGAGCUGGCGUUGGAGAGCCAAGUGAACCAUCUAUGCCGGUCAGAACAAUAGUCGCUGCCUAUGUGCCUGGACCUCCAUUCAAUCCAAGAGUCACAGACACAACCAAGAGGACUGCCACUCUGAACUGGGGGAAACCUCUUGAUAAUGGUGGACUUGAAGUGACUGGAUAUAUGAUUGAACACAAGAAGGAAGGAACAGAAGAAUGGGUGAAGGACACCCCUUCAUCUCCACUUAGGAUCACAGAGUUUGUUGUUCCCGGGCUGGAAACUGGUGCAAAAUACCACUUCAGGAUUAGCGCUGUAAAUGCUAAGGGAGCAGGUGAACCUGCUGAAACUCAGGAACUGUUUGAGAUUGUGGAGCGUCCAGCUGAACCCGAUUUGGAGCUGGAUGUUGAGCUGAGAAGAACCCUUGUCGUCAGAGCUGGCUGCUCCAUUCGCCUCUUUGUACCAAUCAAGGGACGGCCAACACCUACUGUCACCUGGACUAAGGAGGGUGGUCCCGUUCCACGUGCCGUCAUUGACAGCACAGAGUCAUUCACAAUGCUGAUCAUCCCUGAGAGUUCAAGGAUUGAUGUGGGUAAAUAUGAGCUGACCCUCGAAAACUCAGCUGGAAAGAAGAGUGCCGCUGUACAUGUGAGAGUUCUGGACUCACCUGGACCUCCACUUAACCUAAAACCAGUCAAGAUUGACAAGGAAAGCAUUACUCUUCAGUGGGAGAUGCCUCUCAUUGAUGGUGGAGCCAAGAUCACCAACUACAUCAUUGAGAAGAGAGAAUCAACACGCAAGGCUUUUGCUACUGCUGUUACAAAAUGCCCAAGCACCUCAGUCAGGAUAGGAGAUCUAGGUGAAGGCUGUGAGUACUAUUUCAGAGUGUCUGCCGAGAAUGAGUAUGGCAUUGGUGAGGCGGCUGAAACUGCUGAUCCAAUUCGUGCAUCGCAGACACCAACUCCUCCAGAGAGCAUUAUUCCUACUGAUAUCACCAAAAACUCUGUGAGUCUGGCCUGGACCAAACCCAAGCAUGAUGGUGGAAGCAGAAUUACGGGAUAUGUCCUUGAAGCCCAGAAGAAGGGAACUGAUCCGUGGGCACAUGUAACAGCAGUCAAGAACAUGGACUUCACAGUGAAGAAUCUUAAUGAGACGGAGGAGUACAUUUUCCGCGUAAUGGCUGUCAACAAUUCAGGUAGAAGCGUUCCACGUGAGAGCAAACCCAUUGUUGUCAAAGAUUCUACUUUGCUGCCACAGUUCGACCUCCGUGGUGUAUGUCAGAAGACUGUUAUUGCCAAGGCAGGAGAUGAUAUCAAGGUGGAAAUUCCAGUGAUGGGACGUCCUAGACCAAUAAUCUCUUGGCAAAAGGAUAGCACAGCCAUGAAGCUCACACAGAGAACCACUGUGGAAACUACUGCUGCCACUGUUAUCCUCAGCAUCGGUGAAUGCAACAGAGCUGACAGUGGUUUAUACACAAUGACAGGAAAGAACAUAGUUGGUUCUGUGACAGACAACAUCAUCGUUAAAGUGCAUGAUGUACCUGGGCCACCCAAGGGACCAGUUAACAUUGUGGAGAUAGCUCGUACCUAUUGCAUCUUUGCGUGGGACACUCCCGAGAAUGAUGGAGGUGUUCCAAUCAACAAUUAUGUGGUUGAGAUCAGAGACACCACUUCCCAAACAUGGACAGAGCUGUCUUCCACGGUCAUCCGUACUAUGUUCAAAGCCAUUCGCUUAAACACUGGAUCAGAGUACCAGUUCAGAGUAAAGGCUAAGAACAGAUAUGGUGUUGGACCUCCCAUCACCUCACACUCAGUGGUGGCUGCCUAUCCUUUCAAAGUCCCUGGACCUCCUGGUACUCCUGGUGUUGUUGCAUUUACCAAGGACUCCAUAACAAUUGGCUGGAAUGAGCCUGUGGUUGAUGGUGGAAAUGAAGUAAUUGGUUAUCAUGUUGAGAGGAAAGAAAGAAGCAGCAUUAUGUGGCAGAAGAUCAGCAAGAGUCUUGUGAGAGGAAACCUCUUUAAAUCCAGUGGGCUUGAAGCUGGAUCUGCUUAUGAGUUCCGUGUCAUGGCUGAAAACAUGGCUGGAAUUGGUAAGCCCAGCAAAGCCUCAGAACCAAUACUGGCCUUGGACCCUGUAGACCCACCAGGUCAACCUGAGCCAAUACUUGUCACCAAGAAUGUCAUUACCAUUCAGUGGACAAAGCCUGAGUAUGAUGGUGGUUUUAAAAUCACUGGCUACACAGUAGAAAAGAAAGAACUGCCUACUGGGCGCUGGAUCAGAGCCAACUUCACCAACAUCACUGAGACCACAUUCACUGUCAGUGGACUGACUCAAGAUGCCUCUUAUGAAUUCCGUGUUAUAGCCAGAAACUCAGCAGGUGCAGUGAGCUUGCCCUCUGAGACAUCAGACCCAAUUACCUGCAAAGAUGACAUUAUUGAGCCCCGCAUUAUGGUUGAUGCCAUCUUUAAGGAUGUUGUUCUACUGAAGGCAGGAGAGUCCUUCAAGCUUGAUGCUGACAUUGCUGGUCAACCAACCCCAUCUAUGGCUUGGACCAAGAAUGGAAAGGAGGUUGACAACACAAUGAAACUGGAUGUAAAGUUUACAGAACUGACAACUACUCUUACCAACAAGGACUCUAUAAGAUCAGAUGGAGGAGAAUUUGUUUUGACUGCCACUAAUGUUGGUGGAUUUGCUAAGCACAUUUUUAAUGUCAAAGUGCUUGACAGACCUGGACCACCAGUUGGACCUCUUGAUGUGUCCAAUGUCAACGCUGACAACUGUGUAAUCACCUGGGCUCCACCUGCAGAUGAUGGAGGUGCCAAGAUAGAAGGAUACGUGAUUGAGAAGCGUGAGUCAAGCAGACUGGUUUGGACCAAUGUGAUUUCAGACUUGCAAGUUACACAAUAUAAGGUGACCAAGCUGCUCAAAGGAAAUGAAUAUAUCUUCAGAGUUAUGGCAGUAAACAAAUUUGGACUUGGCGAGUCUCUUGAUUCAGAACCCACUAUUGCAGACAACCCAUAUGUGGUUUCAGAUCCUCCAGGGAAUCCUGAGGUAACAGCUAUUACUAAAGAUUCAAUGAUUGUUAUGUGGCAAGUGCCUGUGAGGGAUGGUGGAACUCCCAUCACCAACUACAAUAUUGAAAGGAAAGACAGAAUAGGCCUCCGCUGGGUAAAAUGCAACAAGAGGAAGGUCAAAGAUCUACAAUUCAAGGCAGCAGGCCUUGUUGUCGGACAUGAAUAUAAGUUCAGAAUUGUUGCUGAGAAUGCUGCUGGAGUGAGUGCUCCAAGUGUCUCAAGUCCAUUCUACAAGGCCACUGAUGCACUGUACAAGCCAGGGGCCCCAUGCAAUCCCAGAAUCUUGGACACAACCAAGUCCUCAAUUACUGUUGCAUGGAACAAACCUGUAUAUGAUGGUGGCUCUGACAUCACUGGCUACAUUGUGGAGACCUGCGUCCGAUCUGAAAAGGAGGAAGAGGAGGAAUGGACGAUUGUGACACCCAAAGAAGGACUCCUUGCCACUUCGUUUACCAUUAUUAACCUGAAGGAGAACCAGGAGUACAAGAUUAAUAUCUCUUCCGUAAACAGUGAAGGAGUUGGCGAUGCAGCAUCUGUACCUGACAAUACCAAGGCAGAGGACAGGCUCCUGCCACCUGAGAUGGAUUUGGAUGCUGAGCUCCGCAAGCUUAUCAGUCUUCGAGCUUGCUGCUCACUCAGACUGUUUGUGCCUAUCAGAGGCAGACCAGCUCCUCAGGCUAAAUGGACCAAAGGAGAUGGUGAACGUAUUGAGAGGGCAACCAUUGACAGCACAACAUCAUACACCUUACUUGUAAUUGAAAAUGUCAACAGAUUUGACAGUGGAAAGUAUAAUCUUACAGUUGAAAACAGCUCCGGAUCCAAGACAGUUACAGUCCAAGUCAGGGUGCUUGACACACCAAGUGCCCCACAGAAUCUCAAGAUUACUGCUAUAACAAAGGAAUCUGUCACUUUGAUUUGGGAGCCACCUGUAAAUGAUGGAGGAGUUAAGGUUAAAAACUACAUUGUUGAAAAACGCGAGUCCACAAGGAAAGCAUAUGCCACAGUCAAUGCUAACUGCCAUCAUACCACAUUUACAGUUGGCCAGCUCUUGGAAGGAUGCAACUAUUACUUCAGAGUUUUGGCUGAGAAUGAAUAUGGCAUUGGCCUUCCCAUUGAAUCUGGUGAAUCAGUUAAAGUGUCUGAGAAACCACAGCCACCUGGCAAAGUCUCUCUUAAGGAUGUUACCAAGAGCAGUGUCACCCUCUCCUGGGAGAAGCCAGCGCAUGAUGGUGGCAGCAGAGUGGGCUGUUAUGUUGUUGAGAUCCAGCCUAAGGGUGUUGAUAAGUGGAGCCAGUCCGUGAUCGUAAAGGAAACAGAAGCUACUAUUAGUGGACUCAAUGCAGGUGAAGAAUACAUGUUCCGUGUUGCAGCAAGAAAUGAGAAGGGAACAAGUGACCCACGACAGAUUGGUGUGCCUGUGAUCGUAAAAGAUCUUGUGUUUGCACCUGUUGCCAAGAUGUUGUUCAACACAUUCAGUGUGUUAGCCGGAGAAGACCUGACAGUAGAAGUUCCUUAUGUUGCACGUCCAAAAGCAGCUGUCUCCUGGGUAAAAGAUGGUCAGCCUCUGAAGAGAACUACCAGAGUAAACUUUGGAGCAACAGAGACAAUGCUGAACCUCAAGAUAAAAGAGGCUACUCGAGAUGAUGUUGGACAGUACCAUAUUACUAUUAGCAACACAGCAGGAGAGACAACAGCCGACAUUGGCAUUGUUGUACUAGACAAACCAGGACAGCCAGGAGGUCCAGUUAAGGUGGAGGGGGUCACAUCUGACAGUGUAACCAUCUCCUGGAACCUACCAGAAUAUGAUGGUGGAUGCACAAUCAAAAACUACAUUGUGGAAAAGAGAGAUACAUCCACAACUGCCUGGAUGAUUGUAUCUCCAAACCUGGCAAGGACCAAAAUAAAGGCAGGCAGGUUGAAGACUGGUUCUGAGUAUCAAUUUAGAAUCACAGCAGAAAACAGAUAUGGAAAAGGUCCAGCUCUUCUCUCAGAGUGUAUUGUGGCUCAAUACCCAUACAAGCUCCCAGGACCACCAGGAACACCAUCCAUUGCAGUCUGCACCAAAGACAGCAUGGUGGUGGCCUGGAAUGAACCUGUGAUUGAUGGUGGCUGCACUAUCUUGGGCUACCAUCUUGAACGCAAAGAGAGAAACAGCAUCCUUUGGGUCAAACUCAACAAGUCUCUUAUUACUGACCAAACCUUCAGGACUUGUGAUCUGGAACCAGGAAUGGAAUAUGAGUACAGAGUUUAUGCAGAAAAUAUUGUCGGAACAGGCAAAGUGAGCAAAGUAUCUGAGGGACAAGUUGCUAGAGAUCCUUGUGAUCCCCCUGGCACCCCAGAGGCAACAAAGAUCACUAAAGACUCCAUAACCAUUGUUUGGACCAAGCCUGAAUAUGAUGGUGGUGCAAAGGUUACAGGUUACGUUGUGGAAAAGAAGGAGCUUCCUGAAGGUCGUUGGCUGAAGGCUAACUUCACCAAUGUCAUUGAGACAGAAUACGUUGCAACUGGACUUGUGCAGGAUGAUCAGUAUGAGUUCCGUGUCAUUGCCAGAAAUGCUGCUGGUGUUUUCAGUCUGCCCUCUUACAGCACCGGUCCUAUCACUGCCAGGGAUGAAAUUGAACCACCACGCUUCAGUAUUGACCCAGAGUAUACACAGACUGUUGUAGUUAAUGCCGGAGACAACUUCAAAAUUGAUGCAGAUGUUCAUGGCAAACCAUUGCCCUCUAUAUACUGGAUGAAGGGAGAGCAGGAGCUGGGCAACACUAUUCAUAGAGAAAUUAAGAACACACCCAUCAAAGCUUAUAUAUCUGUCAAGGAAGCUAAACUUUCCGAUGGAGGCCAAUACACUCUGCUGUUGAAAAAUCCAGGGGGAGAAAAGGCUGUACAGGUCAAUGUUGUUGUUCUAGAUAAACCUGGCGAACCACAGGGACCUUUUGUUGUUACAGGAAUAACCAAAGACCGAUGCUGCCUUGCAUGGAAACCACCACUACAAGAUGGUGGCAGCAAGAUCUCUCACUACAUUGUAAAGAGGAGAGAGACAAGCAGGCUAGUCUGGACUGUUGUUGAUUCAAAAGUAGAGAAGAUUUGUUUAAAGGUCACAAAGCUCCUGGAAGGAAAUGAGUACAUCUUCAGAGUCCAUGCUGUCAACCAGUUUGGAGUGGGUGCACCACUUGAGUCUGCUGCUGCUACAAUUAAAGAUCCAUUUGAGGUGCCUGGAACACCCAAGAGCUUGGAAGUUUCAGAUAUCAAAAAAGAUUCAAUGGUGCUCACCUGGGAGGCUCCUUCCGAAAAUGGAGGCAGUCCUAUCACUGGAUACAUAAUUGAGAAACAUGACAAAGAAGGUGUAAGAUGGACCAGAUGUAACAGGAAAACAGUCACUGACUUGACUUUCAAGGUCCCUGGACUCUUGGAAAGGCAUAGUUAUGAAUUCAGAGUUGUAGCUGAGAAUGCUGUAGGCCUUGGUGAGCCAAGCGCCCCAACUGUGUUCAUCAAUGCACUUGAUCCCAUCUUCAGGCCUGGCCCACCACACAAUCCAAGAGUAACUGACACAACUAAAACAUCAGUAUUUCUUUCAUGGGGCAAGCCCGUCUGUGACGGAGGCUGUGAGAUUCAAGGAUACAUUAUCGAGUGUUGCACUACCACAGAGCAACCGGCGCCAGCCGAGGCUCCUGCUGAAUUCACAGCUGCCGAGGCAGUCGCCACAGACGCCCCUGCUGAGGAAUGGACAAUGUGCACACCUCCAACAGGUGUCAAGAAGACCAAGUUUGAAGUUGUAAAGCUGAAAGAAAAUCAGACAUACAAGUUUAGAGUAUGUGCUAUCAACAAAGUUGGAGUUGGUGAGCAUGCCAAUGUUGCUGGAGCUGUUGUUGCCCAGGACAGAGCAGAGGAGCCAGACCUUGACAUUGACCCAGAACUGAGAAAGAUUGUGACCAUUAAAGCUGGAGCUUCGCUCAGACUGUUUAUUCCUAUCAAAGGAAGGCCCACUCCUGCCAUAAAGUGGGACAAAGAUGAAGCUGCACUAAAAGAGACAGCUCAGGUUGAGGUGACCAGCAGUUACUCAUCCCUUGUAAUUGACAAGAUGAGCAGAAAUGACAGUGGGAAAUACACCAUCACUGCAGAAAACACCAGUGGAACCAAAUCUGCAUUUGUUGUUGUGCGUGUUCUCGACACACCGAGUGCUCCUGUUAACUUGAAAGUGAAAGAAAUAACAAACCAGUCUGUGACACUGGCAUGGGAGCCACCUCUGUUGGAUGGAGGGUCCAAGAUCAAGAACUACAUUGUUGAAAAGAGAGAAAGCACUCGCAAAACGUAUGCAGCUGUUGUAACAAAUUGUCAUGCUCUUUCAUGGAAGAUUGAGCCACUCCAGGAGGGUUGCAGUUACUACUUCCGAGUCCUUGCUGAGAAUGAACAUGGUGUUGGCCUGCCUGCAGCAACUGCAGAUCCUCUUAAGGUCUCAGAGGUGCCCCAGUCUCCGAAGAACUUGAUUGUUACAGAUCAAACCAAAACAAGCAUAUCUUUGGCCUGGGAGAGGCCUGAGUAUGAUGGCGGUAGCAGAGUCAUUCAGUACCUGCUCGAGGUGCAACUUAAGGGCCAUGAGAAGUGGUCUGGUGUUAACACAUUUAAGACAAUGGACACUACUGUUUCUAAACUGAAUCCAGGAGAGGAGUACCUGUUUAGAAUUUUCGCAAUCAAUGAUAAGGGAAAGAGUGACCCCAAAGUCAUUGCUGGUCCAGUGAUGACCAAGGACUUAGUCUAUGAGCCAGAUGUUCGACCAGCAUUCAGCAGCUACAGUGUCAAAGUAGGCAAAGACCUGAACGUUGAUAUUCCCUUCUUUGGAAGACCUAAACCAACAGUCUCAUGGACGAAAGACGGAGCCUCUUUGAAGUUCACUACCAGAGUCAACAUUUGCAACACAUCAACACAUACAACAUUGUGCAUUAAGGAGGCAACAGGUGAUGAUGGUGGCAUGUACAGUAUAUAUGUUGCUAACUCAGCUGGAAAGAAAGACACAACAGUUGAAAUUAUUGUACUUGACAAGCCUGGUCCUCCAUCUGGCCCUGUGAGGUUCGAUGAAAUCACAACACAGAGUGUAACUCUUUCAUGGGAUCCACCAAAGCACAAUGGUGGCUGCCAGAUUUCCAAUUACAUUGUACAGAAGAGAGCCACUACCACAGCAACAUGGGAAAAUGUCAGCAUCAACUAUGCCAGAACAACCAUUAAAGUCCCUAAACUGAAGACUGGAGCAGAGUACCAGUUUAGGAUCAUUGCUCAGAACCGCUAUGGCAAGAGUCAUGGUCUGGAUUCAUCUAGUGUGGUUGCUCAGUACCCAUACAAAGAGCCAGGCCCACCAGGCACUCCCUUCAUAUCUUCUCUCUCUCGGGACCACCAGAUUGUUGAGUGGCACGAGCCGGUCCAAGAUGGAGGCAGCCCUGUCCUGGGCUACCAUCUUGAAAGGAAAGAGAGGAAUAGUAUUCUCUGGAUCAAGAUCAACAAGACACUUAUUCACGAGACUAUUUUCAAGAGUCACCCCUUGGAAGAGAGUGUUGAGUAUGAGUACCGGGUUUAUGCUGAAAAUAUAGUUGGCGUUGGCAGGUGCAGUAAGGUCUCAGAAGGCUCUGUUGCCCGUGACCAAUGUGAUCCUCCUGGCACACCAGAGGCCAUCCAUGUGACCAGGGACACCAUUGUAAUCCAGUGGACUAAACCAGAAUAUGAUGGUGGCAGUAAUAUAACUGGCUAUACUGUGGAGAGACGUGAUCUGCCAGAAGGCAGGUGGGUAAGGGCAAACUUCACUAAUGUGAUUGAGACCCAGUUCACUGUCACUGGUCUGACUGAAAAUGCACAGUAUGACUUUAGAGUCAUUGCUAAGAAUUCUGUAGGCACCGUCAGUAAACCAUCCUACAACAGUGGACCAAUUACUGUAAGUGAUAAGUUGGAAGCACCCAAAUUCUCCAUUGACCCCGCAUUCAUCAAAACCAUUACCAUCAAUGCCGGUGAGACCUUCAAGCUAGAUGCCGAUGUCUAUGGCAAGCCACUCCCCACAAUCCAGUGGUUCAAGGAUGAAAAAAUAAUCGAGAAUACACUCAGACUGGAGAUUAAAAACACAGACAACCAUGCAAUGAUUGUCAUUAAGGACUCUGUUAGAAGUAGUGGUGGAAUUUACACACUCCAGCUGACAAAUGAGGCUGGCAGUGAAACUGUUCCAUUCAAGGUCUUGGUCCUGGACAGGCCUAGCCAAUGUGAAGGACCCCUCCACACCGCUGGAGUAGCUGAAGAUAGAUGCACACUGGUAUGGCAUGCCCCUCUACAUGAUGGAGGUAGUCCUAUUAAGCACUAUAUAAUCGAGAGAAGAGAGACCAGCCGUCUAGCUUGGACUAUUGUUUCUAACAGCUGUGAAACCACAUGCUACAAAGUCACCAAAUUACUGGAAGGUAAUGAGUAUAUGUUCCGUGUCAUGGCAGUUAACAGUUAUGGUGUCAGUGAGCCACUGGAGUCUAGCGGAGUGAUUAUGAAGACUCCAUUUGUUCCUCCUGGUUCACCUCAUAUCGAGGAUGUAUCCAACAUUGCUCACGAUGGCAUGACCAUCACUUGGUCAGCCCCUGAGACUGAUGGUGGUAGUGAGAUUACCAAUUACAUCCUUGAAAAGAAGGACAGAAAUGGAAUAAAAUGGACCAGAUGCAACAGACAAAAAGUCACUGAUCUCUCCUUUAGAGCUACAGGUCUAACCACUGGCCAUGAAUAUGAAUUCAGAGUGGCUGCUGAAAAUGUAGUUGGAGCAGGAGAACCAAGCCUUCCAAGUUCAUACUACAAGGCCAGUGAUCCCAAGUACAAGCCUGGUGCCCCAGCAUAUGUGAAUGUGAUUGACUCCACAAAGAGUUCAAUGACAGUGUCAUGGGGUAAGCCUCUUUCUGAUGGUGGCAGCACCAUUCAAGGAUACAUUGUUGAAGUCUGUAAGGCUGAGGAGGAGGAAUGGACAAUGGUUACUCCCCCCACUGGCCUGCGUGUCAACAAAUAUGAAAUUACCAAACUGACUGAGGGUCAGGAGUACAAGAUACAGGUCUGUGCUUUGAACAAGCUGGGAGUUGGUGAACCAGCAGGUCUCUCUGGAACAGCUAAGCCGGAGGAAAGGUUGGACCCACCACAGAUCCAGCUUAACUCUGAGCUGAGAAAGGGCAUCACUUUGAAAGCUGGUGGAUCUGUUAGGAUCCAUAUUCCAUUCAAGGGCAGGCCAACACCUGAGAUUAAGUGGACUAAGGAUGAGGGAGACUUGACUGAAAAAGCAGUGGUUGAGAAAGCUCUCAACUUCACACAGUUGUCCAUUGACUCAUGUGACAGGAGUGACUCUGGAAAAUACACCCUGAGCUUGACGAACAGCAGUGGAACUGUGUCUGAGUUUGUUGCUGUGAAAGUCCUGGAUACACCUGGCUCCCCACAGAACCUUGUGGUUCAAGAAGUCAAAAAAGACUCUGUCACUCUUGUAUGGAUUGCCCCACUGAUUGAUGGAGGUUCCAAAAUCAAGAACUAUGUCAUUGACAAACGUGAAUCAACCAGAAAGACAUAUGCAAAUGUUUCAACCAAAUGUAGCAAGACAACAUUCAAAGUUGAGAACUUGAUUGAAGGUGCCAUGUACUACUUCAGAGUCAUGGCUGAGAAUGAUUAUGGAAUCGGCCAGGCUGUUGAAACAAAGGCAGCUUUUAAGGCCUCUGAGGUACCACUGCCUGUUGGAAAAAUCUCCCUCACGGAUGUCACCAAGGCCAGUAUCUCACUGGCCUGGGAGAAACCUGAGCAUGAUGGUGGCAGUAGAAUUGGUGGCUACCUAAUUGAGAUGCAACCCAAGGGUACAGAUAAGUGGGGAGUGGCAACAAAUACAAAGACAUGCGAGGGCACUGUCACCGGCCUCACAGCAGGAGCAGAAUACCUAUUCCGUAUCAUUGCUUACAAUGAGAAGGGAAAGAGUGAGCCAACGGCACUAGCUGCCCCCAUUGUUGCCAAUGACAUAACAAUAGAUCCAAGCAUUAAGAUGCAAUUUAACACCUACAGUGUAUUAGCUGGAAAGGACUUGAAGUUGGAAUUCCCUGUGCUUGGCAGGCCCAAACCUAGAGUUUCCUGGACCAAGGAUGGUCAGUCUUUGAAGGUGACAUCCAGAAUCAAUGUCAUAAACACACCAACAACAACUGGAAUUAAAAUUACUGAGGCAUGCAAGGAUGACUUUGGCAAAUAUUCCAUCAUAGCAACCAAUAGUGCCAGCACGAUCACUGAGGAUGUGGCUGUCAUUAUCCUUGACAAGCCCGGUCCACCAAAAGGUCCAAUCAAGGUUGUUGAAGUGAGCAACACCUUUGUUCAUCUCUCCUGGGAGCCUCCAGUGUACACGGGUGGAUGCCAGGUAAAUAACUAUAUAGUGGAGAAGAGAGACACCACCACCCAAACAUGGCAGUCGGUCACCACACAGCUUGCUAGAACGGCUAUCAAGAUCACCAAGCUGAAGACUGAUGCAGAAUACCAGUUUAGAAUCAUAGCUGAAAACAGAUAUGGAAAGGGUGCCUCUCUGGAAUCAAAGUCCAUCGUUGUUCAAUAUCCAUACAAACCACCAGGGCCUCCAGGAACACCAUUUAUCAAAUCUGCAUCAAAGGAAAUGAUGAUCAUUGAAUGGAAUGAGCCAGUCAAUGAUGGUGGAAGUACACCUAUUGGGUACCAUCUAGAAAGCAAGGAGAGAAGCAGCAUCAUGUGGAACAAACUGAACAAGAUUCUUAUAACUGAUACUCAGUUCAAGAUCUCCAAUCUAGAGGAGGGUAUUGGCUAUGAAUUCAGAGUCUGUGCUGAGAAUAUUGUUGGCAUUGGCAGAUGCAGUAAAGUGUCUGAGUCCUUUGUAGCUCGUGACCCAUGUGAUCCUCCUGGUGCUCCUGAAGCUGUAUCUAUUUCUAAGACCGUAAUAAAAAUUCAGUGGACCAAGCCUCAGUAUGAUGGUGGCAGCAAAGUCAAUGGAUAUAUUGUGGAAAGGAAAGAUAUUUCCUCCCCUGAUGGACACUGGGUAAGGGCUAAUUUCACUAAUAUAAUUGAGACUGAGUAUACCGUCACCAGCCUGACAGAGAAUGAGCAAUAUGAAUUCAGAGUUAUUGCAAGAAAUGCAGCCGGAACCUUCAGCAAGCCAUCCGACAGCUCUGGACCUAUUACUGCUACUGAUGAAAUUGAACCACCAAGGGCUUCAAUGGAUCCCAAGUACAAGGAUGUUAUUAUUGUCAAUGCUGGAGAACACUUGCUUCUUGAUGCUGACAUCUAUGGAAAACCAAUUCCUGAUGUUGUCUGGCUAAAAGAGGGCAAGGAAAUGGACAAAGCCCUGCGCAUUGACGUAAAAACUACACAGAAACGUGCAGCCAUUACCAUUAAGGAUGUAACCAAGCUUGAUGGUGGCCACUAUGACCUGGUCCUCAAAAAUCUGGGUGGUACAAAAAUCUUCCCUAUCACUGUCAAAGUCCUUGAUAAACCAGGUCCACCUGCUGGACCCAUGAGAAUGACAGGAAUCAUGGCUGACAGGUGCAUCCUUUCCUGGGCUGAACCAACUCUGGAUGGUGGGGCUAGUAUCACUCACUAUGUCUUGGAGAAGAGAGAGACUAGCAGGUUGUCCUGGACAGUAGCUGGACCAAAUAUCAAGGGUCUGUACCAUAAACUAACAAAUUUACUUCCUGGAAAUGAAUACAUUUUCAGAGUCAGGGCAGUCAACAAAUAUGGUUUUGGCGACUAUCUCGAGAGUGAAGCCGUCAUUGCACGCAAUCCUUACAAACCACCUAGUGCUCCUGGAACUCCAGAAGCAAGUCAGAUCACAAAGGAAUCUAUGGUUCUGUCAUGGACUGCUCCAGAACAGACUGGCGGAGCUGAAAUGGAGGGCUAUCACCUUGAAAAACGUGACAAAGAUAGUGUAAGGUGGACAAAAUGCAACAGACAAAAGCUGACUGACAACCACUUCAAGGUCACAGGUCUGAUGACGGACCACUUCUAUGAGUUCCGUGUUGCUGCUGAAAAUGAGGCUGGAAUGGGAGACCUUAGUGAAUUGUCCCUACUUCAUAGAGCGUGUGAUGCCACAACACCACCUGGACCUCCACACCAUCCUAAGGUGACAGACUACACAAAGUCUUCUGUGUCUCUGUCCUGGGUCAAACCUGACUUUGAUGGUGGUGCCUAUGUAAAGGGAUACAUUGUUGAGAUGAGGGAGUAUACACCACUACCCGAAGAAGCAGAGGAAGCAGAAGUAGCACCGGCAGUAGAGGCCCUAGUUGAAAAAGAAUGGACCAUGUGCACUCCACCCACUGGCACACAAGCCACUAAACUCACUAUCACAGACCUGAAGGAGGCUGGAGAGUACCAGUUCCGUGUCUGUGCAAUUAAUUCUGAGGGAGUGGGGGAGGCUGCUAAUUUCCAUAGCACUGUGGUUACUUCUGACAGGGUUGAAGCACCAGAGAUCGAGCUGGAUGCUGAUCUCAGGAAGGUGGUAUCUGUCCGUGCAGGUGGAACUCUGCGUCUGUUUGUCACCAUCAGAGGAAGGCCGGAACCUGCUGUGAAGUGGGAGAAGGUUGAGGGUACUCUCACAGAGCGUACUGGAAUUGACACCACCAGCUCAUAUACCAUGCUCGUCAUUGACAAUGUUAACCGUUUUGACAGUGGUAAAUACUCACUAACACUAGAGAACAGCAGUGGUGCCAAAUCCGCUAUUGUUGCAGUGAGAAUUUUGGAUACACCAAGCGCGCCACAAAGCUUUUCAGUGAAGGAGCUCAAGAAGGAUUCAGUGACUCUCUCCUGGGAUACACCACUUACUGAUGGUGGUUCUAAAAUCACAAACUAUAUUGUAGAGAAAAGAGAGUCUGUCAGGAAGGCCUAUACCACUGUCACCAGCAACUGCUUGGUCAACUCAUUCAAGAUUGAAGAGCUGCCUGAGGGUGGAAUUUUCUACUUCAGAGUCUGUGCUGUGAAUGAAUAUGGCCAAGGACAGAUGGUUGAAACCAAAGAAAUCAAAGUGUCUGAGGUACCGCAGCCACCAAGCAAGGUUAGCCUUGUAGAUUUGACAAAGACCAGCGUGUCACUGACAUGGGACAAACCUGUUCAUGAUGGUGGAAGCAAAGUUAUGUGCUACAAUGUAGAAUUUAAGCCCAAGAGUGGGGAUAAAUGGGGCACAGCAUGCACAGUCAAGGUGACUGAAGCAACUAUUCCUAAUCUAACUCCUAAUGAAGCCUAUUUAUUCAGAAUUGUUGCAAUCAAUGAGAAGGGAAAAAGUGAUCCAAAGGAUCUUGGUUUGCCUGUGGUUGCAAAGGAUGUAGCAAUUGAACCAUCGGUCAACUUGCUCUUUACCACAUACAGCGUGAAGGCUAAGGGUGACCUCACUUUUGAGGUUCCAGUCAGAGGCAGGCCUAAGCCUGUUGUAUCCUGGAAGAAGGAUGGCCUUCCUUUGAAGCAAACAGCAUCAGUUACUAUCUUAAACACUGCAACCUCAUCCAAAAUUAUCAUCAAAGAGGCUAGCAGAGAGCAUGUUGGCAAGUAUGAGAUCACCCUGGCAAAUACAGGAGGAACUGUCACAGCAGAUAUUGGAGUUGUUGUCCUCGAUAAACCAGGUGCACCUAAAAGUGUCAAGGUGGAUUCGGUGACAUCAGACAGCAUCACACUGUCCUGGUCUCCACCAGAUUAUGAUGGUGGCUGCUCCAUCAGUAACUAUAUUGUGGAGAAGAGAGACACAAACACCCAAGAAUGGCAGAUGGUAGCAAGUAACGUUGCCAGAACAUCUUUCAAGGCUGGCCGCCUGACACACAGAGCAGAGUACCAAUUCCGCAUCUAUGCAGUCAACCGUUAUGGAAAGAGUACAUAUGUGGAUUCACCUGGAAUCACUGCUCAGUAUAACUUCAAACAACCUGGACCUCCUUCCACACCUAUAGUGAAGUUGGCCACCAAGUCUUACAUGUUGGUGAUUUGGAAUGAGCCAGUCAUUGAUGGUGGCAGUCCUGUUGUGGGCUACCAUCUGGAGAGGAAGGAACGUUCCAGCAUUCUUUGGACAAAGAUGAAUAGAGGAAUGAUUAAAGACACAGAAUACAAAGUCAUUGGAAUUGAAGAGGGCAUGAUGUAUGAAUACCGUGUUUACGCUGAAAAUAUAUCUGGUAUCGGUAAAUGCAGCAAGGUCUGUGAAGCUGUAGCAGCCAGAGAUCCUUGUGACCCGCCAGGAACACCUGUGGUCACUGCUGUUACCAGAACAUCUGUCUCCUUGUCUUGGGAUAAACCAGAGUAUGAUGGUGGAGCCAAGGUUUCUGGCUACACCAUUGAACGCAGAGACCUUCCUGAAGGACGCUGGACAAGGUGCAACUUCACCAAUGUGCCCGAGACCCGCUACGAUGCAACAGGCCUUACAGAGAACAGUCAGUAUGACUUCCGUGUCAUUGCUAAGAAUGCAGCUGGAUUGUUCAGUGAUCCAUCUGACACCACUGGCCCCAUCACUGUCAAGGAUGAUGUAGAUCCACCACGCAUUAUGAUGGAUGUCAAGUUCAGAGAGACAUUGCUUGUGAAAGCAGGAGAAACUCUGAAGAUUAAUGCUGACCUUGCUGGACGUCCUGCUCCUGUCAUUUCCUGGACCAAGGAUGGCAAAGAGAUUGAGCUGAGAGCCAGAAUCCAGAUUGUUUCCACGGACACCAGCACUUCUGUCAUUGUGAAGGAUAGCAUCAGAACAGAUUCUGGACAGUAUAUUCUGACUCUACAGAAUAUUGGCGGAACAGUUACCAUGCCAAUAAACUGUGUGAUUCUAGAUAAGCCAGGACCCUCAGCAGGACCUCUGCAGAUCACAGGUCUCACAGCUGAAGCAUGCACUCUGUCAUGGGGUCCUCCACAGGAAGCCGGUGGUGCUGACAUCACACAUUACGUUGUGGAAAAGCGUGAGACCAGCCGCUUGGCAUGGACAGUGGUAAAGGGAGAUGUCACAAAAACAUACCUCAAAGUCACAGGACUGCUCAAGGGCAACGAAUAUAUCUUCAGGGUUUUGGCUGUCAACAAGAAUGGACUUGGUGAGGCUCUGGAAUGUGAUGCUGUAAAGAUCACAGAUCCAUACACUUUUGCCACUGCUCCAACUAAUGUUGAUGUUGCUGCCAUAACUGGUGAUUCAAUGACCCUCACCUGGUGCAAGCCAGCCAGUGAUGGAGGCACCCCCAUCAUUGGAUAUGUGAUUGAGCGCCGUGAGAAGACUGGUAUGCGCUGGAUCCGUGUGAACAGAGAUCCAGUUGUUGAAUGUACCACAGUAGCAACCAAACUGCGCAAGGGUUGUGAGUAUGACUUCAGAGUCUAUGCUGAAAAUGAGGCUGGUCUCAGUCCUCCAAGUGAACGAUCUGCAUCAUUCAGAGCAGUCGAUGCUUUGGUUGUUGCUUCUCGCCCAACCAAGCCAAAGAUCAUCAGUUCCACCAAGGAAAGUGUGUCCAUUGUCUGGAAACCACCAAGACAUGAUGGUGGUACUCCGAUCCUUGGAUACAGUGUAGAAUAUAGAGAAUGGGUUGAGGCUAUCCCUCUUACCAAGAGCUUAGAGUUCACGGUCACUGGACUAAAGACGGAUGCAGAAUAUGAAUUCUGUGUCAAGGCAAUAAACAGAGUUGCCAGCAGUGUGCGUAGUUUAUAUUCAGAUGCAGCCACAGCAAUGGACAGAACUGCAGAGCCAUCGUUUGAUGUUGACAUUGAAAUGCGUAAAGUACUUAUUGUCAAGCAUGGCACAGCAUUUACUCUCAAGGUACCAUUCAAGGGCAAACCUGUGCCAUCAGUAGCGUGGGCUAGGGAGGGCGUUGAUCUGAAGGUCAGAGGAACCAUUGAAUCAACAGAAUCAAGCACUUCACUGACCAUUGAAAAGUCAACCAGAAAUGACUCUGGAGAGUACUUUGUCACUAUUGAAUCGCCACUUGGAACAGCAACAUUGCCCAUGGUUGUCAAGGUGCUCGACUCUCCUGGACCUCCUGUCAACGUUAAAGUUUCAGCAGUGACCAGGGAUUCUGCAACCCUCAGUUGGGAAGCUCCAGAGAAUGAUGGCGGUGAUGCAGUGAAGGCCUACCAUGUUGAAAAACGUGAGGCCAGUAAGAAGGCGUGGGUGUCUGUGACCAGCAACUGCCACGCAUUGACAUUUAAGGUGAAUGACUUGCAGGAGGGAGCCAUGUAUUACUUCAGAGUUAUUGGAGAAAAUGAGUAUGGAGUAGGUGUCCCUCAGGAGGCCAAGAAUGGAACAAAGAUUACAGAGGUACCAAGUGCUCCCAUGAAACUUGGAGUCGCAAAUGUUACCAAGGACAACGUUACGAUUGCCUGGACAAGACCAGAAUAUGAUGGCGGUAGCAGAGUCACUGGGUACCUAAUUGAUGCCUUGGAGAAGGGACAGACCAAGUGGGUGAAGUGUGCCACAGUGAAGACUAUGACCCACACCAUCAAGAACCUGAGGGAGUGUGCAGAGUACUACUUUAGAGUCCGUGCUGAGAACCAUGCCGGACUCAGUGAACCAAAGGAGAUGAUCGUACCCAUUAUCGUCAAGGAAAUACAUGAGGCUCCUGAAUUUGACCUGAAGAACUACCCCAAGAAUACAGUUUAUGUGAGAGCAGGAUCCAACCUGACCUUUGAGAUUCCUCUCAAUGCCAGGCCCAUGCCUAAGGUGACCAUGUCCAAGAACAAUGUUGUCAUCAAGGGAUCCAAGAGGCUGCUAACUGAACUAACUCCAGACAGUUUAAUCAUCACCCUGAAUGAAAGCAUUUCAAGUGACUCUGGCAAAUAUGAAGUCACAGCCUCUAAUGCGGGAGGUACCACCAAGAUCUUCCUUAUCUUCGUUGUGCUGGACAGACCUGGACCUCCUAUUGGUCCAAUCGAGGUCGGUGAGGUCGGAGAAACCACAGUAUGUCUGAAAUGGGCAGUUCCAGAGUAUGAUGGUGGCAGUCCUGUUACGAACUACAUUGUCCUGAAACGUGAAACCAGUACUCCUAACUGGGCAGAGGUGUCAACUAGCAUUGCCAGAAGCUCAAUCAAGGUCACUAAGCUGACCAAAGGAGAGGAGUAUCAGUUCAGGAUCAAGGCUGAGAACCGUUUCGGUGUCAGUGACUAUAUUGACACCAAGCAAGUCAUGAUAAAGCUUCCAUACACCAUCCCUGGGCCUCCAUCCACACCAUGGCUCGGCUUUGUAUCCAGAGAGAGCCUCACAGUCUGCUGGAAUGAGCCAGUCAAUGAUGGUGGAAACACUGUAAUUGGAUAUCAUCUCCAGAUGAAGGAGAGGAGCAGCAUCCUCUGGCAGAAGGUCAAUAAGACACCAAUCUCAGGAAACCAGUGGCGACUCACAAACAUCUGCCCUGGCCUCAUCUAUGAAUUCAAGGUGGCAGCUGAAAAUGCCGCCGGUAUUGGAAAGUUGAGCAAGACAUCUGAAGAGGUGCUUGCUAUUGAUGCCUGCGAGCCACCAGCAAAUGUCCAUAUCACAGAAGUCACCAAGAACUCAGUUAGACUGGCCUGGCAGAGGCCUCCAUAUGAUGGUGGCAGCAAGAUUUCCGGCUACAGUGUGGAGAGGAGGGAAGCUCCCAGUGACAGAUGGGUGAAGGCCAACUUCACAAACAUCAUUGAGAUGGGCUUCACUGUUUCUGGACUAAACCAGGAUAAGUCUUAUGAGUUCAGAGUAUACGCCAAGAACGCUGUUGGGUCCGUCAGCAACCCAUCGCUCAUUGCUGGCCCAGUCACUUGUGUGGACGCAUGUGGUGCCCCUGCUAUUGACCUUCCUCCAGAGUAUCUGGAUGUGGUUCAGUACAAGGCUGGGGCUUCAGUUAAGCUUAAAGUUGGAAUCAUCGCCACACCUCUGCCAACCAUUGAAUGGCUGAAGGACGGAAAGGAGCUCGUAGCAACAUCUACCUUGUCUAUUGAAAGUACAACCGACUCCUCUGCUGUGCUAAUCAAGGAUGCUGCUCGCCUUAACACAGGCUCAUAUGAGGUCAAGAUCAAGAAUGUUCUGGGCUCAGCAUCUGCAAACAUCAGGGUUGAAAUCCUAGACAAACCUGGAAUCCCAGCCGGUACCAUUGUAUUCAACUCCAUCACAGCAGACAAGAUGACCUUCAGCUGGCAGCCUGUGCCCGAGUCUGACCAUGGAGGUUUCCAGGUGACCCACUACAUUGUUGAGAGGCGUGAAACCAGCCGAGUGGUCUGGUCGACAAUUUCAGACAAACACGAGCAGACAAACGUCACCGUCAGCAAGCUACUGCGUGGAAAUGAGUAUGUGUUCCGUGUAAUGGCCGUUAAUAAGUGCGGUGUUGGCGAGCCACUGGUGUCGGAGCCUGUCAUCGCUAAGAACGCCUUUGUAACUCCUGGGCAGCCUCAUACUCCUGAGGUGAAUACCAUCACCAAGUCAACCAUGGUGGUGGAAUGGGACAAGCCCGGUGUAGACGGAGGUAGCACAGUGUCGGGCUACUACCUGGAGAGACGCGACAAGAAGAGCUUGCGCUGGAUCAGAGUUUACAAAGACCCUGUCACUGGCAUCAAACAGACAGUCUACCACCUGACUGAAGGAAACGAGUACCAAUAUCGCAUCUGUGCCAUUAACAGGGCUGGAGAGGGACCGUUCUCUGAUGCAUCAGACUACUACAAGGCUGCUGACCCAGUUGAUACACCAGAUGAGCCUUGCAAGCUGAAGGUGGUGGACUCCACCAAGACCUCCAUCACCUUGGGCUGGUCCAAGCCAGAAUGGGAUGGAGGCAGUGAGGUCACCAGCUACAUGGUGGAGAAGCUUGUUGAGGGAGAGACAGAAUGGGCUAUGAUUACCUCAAGGGGAGAGGUCAAGACAACAGAAUACACAGUUCACGACUUAAAACCAGAUGUCAACUACUUCUUCAGAGUCUCUGCUGUCAACUUUGCUGGCCAUGGAGAGCCUCUGGAGAUGACGGAGCCUGUGCAAGCCAAGGACAUCCUGGAGGCGGCCCAGAUCGACCCAGAUGUGGCCAUGAGAACUCACUAUAUCGUGAAGGCUGGCAAGGAUGUGGAGCUGUCUGUUCCUCUGAAGGGCAGGCCUGCUCCCACUGCUUCCUGGAGUAAGGAAGAAGAAUGCAUCGAUCGUGACCCCAAAUAUGAGUUCCACCACUCAGACACCACCACAGUUCUUGUGAUGCGUGAGGUGACCAGGCUGGACACUGGAAAGUACACAGUGAAAAUAGAGAAUGGUGUCGGCGAGCCAAAGUCGCUGACCCUUUCCGUGAAGGUCCAGGAUACUCCAGCUCAGUGCAAGACCCUGGUCCUGAAGGACGUGACCCGUGGAAAGGUUACUCUUUGCUGGGAGCCUCCACUUCUCGACGGUGGUGCUGAGGUCACAAACUACAUUGUUGAGAAAAGGGACUCUUCCAAGAGAUCCUACUCUGCAGUGACAAGCAAAUGCACAGACACAACAUACACCAUUGAAGACCUCUCAGAGAAGACAUCCUUCUUCUUCCGCGUGUUAGCAGAGAAUGAGAACGGUGUUGGUGAUCCAUGUGACACGCUUGAGCCUUUGAAGGCCACAGAGACUCCAGGGCCAGUCAAGGAGGUUUCUAUGAAGGAUUCAUCAAAGACCUCUGUCACUCUGCAGUGGCUGAAGCCCGAGUACGACGGCGGCAGCAUCAUCUCGGACUAUGUCAUUGAGCAGAAGCUCAAGGACCAGGAAUGGUCUUUGGGAGGGACUAGCAGACAUUGCGAAUUUGAAGUCAAUAAACUCAAGGAGCACUCAGACGUGUUCUUCAGAGUUGCUGCCAGGAAUGAGAAGGGACAGGGUGACUUUGUUGAGAUUGGGCCGAUCAAGGUUAUUGACUACAUUAUCACACCUGAAGCAAGCCUCGCAGAGUACCCAGGUGGCCGUAUCAAUGUUCGGCUGGGUCACAAUGUGCACAUUGAGCUGCCAUACAUAGGUAAACCCAAACCUUCUAUCCUGUGGCUGAAGGACAACCUCGCUCUAAAGGAGAGUGACCUAAUCCGCUUUAAGAAGACAGAAAACAAAGCCACUCUAAUGAUUAAGAAUGUAACCAAGGAGAAUGAGGGUAAAUACACUCUGACCCUUGACAAUAAAGUAAGCAGGAAAUCUGUCCACAUCCAUGUCGUCACACUUGGACCUCCAUCAAAGCCUGUUGGACCCAUCCGCCUGGAUGAAGUGAGAGCUGAGAGCAUCAUGAUUUCCUGGGAUGAACCCAAUGACGACGGUGGUGGAGACAUCACCUGCUACGCUGUAGAGAAGCGCGACACCUCCCAGUCUGACUGGAAGAUGGCCUGCUCCAGUGUAGAGGAUACUCAGUUUAAGGUCCCCAACCUAAUCAAGGGUGUCCAGUACCAGUUCAGAGUGUGUGCUGAGAACAGAUACGGUGUCAGCAAGCCUCUUAUCUCCCAGAAUGUCAUUGCCAAGCACCAGUUCAGGCCUCCAGGCCCACCAGGCAAGCCCGUUGUAUACAAUGUCACCAACGAUGGCAUGACAAUCCAGUGGGAGCAGCCCAUCUAUGACGGCGGUACCCCCAUCCAGGCCUUCCAUGUGGAGAAGAGGGAAAAUAACAGUAUCAUGUGGCAAAAGGUGAACACUGUACUGAUCAAAGAAACGGAUUACAGAAUCUCGGAGCUCAUUGAAGGUCUUGAGUACUCCUUCAGAGUCUAUGCCCAGAAUGAUGCUGGCUUCAGCCGAAUGAGUGAAGAGAGCAAGCCAAUCAUGGCUGUCAGUCCUGUUGAUCCUCCUGGUCAGCCCGACUACAUUGAUGUGACAAGUGACUCAGUGACACUGAAAUGGGAUGCCCCCAAACGUGAUGGUGGUAGCAAGAUUACCAGCUACAGCAUUGAGAAACGGCAAGGACAUGGACGCUGGUUCAAGGCCAACUUGACUGAUGUACACGACUGCCAGUACACCGUCACUGGGUUGGCAACAAAUGAACGUUAUGAGUUCAAAGUGACUGCCAGAAAUGCAAUCGGUGUCGUCAGUCCUCCCUCCAACUCCUCUGGAUUGAUUGUGGUCAGAAGUGAGAACGCUUCUCCAAUCAUUGAGUUUGGCCCAGAGUACUUCGAGGGUCUGACGGUCAAGGCAGGAGACAACAUUAGGCUAAAGGUUAUCAUCACUGGACGCCCUGUUCCCAAGGUCGUCUGGUUCAGAGACGGUGUGGAGGUUACCAAAAAGAUGAUGGACAUCAUCAAUGUUGCUGGAUCCAGCACCCUGUUUGUCAGGGACGCUGAUCGUACUCACAGUGGCCACUACACUGUGGAGGCUACUAACGGGUCUGGAAGCCGGAAGGAAGGCAUCCUUGUUCAAGUCCAAGACACACCUGGGGAACCGGUGGGACCCAUCACUUUCAGCAACAUCGCAGAGGGUAAAUGCACUCUGACUUGGAACCAACCAGAGAACGACGGCUGCUCAGAGAUCACGCAUUACAUCAUUGAGAAGCGUGAGACUGCCAAGAUCUCCUGGUCUUUGGUGUCUGACGAAUGUACAGAGUGCACCUUCAAUGUAACCAAGCUUAUCAAGACCAAUGAAUACCAGUUCAGGGCCUCUGCUGUUAACAAGUUUGGAGUUGGCAGACCUUUGGAGUCCAGCCCCAUCAUUGCACAGAUGCAAUACACUUCUCCUGAUGCUCCAGGCACUCCUGAUGCUACUGAGACGACAGGAGAGAGCAUAACACUCUCCUGGACACCUCCAACAUCUGACGGAGGAAACCCCAUUCAGUAUUACCUCCUGGAGAAACGGGAAAAGAAAACUGUCCGGUUCUACAAGGUGACGACCAAGAAGCCCCUCGUUGAAUGUGCUCACAAGGUGCUCCACCUGACAGAGGAUAUGGAGUAUGAGUUCCGAGUCAUGGCCGUGAAUGAUGCUGGUGUUGGAGCUCCAAGCAACAUCUCUAUGCCUAUCAAAGCCGCCGAGCCAAAGGAUAUUCCUUGUGCUCCAUCUGUGGUCUGUGUGUCCGACUCGACCAACACCUCCAUCAGCCUGGAAUGGUCCAGGCCUGCCGACGACGGCGGCAUGGAGAUCCUGGGCUACAUCAUUGAAAUGGUGAAGGGAGAAGAGACCGAAUGGAAGAGAGUAAAUGAGGAGCUGGUGGCAGAAACUAAUUACACGGUGACUGGGCUACAGACAGGAGCUGAAUACAGGUUCCAUGUUGCAGCUUUAAACCAUGUGGGUAGAGGCGAGGACAAGGAGAUUCCAGAGCCUGCUCAGGCUGUAGACAGGCUCACGCCACCACAGGUGGAUAUUGACGCCACCUUCAGGCAGACACACAUUGUCAAGCCUGGAGGCUCAGUGUGCUUGGGCAUUCACUUCAGAGGAAAGCCAAUUCCCAAUGCCACAUGGGUGAUGGAGGAAGGCGAGCUGGGUGUCAUGUCAGAGAUCACAACUACAGACGGCUACAGUUCUUUAAACAUUGAAAACUGCUCAAGGAAUGAUACAGGCAAAUACACUGUUAACCUGGAGAACGCUAGUGGCAGCAAGGCUGUUACAUUCACUGUAAAGGUUAUGGACACUCCUGGACCUCCACAUGGUGUUGUCUUAAAGGAGGUGUCCAGGGGCUCCGUCACACUUAUCUGGGAGCCUCCUCUCAAUGACGGUGGAGCACGAAUCCAUCACUAUAUCGUUGAGAGGCGCGAGGCUAGCCGCCGCACAUGGCAGCAGUCUGGUGGCAAUUGCAAGCAGCAAAUCCUGAAGAUCCAGGACCUGCUGGAGGGCGUGCCAUACUUCUUCAGGGUCUCAGCCGAGAACCAGCACGGUGUGGGUGAGGCGUUUGAGCUCACUCAGCCUGUCAUUGCCACCGCAGAGCCAGCAUCUCCAAAGAGAAUGGACAUCCUGGACACCACAGACAGCUCUGUGUCCCUGGGCUGGCUGAAACCAGAGCAUGAUGGCGGGAGCCGGAUCCAGUGUUACAUCAUUGAGGCCAAGGCAAAGGAUACAGACAAAUGGGUAGUGGUUGCCAACACCAAUAAUCUCACCUAUGUGGUUGAAAAGCUCAACAAGGGUGAUGAGUAUGACUUCCGUGUGAAGGCCAAGAAUGAAUCUGGUUCCAGCACACCCAGGGAAACUCUGGCUCCUGUGCUAGUCAAAGAGCCUCACAUUGAACCUGCCGCUGACCUCAGUGAGAUCACCAACCAGCUAAUCACCUGUAGUUCUGGCAGAACCUUCAUCAUUGAUGUUCCCAUCAGUGGAAGACCUGCUCCUAAGGUCACCUGGAAGCUAGAAGAGAUGAGGCUAAAGAACUCAGACAGAGUCUCCAUCCAAACAACUAAGGACAGAACCAGCAUCUCAGUCAAGGAGGCCAUGAGAGGAGAUGGUGGUAAAUACUACCUGACUCUGGAGAAUGUGGCAGGAACCAGGACCUUCACUAUUGAAGUUAAUGUCACAGGUAGACCCGGUCCUCCAACCGGACCCAUCGAAAUCUCAUCCAUCACCUCUGAGUCCUGCGUAAUUAACUGGCAACUACCAGAGGAUGAUGGUGGCACUGACAUCACCAACUACAUCGUGGAGAAGCGUGAGUCCGGCUCCACCGCCUGGCAGCUGAUCAACUCUAGCGUUAAGCGCACAACUCUCGACGUCAGUCACUUGACCAAGUACAUGCAGUACACAUUCAGGGUUUCUGCUGAGAAUAGAUUUGGUGUCAGCAAGCACACUGAGUCUGAGACUAUUGUUGCAGAGCAUCCUUUCACACCUCCUGGCCCUCCAACAAGGCCUUCAGUCUUCAAUGUCACUUCUAACACAAUGACCCUAAAAUGGGAGGAGCCCUACCAUGAUGGCGGAAGCAAAGUGACAGGCUACUGGAUCGAGAAGAAGGAAAGGAACAAUAUCCUGUGGGUGAGGGAAAACAAGAUCCCUUGCUUUGACUGCUACAGCAAGAUGGAAGGCCUGGUUGAAGGCCUAGAGUACCAGUUUAGGGUUUAUGCCAUGAACAGUGCUGGACUGAGCAAAGCCAGCGAGGCCUCCAAGGGAGCAGUUGCUCAAAACCCAGUUGAUUCACCAAGUAAGCCAGAAGUCACAAAUGUUACAAGAACCACCGUGUCCCUCAAAUGGUCAGCUCCACUGAAUGAUGGUGGUAGUCCGAUUGUGGGCUACAUCAUUGAGCGUAAGCCGUACACUUUGACCGGUGAAGGCCGCUGGCUCAAGUGUAACUACACCAAUGUGGUGGACACGUUCUACACUGUUACCGCACUGGGAGAAGGAGAGCCCUAUGAGUUCAGAGUCAUCGCCAAGAAUGCCAACCAGGUCUUCAGCAUCCCCUCAGAGUCCACUGGCUCUGUGCAGUGCAAGACCGAUUUUGAGCCGCCAAAGGCCCAGCUGGACAGCAAACUCCUGUCUGAAACCGUCACGGUCAGAGCCGGUUCAGACCUGGUUCUGGAUGCUGCAGUUGGAGGCAGGCCUGACCCCAAGGCUUCCUGGUCAAAGGGCAGCAGGGAUCUGGAGUUGUGUGAAAAGUACCACUUGCAGUACACCAACACCAAGGCCAUGGCCAUCAUCAAGUUCUGUGACAGAGAUGAUACUGGAAAGUACAUCCUCACGGUCAGGAACGUUAGCGGAACCAAGACUGCUGAGGUCAACGUCAAAGUGCUUGACACCCCUGGAGUAUGUGAAGGCUGCAUUGAGAUCAGCAAGAUCACAGAGGAGUCGUGCACACUGAGCUGGAAGCCUCCUCUCGAGGACGGCGGUGAUGACAUCUCCCACUAUAUCGUGCAGAGGCGAGACACCAACAGACUCAACUGGGUCAUCAUGCAUGCCGAGUGCAAAGAGCUGACCUGCAACAUCACAGGACUGUUCAAGGACACAGAGUACCUGUUCAGAGUCCGGGGAGUCAACAAAUACGGAGCUGGAGUCCUCUUGCAGUCUCAGCCAAUGGUUGCCAGAAACACUUUCACUGUGCCAACUCCUCCUGGUGCUCCAGAGAUCCUGGUGUCAGGAAAGGACUUUGCCACCAUCGAGUGGCUGAAGCCAGAGAGCAAUGGCGGCAGCCCGCUGAUCCACUACCUGGUGGAGAGGCAUGAGAGAAAGAGUGCCCGCUGGGUGAAGGUGAACAGGGACGGAGCUUUCCUGGACACCAUGCUGAAGGUGUCCGGUUUGACCGAAGGCAACAUCUACCAGUUCAGAGUGACGGCCAUCAAUAAGGCUGGAGAGAGCGAACCCAGCGAGGUGUCUCUGUAUGUUGUAUGCAGAGUGCCAACAUGCACCCCUGCUCCUCCUUCUAUCCCUCGUAUGACCGACACUCACGCUGACAGCAUCAGCCUGGCCUGGUCCCGCCCCGUGGAGGACGGAGGAGCUGAUGUGAUGGGCUACAUCCUGGAGAUGCAGGAAGCUGGAGCAGAGGAAUGGAAGAAGGCCCAUGAGAAGACUUUACGUGCUGCAGAGUACGUGGUGAAUGGACUUUCAGCAGGCAAGAAGUACUGCUUCAGAGUGGCCGGCAUCAACAUCAACGGCACAGGAGACUUCAGUGAGCCAUGUGCUGAGACUGAGCCAGUUGAGAGAAUUGAAACUCCUGACUUUGAGCUCCACGAUGACCUGAAGAAGACCAUCUGCCUGCGCGCUGGUGGAUCCCUCCGCCUGUUGGUAAACGUUACUGGUCGUCCCGCUCCCGCUAUCACCUGGAGCAAACCUGGUGUUGACCUCCACAGCAGAGGCUUCAUUGAUGUCAACAGCACAUCCACCACACUCAUCAUUGAUAGGGUUCACCGCUACGACGCUGGCAAGUACACACUGGUAGCCGAGAAUUCUGCCGGGAAACAGGAAGUCAACAUUCUGGUCAAGGUCUAUGAUACUCCUGGACCAACUGGAGCAAUCAAGAUCAAGGAGCUGACCAAGGAGUCUGCAAGCAUUUCUUGGGAAGCCCCAACUGUGGAUGGCGGUGCUCCUGUCAACAACUACAUCAUUGAGAGGCGUGAGGCAUCCAUGAGAGCCUACAAGACCGUCACUUCCAAGUGCAGUAAGACCUCUUACAAGAUCGACGGCCUCAUGGAGGGCAUGCUGUACUACUUCCGGGUCCUCCCUGAGAACAUCUAUGGUAUCGGUGAGCCCUGCGAGACUCCUGACGUCAUCCUGGUUUGUGAGGUGCCUCUGCCACCAAACAAGCUGGAGAUGAUCGACGUCACCAAGAGCACCGUCAUCCUGGGCUGGGAGAAGCCCGAGCACGAUGGUGGCAGCAGACUGACGGGCUACGUCAUCGAAGCCUGCAAGUUUGGCACUGACAAAUGGAUGAAAGUGGCCACACUGAAGACGACUGAAUUUGAGCACACCAUCGAGAAGCUGAACGAGAGCGAGCAGUACUUGUUUAGAAUCAAAGCAAUCAACAGUAGAGGAGCCAGCGAGCCCAAAGAGCUUGUUACUGCCAUCACUGUACAGGAACAGAGAGUCAUGCCCGUGGUGGACUUCUCCAGUAUUCCUCAGAAGGUCGUCAAUGUCCUGGCCGGCAAGACUCUGGAGUUGGACCUGCCCAUCAUUGGCAGGCCUCCUCCAAUCUGCUCCUGGUACUUCAGAGAUAACAAGCUGAAAGUCACAGAUCGUGUCAAGAUCAAGAGCUCUGGCAAGUUCUCCAAACUAGCCGUGUCCGAGACCACUAUCGACGACACUGGUGACUACUCCCUGGAGGUGAAGAACGCUGUCGGUGUUAUCAGCGAGGUCAUCAAGGUCAUCAUCCUCUCUAAACCUGAUGAACCAAAGGGACCCAUCAGGAUUGAUGAGAUUGAUGCUACCACCGUCAGCUGCAGUUGGGAUCCUCCAGCUAGAGAUGGCGGAGCUCCUAUCAGUGGCUACAUGGUGGAACAGCGUGAUGCUCACAGACCCGGCUGGGUGCCCGUCUGCGAAUCUGUUAGCCGACCUACCUUCAAGUUUGAGAAACUGAAUGAGGGUGAUGAGUAUGUCUUCCGUGCCGCUGCCAUUAAUCGCUACGGCACUGGAGAAUUCCUUCAAACUGAGAACAUCACCUGCAGGAGCUUGACGAAUGUGCCUGGACCUGCUGGCCGUCCAACCAUCUUUGAUGUUUCUCGUGAUGGCAUGACCGUGGCCUGGAACCCGCCAGAUGAAGAUGGCGGCCUGGAGGUUUCUGGAUACAUCAUCGAGCGCAAAGAAGUCAGGUCUGACAGAUGGGUGCGUGCGAACAAGAAUCCCAUCACCAUGACCAGAUACAGGUCGACGGAGCUUAUUGAGGGCCUGGAGUAUGAACACAGAAUCACUGCCAUCAAUGCCAGAGGACUUAGCAAACCAAGUCUGCUAUCCAAACCAGCAGUGGCAACAGAUCCCAUCGAUCCACCUGGCUGUCCUCAGAACCCAAGGAUCACCGAUACCACCAAAUCCUCUGUGUCGCUGGCUUGGAGUCCUCCCGACGAUGAGGGAGAUGCAAGGGUGGAUGGUUACCUGAUUGAGAUGCAGAAGGUGGGAACCAUGCCUUGGAUUAAGUGCAACACCACACCAUCUUUAAUCUGCGAGUACACACUGACCAAAAUGCCACAAGGAGAGGAGUUCAAAUUCCGUGUGAUGGCCUGCAACGCCGGCGGCUCCGGAGAGCCUGCUGAAGUCCCUGGAACUGUGGCAGUGACUGAGAUGCUUGAAUCUCCUGACUAUGACCUUGAGCUGAAAUACAAAGAUGUGUACGUUGUACGCCAUGGAGGUGUGGUUAGACUCUCUGUGCCCAUCAAGGGUAAACCUCAACCAACCUGCAAGUGGUCCAAGGAUAGCGGCACAGUCUCCACCAUGGCCAUGAUUGCCUCCACGGAUGACACCAGUGAGCUGGUGAUCAAGGGAGCCGAAAGGAGUGAUUCUGGAGUGUACGACCUCCUGCUGGAGAAUAGCGUUGGCAAGAAGAAGGCCCAAAUCAAGGUGAAGGUCAUCGGCCGCCCAUGUGCUCCGGAGGGACCAAUGGUCUUUGAGGAAAUUCAGGCCAACUCUGUCAAGGUGUCGUGGAAGAUGCCCACGGAUGACGGUGGCUCAGAGAUCCUAGGUUACAUCGUAGAAAGACGUGAGGUUGCCAGAAAUGCCUGGUACACCGUGGACUCCAGAGUGACUGACACUCAGCUGGCUGUCAAGGGCCUGAAGGAGGGCACAGAGUACCACUUCAAGGUCACAGCUGAAAACUCCUUCGGUAUCAGCGCCUCUCUGAAGUCAGAGCAGCCACUGGUACCCAAGACUCCUAUCUGUCCCCCUGAGCCUUCAAGUACCCCACCAGAGAUCAUGGACAUCACCAAGAGCUCUGUGGCCUUGGCCUGGUCCAGACCAAAGGACGACGGUGGUUCUACCAUCACUGGCUACUUUGUUGAAUACAAGGUGGUGUCAGCUGAAACGUGGUCCCGACACCAGACCAAGAUCACCUCCACCAUGUUUACUCUGCCUGGACUCACCCCUGACGCAGAUUACCAGUUCCGCAUUGUUGCUGUCAACAAUAUCGGCGAGAGCGAGGCUGGUCCUGUGUCUGACCCAGUCACAUGCAAGGAUCCAUUCGACAAACCAAGUCAACCAGGCGAGAUCGACACAGUGAAUGUAACAAAGAACUUCGUCACCAUCCGCUGGCAAGCACCAGAGUGCGAUGGUGGAAAGGAGGUCUUAGGCUACUGGGUGGAGUACAGGAAGUCCAUUGAGAGCACCUGGAAGAAGUCCAACAAGCAGAGACUGAAGGAAAAGGAGUUCACCAUGCCUGGACUGGCUGAGGCAACAGAGUACGAGUUCAGAGUGUUUGCUGAGAAUGAGACGGGAAUGAGUAGACCUCGUAGAACUGCCACAUGCAUCAAGACCAAACUGAGUGUUGAAACUAAACCAGGCCUGAGAAAGGAAAUGGAUGAAGUAACUGCCAAGCUUGGCCAGCCUGGUAUCAUGAAGUGCCAGAUUAUUGGCAGACCUCUCCCUGACAUCAAGUGGUACCAUGCCAGCAAGGAGAUUAUUGAGUCCCGCAAGUAUGAGAUGAGCUCUGAUGGCCGCAAUCACUCGCUGUCUAUUAUGACAGAUCAGCAGGAGGACGAGGGAGAGUACACUUGCAAAGCCAUCAACGACGCCGGAGAAGCCGAGACCACAGGCCUUCUGGUGUUGGAGGCUGCUGCAUCCUUCCACCCUGAUUACCCGCUGAAGGAAACCUACUACGCCGGCCUGGGAUCUACUCUGCGCAUCCAUGCCGUCUACAUAGGCCGCCCUGAGCCAAAGAUUAUGUGGCUGCAUGGAGCAAAGACCCUGGAGAACACAGAGGACACCAGCAUUGAGACCACCGAGCACUACACACACCUGGUGAUCAAGAACGUGCAGCGCAGAAUUCAUGGAGGCAAAUACAGGAUCAGACUGCACAACCACUUUGGCAGGGCUGACACUGCAUUCAAUGUCGAGAUUUACGACAAACCCGAGGUCCCUCAGGGUCCCAUUGUGCUCGAUGCUCUCCUCAAGAACUCCGUCAUAAUCAGCUGGAAGGCUCCCAAGGACGACGGAGGUUGCAUGAUUACCAACUAUAUAGUGGAGAAACGUGAGGACAAGGAAGGCGCCGAGUGGGAACUGGUGUCGUCAUCCAUAAAUGGCAUAUCCUGCCGUGUGCCCAACCUCAUUGACAGUUCCGGAUACUUCUUCCGUGUGUACGCCCAGAAUCGCUAUGGCAACAGUGAGCCACUGGAACUCGCAUCCCCAAUCCUGAUCAAGAGCCAGCUGCAGAAACCAUCACCGCCUCUGUCACCAGUUGUUUCCGGAGUUACCAAGGACUCCUGUGUGGUUUCCUGGAAGCCUCCGCUCAGCGAUGGUGGCUCCAAGAUCAAGAGUUAUAGCCUUGAGAAGAAGCACAAGAAGGACAAGAAAGAAUGGAGCGAUUGGACUCUGGCGACCACAGACGAGAUCAAACAGACAGUGUUCUCCAUCAAGCAUCUGACUGAGGGCGUUGAGUGCAUCUUCCGUGUGAAGUGUGAGAACCUUGGGGGACAGAGUGACUACAGCGAGGAGACCGCUCCUAUCGUUCCAACCACAGCCGUUGAGAUUCGUGCACCUGCUUUCAAGGAAGAGCUGAGGAACAUGAGCAUCAAGUUCAAGAGCAAUGCUACCCUUGUCUGCAAGAUCACAGGGCAACCCAAGCCUGUAAUUAAAUGGUUCAGACGAGGAAAGGAGAUCCACUCCGAUGGCAAAAAGAUUAAGAUACAAGAGUUCAAGGGAGGUUACCACCAGCUGGUCAUCACCGAGGCUGAUGAGGAAGACUCCACUGUGUACCAGAUCAGGGCCACCAAUCAGGGAGGCUCCAUCUGUGCUACAGUCUCUCUGGAUGUGGAAAUCCCUGCAAAGAUUCACCUGCCAAAGAACCUGAAGGACAAGGAAGCCAUCCCCGCUCUGCGCGGAGAGGUGGUCAAUAUCAAGAUUCCUUUCGGCGGCAAACCAGAUCCUGUCAUCACAUGGCAGAAGGGACAAGAUCUUAUUGACAGCAAUGGCCACUACCAGGUCAUCGUCACCAGAUCAUUUACUUCUUUAGUGUUCACCAACGGAGUCGAGAAGAAAGAUGCUGGUUUCUACAUUGUCUGUGCCAAGAACAGAUUCGGCAUUGACCAGCAGACAGUUGAGCUGGAUGUCGCUGACGUUCCUGAUCCUCCACGUGGUGUCAAAGCCAGUGACGUCUCCAGAGACACCGUCACACUGAACUGGGUGGUCCCAGCGAACGAUGGAGGCAGCCGGGUUAUUAGCUACAUCAUUGAGAAAUGCCCCACCACUGCUGAGAGGUGGGAGCGUGUUGCCCAGUCCCGCGACACCCACUACACUGUUACCAAUCUUUUUGGAGGAACCAGCUAUCAAUUCAGAAUCAUUGCUGAGAACAAAUUUGGACAGAGUGCUCCAUCUGAGACCAGCGGACCUGUCAUGACCAAGGAGGACAAAUCCAGAGUUCUGCUCUACGACAGGGAGGUUGACGACACUGGACGUGUCCCCAAGGGCAAGGUUAACUCUGAUGCCAAGAACAUGCAUAACAAAUAUGCCAUUGCAGAGGAAUUGGGCCGAGGACAGUUUGGCAUUGUCCACCGCUGUGUUAACAUCAGCUCUGAGAAGACCUACAUGGCUAAAUUCUUCAAGGUGAGAGGCGCCGAUCAAGCAAUUGUCAAGAAAGAAAUUACAACAUUGAAUCUGGCCAAACACACCAACUACCUUCUCCUCCACGAGUCUUUUGAGAGCCCUGAGGAGCUGGUGAUGGUCUAUGACUUUAUCUCUGGCGUUGACAUUUUUGAGCGCCUGAACACAGCUGAGUUUGAACUCAAUGAGCGAGAGAUUGUCAACUAUAUCCGGCAGAUCUGCUCAGCUCUUGAGUUCCUACAUGCUGAGAGCUAUGGACACUUUGAUAUCAGACCAGAGAACAUUGUGUACACAACUAGAACCAGCUCUAAUGUGAAGAUUAUUGAGUUGGGCCAGUCCAGACACCUGACUCCUGGAGAACAAAUCAAGAUCCAGUAUACCACUGCAGAGUACGCUGCUCCUGAGAUGCACCAGUGUGACAUGGUUAGCAGUGUCACUGACAUGUGGUCGGUUGGUGUCCUUGCCUAUGUGCUUCUCAGUGGACUUAAUCCAUUCACAGCGGAGACCAACCAACAGAUGAUUGACAACAUUUCAAAUGCAGCUUACAGUUACGAUGACGAGUCCUUCAAGCAGGUUAGUGUCGAGGCAUUAGACUUCACCGACCGCCUAAUGACAAAGGAACGUAAGCAUCGUAUGAAUGCUGCUGAGGCUCUGGCUCAUCCCUGGCUGACCAAGCCCACAGAGGAGAUCGGCACCAGAGCGAUCCAAACAGGAAGGCACAAGAGAUACUACCAGACAAUGGUGAAGAAAGAGUGGAAAACUGUCGUCUCUGCAGCUCGAGUGGCCAGCGGGGGCUCCAUCAGAUCCCAGCGUGGUGUCUUUAUCGCCAAGGUGAAGAUUGCUCCGUUUGAACACGGUCCUGUUGGAGGCCAGAUUGGCCAUGCAGUGGUGAAUGAGGGAGACAAUGUGAAAUUCACCUGCAGCAUUGACAACUAUGAUAGCACUACUGAAGUGACAUGGUACUGUGGCGUCAGGCAACUUGAAGCUGGUGUCAAAUGUGAAAUUGAGUAUGAAGAUGGCCUGGCUGUAAUCACCAUCAACAAGGUCACAAGAGCAGACGAUGGCACCUACAGAUGCAAGGUUGUGAAUGAGUAUGGUGAGGACAGUGCCUACGCAGAGUUGUUCGUCAACGGUGUUAGAUCUUACCGUGACUUUUUCACCACCCGUGUGGUCAAGAGAACAAAGCGCAGAGUCGACACUGCCAGGAUGCUUCAGAAGCCUCCGGAGUUCACCCUUCCUCUGGUCAACCGUACAGCCUACAUUGGUGAGGAUUUGCGCUUUAGCGUAACCAUCACUGUUCACCCUGAGCCUCGCGUCAUCUGGCACAAAUCCGGACAGAAGCUCAUCCCUGGAGAAGAUGAGAAGAAAUACACCUUCAUCAGCGACAAGGGUCUGUACCAGAUGAUUAUCCACAAACUUGAUGAUGAGGAUGAUGCAGAGUACAGCGUUGUGGCCCGUAACAGGUAUGGGGACGACAGCUGCAAGGCCCGUCUUACCGUUGUUCCUCGACCCAAACCAGCAGACCUCACCCUGAGGCCAAUGUUCAAACGCCUGCUCGCAAACGUAGAAUGCAGGGAGGGCCAGAAUGUGCGCUUUGAGAUUAGAGUAUCGGGCCAUCCCAUACUGAAGUGGGAGAAGGAUGGCAUGCCUUUAGCCUUUGGACCAUCUAUUGAGGUUGUACAUGAGGGUCUGGAUUACUUCAUCCUUCACGUGAGAGACACUCUCCCUGAGGACUCUGGUGUGUACAGAGUUACUGCUACCAACUCUGCUGGAUCUGCCAGUUGCCAGGCUACGCUCAAAGUGGAACGCGUCACUCAUGUAAAGAAAGAAUAUGAGCCCAGUGAAAAGGAGAAGAAAUUGAUGGCUGGAAAAGAGUUAUUAGAAAAAAAGGUUAGGCUGUCUCAGAUUUUGUCUGACACUGUCUUUAUACCUUUACCACCUGUAGCAGUUCAGGCUGUCAGGGAGGCAGCCACCAUGUUCAAACCUGCUGUGACGACUAAGAAGGGUGAGAAGACCGAGGCUGAGAUAAAGAAAGAAAAGGAGGAGAGGAAGAAGCGGGCAGAUGAGAAGAGGCUGCGUAUGCCCUAUGACGUCCCCCCUCCUCGUGUCAUUAACCCAGCUGUUCUUGAGGAGGAUGUAGAAAUAAAACACUUUCAGCCACUCUCUGACAUGAAAUGGUACAAGAAGCUGCGGGAUCAGUACGAGUUCCCUGAGCCUAUGGAUAAAAUCAAGCAGAAGAGGAUGAAGCGAAUCCGCCUCUCCAGGUGGGAGCAGUUCUAUGAGGUGCCUAUCAGGAUUAAGGACCAGUAUAAGCCUAAGUGGCGCAUCUCGUCCAUGACUCAGGAUGACUUGGAGACUGUGAGGCCUUCAAGGCAUCGCACUCCUUCCCCUGAGCUGGAGGCCUACCGCAGGAUCAGGAGACGGUCCCUGGGUGACCUGUCGGACGAGGAGUUACUGCUGCCUGUGAAUGAGUACCUGGCCAUGAAGAGAAUUGAGGAGGAAAGGCUUCGUCUGGAGGAAGAGCUGGAGCUCGGUUACUCUGCUUCUCCACCUAGCUUCAGCCCAGUUCGGUUUGAGCUGUCCGCCCUGCGUCCUUCAUCUCCAAGAAAAGUCUACAGUGAUGACGAAGAGGGAGAAGAAAUCCGCACAUAUGACUCCUACCGAAUUCCAUCUAAAUACGAGGCUGGCCCAAGUUUUGUUGACCUCCGCCAGCGUCACGACAAAGCCACAUACAAACCUCCAAGACAGAGGGCGUAUGAAGAGAGGGAGGAUCAGGAGCUGCUGCGCCCAUACACCACUGCUCAGAGGAUGUCUACUUACAAGAGUGAACUCAAGCACAUGGAGUUUGAGGAGAAGACUCGAACCUUCAAAAAGGAAUCAACUGUAACUGUUGCAAAAGUCUCUCGAGAAAUUGAUUCUGAACACCUGACAUCUUUUACCUCAGAAUAUGUUCCUAAACCAAUCAAGAAGCUCCAAAUGCCUGAAGUCGGGAGGCGUUCUCCUACCCUAGAACGGUCUGCCAAGACUGAAGAGACCCUUCCUAAAGUUGACUAUGCUUCCAGGUAUGAAGAGAGAAAGCAGGCUCUGAGGUCAGAGAGAAGAUCAAUGGAGAGGACAGUUGAGGUGGUAACACAGGCUCCUUUCAGCCUUGAUCACGCCCCACGUAUUACAAUCAGGAUGCGAUCUCAUCGCGUACCCUAUGGGUCCAGCACAAGGUUCACCCUGAAUGUCCAGACCAAACCAGAGCCUGAGGUCCAGUGGUUCCAUAAUGGAAAAGAGAUUCAUCAGACAAGCAAAUAUCACAUGACCAACAUCAGUGGGGUUCUGACUCUCAAGAUCAUCAACUGUGUGACUGAAGAUGCCGGCACGUACCGCGUGGUCUGCAAGAACACCAAAGGAGAGACUACCGACUAUGCUACGUUGGAUGUAGCAGGAGAAGAAUAUGCUGCCUUCUCUUCAUUCCGCAAAGAUGAGGAGCCUCCAUCCGCCCAUCUGCCCGAAAUGACCAGAACAGAGGUGUAUCACGUCUCCUCCUCUAAAACAACAGUGAAGGAGAGUGUGACUGAAACUGUGAAAAAGACCACCACUAUUGUUGAGAAGCCAAGGGAAAAGCCUGGUGUUCCUGCCAAGAUCCUGACCAAACCACAGUCACUGAUUGUAGAGGAGGGAAGCCUUGCCAGGUUUGAGUGUGAUGUGGAUGGCGAACCAGCACCUUCUAUUAACUGGCUGCACGAAGGAACAGUUAUUGGUUCCUCUGCCCGUCACCACAUUGUCUCAACUCAGUACAGCUCCUAUUUCGAGAUCUCAGCUGUUGAGACAUUAGAUGAAGGAAGCUACAGUCUGCUGGUGGAAAAUGCUGGAGGCAAACAAGAGGCCCAUUUCACUCUGGCCAUUCGCAAGUCUGAGUCCAAGGAGGAAGUAGUCGCCCCUCCCAGAAUCACCUCCCCAGAGGCCAAAUCCCCUCUUGCCAAAUCCCCUGAACCUGUCAAAACUCCUCAGAGAGUCAAGUCCCCUGAACCAAUCAAGUCACCUCAGAGAAUGAAGUCUCCAGUCUCACCAAAGUCCCCAACACCAAAGUCCCCAACAAAGAAGCCUACCUUCUUGGUCGGGCUAAGUGACGUCACUGCAGCCUCUGACUCCAUCGUCAAGCUCUCAGUGAAGGUGACCGGAGAGCCUAAACCUGCAAUCUCAUGGAUGAAGGACGGACAGGCUUUGUCUCAGGGAGGGAAGUAUGAAACCUUUGAGGAGUAUGGCUCAGCUUAUCUUGAGAUCUAUGAAGUGGAGGUCUCCGAUAGCGGGCUGUACACGUGCACUGCUACCAGUGGUGCUGGAGUAGUGUCAACAGCCUGCACAGUCACUGUACGAGGUAAGACAACAAGUAUCCCUCAUCAACCUGCCGCUAAAACAAUCUCUGAAGUCAUGAAACAGGAAAUGGCCCAUGAUGAGGUCCUGUCCUCUGUGAAGGAGGUCAAGUCCUCCCACAGCCAGAUGUGCACCACGGAGGGACAGUCUCUGACGCUGAGGGCCAACAUCUCCGGGGCCUCCGACAUCAGGUGGAUCCUAAACGGGGUGGAACUGGCCAACUCGGACCAGUACAGAUACGGAGUGUCUGGAAACGAACAGACCCUGACCAUCAGGUCGGUCAGCCAGCGUGAGCAGGGGAUCGUCACAUGUCAGGCUCAAACGAAGCGAGGCCUGGUCCGGUGUCAGUUCGACAGCGCGGUCACGGCCGAGCGCUCAGACGCACCCCACAUCCUGGUGCAGCCCAGGUCCCAGAAUGUGAAUGAGGGACAAAAUGUCAAAUUCACAUGUGAACUUGCAGGAGAGCCGACCCCUGAAGUGGAGUGGUUGAAAGACAACAUGAUUAUAUCUGUCACAUCAAACAUGAAACUGAGCCGCUCCAGGACUCUGUACACUCUGGAGAUUUGUGAGGCCACAGUUGCAGACAGUGGGAAAUACACGAUAAAAGCCAAAAAUCAGUGUGGACAGUGCUCUGCAACCUCUUCCCUCAACGUCAUCACUCUUGUUGAAGAACCAACACAAAUCAUUAUUGUGGAGCAAAGAUCUUCAACUGGCGCUGCUGCCAGCAUGCAGAAACACAUGUCGGGCUCAUCAGCUCUUAUGGAGGCAUCUUCCAUGCAGGCCGUCGGUUACAGCAGCAGCUCCCGCUCUGCUGCCGAGUAUUCGUUUGAGAGCAUGUCUGCGGCGAGCAUGUCCGCCAUGACGGCUGAGUCCAUGCUCUCCAUGAGCUCCAUGAGCUCCAGCAGCCAAAUGAUGGAAAUGUCUACUCACUCGCAUGCUGAGGCCUCCUCCUCGCUGAGGGCCCUCACAGCCGGGGGAAAACAAGGCGCGCCCCCGAAGAUCGAAGCUCUCCCGCAGAACGUGAGCGCCGAGGCGGGGAAGCCCCUCACUCUGGCGGGCGUCUUCUCCGGAGAGCCCGCCCCCUCCGCCCAGUGGCUCCGCUCGGGUCGACCCAUCCCCGGCGGGGACGAGCGGUGCCGCGUGGAGAGCACCGCCGCCCUCUCCACCCUGGUGAUCUCCGCGGUGAAGGAGGCCGACGGCGGCGCGUACACCCUGCGGCUGUGCAACGAGCUCGGCUCCGACUCCGCCACCGUCAACGUCAACGUCCACGUCCGGUCCAUGUAA